GCGCAGCAUAUUUUCCUAAGGCAGGCCCUUAUCUUUAGCACGGAAUGAGGAAGAGGCUGCGAAAAUUAUGAGCAAAGGUUAGCUCAACUCCCAUCAUUCUGGCUUUGCUCUCCCAAUAUUAAGACAGGAGAGCAAUGACUCCACAAAGAACGGAACUGCCCAUUUUAUAAAGAAAAACACAAGAGACAAAGGAAAAAAAACGUCAAAAAGAGAACUUCAACCCAAAGAGUGUACAAGUAAGUUAUCUUGAAUAUAGCUUUGUGAGUAAAUAGACUGUGUAUACACGCACUAGAGAGUGAAUUGUCAGGAGUUUAAAGUGAAUUCCAAUUUUAAAUUAACUUUCUGUUGUUUCACAGGGUUACUUACGAAAGUGAGAAUUCACAGUGAAUUUAAAUGGAAUUCCAAAUUAAAGCUAAGCUAUCUAUGUUUCUGACUACUCUGGUCUUAAAUUUGAAAUUCACUUUGAAUUCUCACUUAGUAAGUUAGUAACGAGUAACUAGUAAAUGACUCUGUUUGAAUUUUGUUUGAGAAUUCACAUUUGUGAGUGACCUCAGCCGUUUCAGUUACCAUUUCCGAACUGUGUAGGCUGUCUGUUCAAUAUAAUUACCUUUCAUUUAAUGUUUUAAAAAUAUUUUAGUAAUUUUAGGAUUUUUGAUCCAUUAUUACAUUGGAUUUUUUAAAGCAUUAUUCAGAAACAUAAUAACCGUUUUCGACCUAAUCCGAUAUUCUAAAUCAAUACAGAGUGUGUUGGAGGGUGAUUGAUUGGCAUUCCUGCUUGAUAUGGCUGAUAUAAACACACGUAAUGUUCACCAGUGUGGGAGAUUUUGUUUAUUCUCUGUGGCUAUUGUAUAGUGAACACAGCUUAGUAUUAUAUAUAUAUAUGGUAAUAUCAAAGGUUGCACUCACAGAUUCAUUAAAAAAUUAACUUUUACUGAAUCUUCCUUAAAAAAAAAUCGAUGUUUCAGUCCUACUUGAAGACUUUCAUAAGCAUUAUGUAAACAUAAUGGUUUACAUAAUGCUGAUGAAAGUCCUCAAGUAGGACUGAAACGUCGAUUUUUUAAGGAAGAUUCAAUAAAAGUAAAUUUUUUAAUGAAUCCGUGAGUGCAACCUUUGAUAUUACCAGUUGGAUACUUGGAGCCCUGGGAGUGCACCUGGUUUGGGAAUUGGAGUCUGAGUGCAAGGUACAGUGCUUUUUUUCUAUAUAUAUAUAUAUAUAUAUAUAUAUAUAUAUAUAUAUAUAUAUCCCAUUUAUUGCCAUUUUCUGUAGAAUUCUCUGCUCAGUUUCUGCACAUUGUUCUGCUCAUUUGCAGGUGAAGGAAUUUGUGAUAUUCCAUGUUACAUUCUUCGAAUCCUUGACAUAUAGAAUUAAGGGCUAGGCAGGUAAAUGCUGUCUACCGGCAAUUAUAAACCUAGGUACAGAGCCGGUUGCUCUGACAAUGCGGCCCCUAGGCAUUGCCCCUCAAAUAAACUAAAAAAUAUUAUUAUCUCUUGUGUUCCUACCGUCUAAUGGAAGAGGGAACUUAUCCCUGGUGAGCUCUGGACCAGUCCUAGAAUAGACCUCAAACCAUAUAGUCUCACCCUCUGAAUGCAUGUUCUUACAUAAAGGGUGCUGUGACAUGACACAUGAUUCUGAGGCCCUAGACAGAGCACUUACUGAGUUAUUAGGGAUCCAAAACAGAGGUCUGAGUCAUUGCAAGCACCAGCCUCAUCUUUUUUCCAGUUACUGAUUGGAAAUUUGGAACAUUGCAGUGCAGUUUGCACUUAGCACCUGGAAGGGAUAUAGCAAGGGUUAUCGUAUACACCAGGGACACAUAUCACGUAUACAUAUUGAUGGGCAGCACAUGAAAAGGGUUGCCCUGUAGUAUGUAGAAUUCAGAAGAAGGAGUAUAAGAUUAAGUAAUGAUGAAUCCUGCAGAAUUACAGAAUAUUACAGAAUUACCGAAUAUGCAUGCAGGGCAAACCCUAUAAAUAAUAGCAUAAUAAUAAUAAUUACUAGCCCAGACUGUCUGCUCGGCUACAGUAUAUCAAUGAUUCCAGCAUCUUACCUUAGACAGUAAGACAGACAAUGAAUGCACUACUAUAUUUGUGCUUGGAAUUUAAUAUGUUAUGGAAUGUAUAAGAUGCAUAGUUGGUUGAGGUGUGCCGAAACCAACGAACAAGCAGGCCUGUAAUGAAAGAGGGCCCACAAAGGUGAAAUGUAAUAUUUAGAUGGGUGUUGGUGGGUGGGGUCAAUCAGCUUGAACGGCAGAGGUGAGUAGGGGCUAGGAGUUUAAGUAGGGGCCAUAACUCCUCCCACAAAUUCAGGUCUAAUGGCCUUUUAACUUGUGCUCGGAAUUUAAUAUGUUAUGGAAUGUAUAAGAUGCAUAGUUGGUUGAGGUGUGCAGAAACCAAUGAACGCGUAGGCCUGUAAUAAAAGAGGGCAAAAAGGAGGAUGCAUAGAAAACACACUUUAUUGCUUGUUACAAUGCUAAACUUCUAAAUGCUUGUCGUAGCUCCCUCUUCAGUCGUGGUAUGUAAGUAUUGUAAAUUGAGGAUUUCCAGCGGCCCAGUCUCUUAACAAUGUGGACUGGUGUGUUUGAGCUAGAUGCUGAUGAUGCUGCGCCUAUACAGAAGGAGUGACCAGAGAAGGAAGCCGGGUUGCAGCCUAACCUUGACAGCAGAGUUCUGACAUGAGAUGUGAACUUAGCUGUGGUGAGUGGGUGCCCUUGGAGUAAUAAUAGUGAGGUGUCAGGUGAGUGUGCGUGGUGAUAUUCUAGAAAAAUGUUGAGUACUUUGACAGGGCACCAGGCAUACCUGGUAGGGAAAAGAGGAAUGGUAGUGGGAUGAUCGAUGUGGUUAGUUUUCGUGGAAGGUAAUGAAAGGACAUAGUGAGUCAUCGACUUUCUUUAGGUGAGACAGUUUUAGGCUUGAUUUGGUAUCUACCUGGCGUACAACAGUAAACUCCCUAGGUCUAAGAAAGCCAUAGAAAGCGAUAAUGAUGGCGACCUUUAUAACAGAGUUUGUGUGAUAAUCAAGAGGGGAUUUGUCCAGUUGUAGUCUAACAAUAGGUCCAUCUAUUGGCAAUCUGGUAGUGGUAGGGGUAGCUGUAACCUUAUGAAUACCUUUAAGGAUGUUCUUAAUAAGGUAUGAUGCUAAGAAAGGUGCGUGAUUAGGAACGUUAGUGAGGACGGUGUUGUACCCGUGUGAAGUAAAGAUUAAUGGUGUUGUAAGAUAAUUUGAGGUGUAGGUGACAGAAGGAGGCAAAAGCCACCAUGGUUUUAAUAGAGAAAAAUCUCCCUGCAAGUGAAACUCCACAGUGAACUUAUUGAAAAUAGUCAGUGCCCUAGCGUAAGUGGUAGUGGUGUUGGGUGAGAGUGCGUGGUGCGUGAGUGCCUGAGCGUGGCUUAGUAGCUCAGUUAGUCCAUGAGUAGUUGUGAAAAGGUUGUAUCCUGGAUGGUAGGUGGUGGGCCAUAGGGAGUGCCUGGAAGAAUACAUGAAAAUGAGAGCGGGAAAGAGCAUCAGCAGUUGUGUUACGAAUACAAGGAAUGUGUACGUAGACUAGGUGAAACUGAGUGGUUGCUGCUAGCCAAGUCAGCUUGCAUACCAGCCUCAUAAUGGUUAGAGAGGAGGACCGCCCCUUGUUGAUAAUUUUGCAGGCUGCUGAAUUGUCUGAGCAGCAUUUGACUGCCUUGCCGGUCCAAAGAUGGCCUCAUGUAUGAGCGGCCGCCAUGAUGGGGUAAAUCUCGAACAAUGAGGAUGUUUCUCUAAAGGCCGGCAAGGCAUCCGUCUCAGUGGGUCAGUUAUCCCUAAACCAGUGGAUUCCAAAUAUGGCUGCAAACCCAGUGUGUGCUGCUGCGUCUGUGUAAAUAGUAGGUGAAAGAUCGGAUAGUGGAGGAAUAAAUAGGGAGACUCCAUUCCACUCGGACAAGAAGUUUCUCCACAUGUGCAAAUCUACCCUGGCUGGAUCAUUCAAUGUAAUUGAGCAGGAGUUGGGCACCCCAUGGAGUAGACACAGUAGCCUAGAGACGAAUGAUCUGCCCUGUGGAAUGAUCUGCAUCGCAAAGUUAAGGGACCCCAACAAGGACUGGAGUCCUUUUCUGGUGCACAUAUCACUCCGCAGGAGCAGACUGAUUUUCUCCCUACUGCGGGUCAAUUUCUCUGGUGGUAGGCUGGCUUAAAAAGAUUCUGUGUCCAAAACGAUGCCCAAGAAAACUAGCUUAGUGAAGGGUCCAAUUGUUUUACUUGGUGACAGGGUCACACCUAGUGUAGUGAACACGACUGUGGUGCUGUGAAUGCUACAGGUUGCUUGGGAGCCUGGUUCUACUGAAAAACGUCCAAAUUGUGAAUAACGGAUGGACACCUAACUAUGUUUAGGGACCGGCAGCAGUGCGUUUCUGCGAAUAUGUCAAACAGGGCUGCUCCUAGACCCAAAAGUGAGCCGGGUAGAAAAAUAAUACCUGUCCCGCCAUUUAACACCAUGUAAGUGCCAUAGUUAGGGGUGAAUGGGUAAGAGCUUGAACGCAUUGGUAAUGUCGGUCUUGUUUAGCCAUGCCUUGCUGCCUGCUGUGAUAAUAGCUUGCAUAGCGUUGUCGAUUUUUGCGUAGUGUAAUGAAAACUCCUCAGCGGGUAUGAGAGAGUUUAUGCUGGGGACGGGAGAAGAAUGAGGUGCUGAGAGGUCGAUAAUCAAUCUUUUUUUAUUAGAGUACUUGUGCACAGCUACCCCGAUGGGGUUGGUACGCCAGGAUGAAAAAGGGGAUACUGUGAAAGGGCCAAUCAUGAAACUUGCUUUAGAUUCUGUGGACAGUAGGUGGUCCACCAUGAGAGCACCAUGAGAGCUGACAGCAGGUUUGGGCAUUCGGGAGUGCCUCUGGGGAUGGCAAUGAGACCUGUGUGAAAAUCCUGUGAAAAUCCUGUCACCAAAAAUUCUACCAAAUGCCUAGCUGGGUGGGAGCGUAGGUAGUAAGCCACAACAUCUAUGUUGACAUCAGUCAUUUUUUAGGUGAAAGUCAGGCUGGGCACAUAGUCUUGGUAGGCACUCUGAAACAAAUGGAGCAGACGUGGAACAACCUGCAUGCGCUGAAGCUGCAUGCACCACCAUUUAAAUUGUUGCACACUUGCGCCACUCGGCAGAAUAGGGAUUACCAAAGGAGGACCUGAAGGGCCUGGUAGGUCACCUGGCUGGUUGGUUUUGGCUGAUGCCACUUUGGACAGUCUACUAUUCAUAGUUUGGAGGUUGGCCAGUAUGGCGGUCAGGGUUUCCUGCGUAGAAUUGGAGGUGCUGGAAGACAGCCCUUGUGAGUUAGUGCCAGGCCUAGGGUCGCUGGCCUGAGCUGUCAAAAGGCUGUACAGCUCUGCCUUUCUGGCAGUGGCUGGAAAGGGGAUAUCCCUGAUUCUUAGUUCUUCUGCAAUUUUUGAGAUAGUCCAUGAUCUUAGGGACCUGGGGGUAGAGGUGGUGAGGAAUUCUUCUGGGGACCCAGGCCUGGCUGGCACGAUGGGUACUUCAUCCAAUGGUAGAUCAUCGAUGGAAAUGGAUUCUUGUGACAUUCUGAAAAAGGAAUAAUGAAUUAAAUUAGGUAGGGGAGUGGGAAGGAAGAACGGGAGCUUCGGAGAACUGACUUGCUGACUAGUGCCGAGGCGAAGAACUUAACAAAGCCAAGUGACAGGUGAGGCCCUGCUAAUGCCAAGAGGUGGUGAGAGGCUCUACCUAUUAUUUGGACCAAGGGAAAUCAUGGCCAAGAAACGUGGUGGCAGGAUGUUGGCCUCUUGAUGACCAUAAAAGAUUCAAAUACGUGUGGCCAUGACCUGGGAAGCCCUAGCUGUAGCCCUAAAGAAGGCGAGCCAGGCGGCUAACUAUGAUUUUGGCUGUGGGGCUGAACCUCCGUGUUGAGGUGGGGAGUAGGCCUUGCGGGACUGGUGCACUUACUUAGGGUUGCUAAGGCCAGCACCUAUCCCUGUAUGCCAGUUCUCUAAACCUGUUGGGGCUUGUCUCCUAACGAUGUGACCAAACACAUGUAGAUUCUAACCUAUUUCUCAUUUUGCUUAUUGCGUGAUACAGCAGUUUGUGGAUACAAAUUGCCCCUGAAGAAUAAACUGGUACAGCCAAGGCAUCAUAGGGAUAAGGUUGAUGCUAGUGACCCCUGAGUGUGCCACUGGUAUGCAUGAUGUAUGUAAAGAUGGCCAAAUGUAUGGAGAGGUGUGUACUAAUGCUGCAGUAACGUGAGAACCAUUCCAAAUCCAUUCCAAAUCCCUAAUAUAGCGACCCUAAGUAUUAAAAAUAGCCUGGCCACUGUAUGAUAACAGUGAUUUGUCAGUAGGGGACAGUUUAAAUUAAACCAAAAGGUCUCCCUAUCCGCAAUGAUAGACUAUACUUGUAUAAUAAUGCCAACAAGUGUGGGGUCAACUAUAAGAAAAUGUAUCUAAAUAUUGUGAAUACACAGUAACUAGUAGGAGAACAUGUAUAUAAUGAAAGGAGAGAGACAGUCUCUGAUACUAUUGUAUCUCCUACAAGGUAACUAAUAGAUACAGGAUAUGGAAAAUGAAAGAGAGGUAGAAAAAUCAAAUAGUGCUAAUGUGCAGCACCAUACUUAGGAUGUUGGUUACCUGCACAUGGUGAAAAGUGCCCAAAGUGAAAUUGUGAGAAAGAAAGAGUCAGAGAACGUGACGUGCGUUUCGGUGCUUAAAGCAUGCACCUUCUCUGGCCCCUGAUGUCUUUAAGGUCUGGGAUAAGUUGGAAUCCUUCUACAUUACUAUUGUAAACAUUAUUUGUCCACAGAUCGAAUCUUUACUAUUUAAUUCCAGACUAAACUCGAAUUGCAGGAGUACUUCCAGUGUUUUGAGUAUUUUUCUUUUUCUUUUUUGUCGAAUGGCCUUUUAACAUAUAUAUAUACAUAUAUAUAUAUAUAUAUAUAUAUAUAUAUAUAUAUAUAUAUAUAUAUAUAUAUAUAUAGGGGGAAAGCGUAAGCCCCUUCAAAGGCAGCUAAAUGUAUACCUAUUGUAUUUUUAAUGGAAAAAAAAGAAAAAAAACAAAAACAUAUUUCAAUAAACCCAACUUAGUCUAUUUGCUCCAGUGCUUGUCCUCCCCUGACUGAGAAACUAAUUCCUAAGCCAGAGCUCCGGUUAGCUCCAAUGCAUCGCACAGUGAGACUGGAAAUAAUUUAACUCCUUUACCCCAUUGCACUGUACAGGAGCCUUCAUGGAACUAUGUGUACAGUGCUUCAGAAAAGCGAAUUUAUUUAUUUUAUUUUAUUUUUGACAAUCUUUGUUCAUUAGGUUUUUUUCCCCAAGAUUAAUUAGAAAUACAGAAAUAAGAAGACAGUAAAACAAAUAUUGAGUUGUUAUAGCAUUUCGAGUAAACAUUUCCCUCAUGGGAAUUCCACAAUGCAAUAUUCACAGAAUGUUUUUUGGUUCAGGCUAGCGUUUCUUACAGAAGAAAGAGAAUUAAAAAUAAGGGGGUCAUUACGUAUAAUCUUGAAUUAUUCUGCUUUUGCCUUCUGUACAAUAAAGUUAGCUUAGGCAUUGUGUAAUUGAAAUCUUAUUUUAGUGCCCGGUCACUAUAGCUCAGGAUAUACCGUGGUACUUCCCCAGAUAAGCGUCUUUUAAUGUUUCAAAAAGCAUUUUAUCUUCUGGGAAUCCCGUUGUUACAUGGGCUAGAAGAGUGUCUUGUCCAUCUUAACAGUGUCUCCCCUGUCGUCCCCCUGCACUGUCGAUCGUAUGGGUUAAACCCCUGGAAGGGGAGAUGAGAGUAUUUCUGUUCUAUAUAAGUACCAUGGGGGCAUUUCAGACCUGAGUGUCCUAGAGGGUAGUGUGGGGAUAUUUAUGGGAUGAUAAUAUUAAGCAGUCGAGAAUUGCCCACUAUUUCAAUUCUCUUAGAUCUUAUAGAUUGUUUAUCAAAUAAGUGAAAUGUGUUCCAUACAAUUAAGAUCACAAUGUGUUAUAAAAAUAGAUUUAAUUUAUUGUGACAUAUAACAUAACAAUAAUAUUAGGCAGCAUGCAUGAUAUUAAUCAGUGAAUAUUUAGUAUAACAUAAGUAUGCAAUAGAAUGGCUAUAAAUGUUCCAAUGGCUAACAGCAUCUUCUGUCACUUAAUAAGAUUUAUUAGGGUAAGCUUCACACAGCGAAAAAAAGCCAUAAAACCUUGGCUAACAGUUAAAUCAACUGAGUAACCCUUUCCUCAUAGGCAUAUAGUAUCCUAUUCUCAUGUAAUUUUCAAUUAAAAUAACAUUCGAACCAGCUCAUUAGUCAUUUCCUGGAACCAUCCAAUAAGAAUAAUCUACCAGAUUUUUUACAAAAGCUGAAUUUUAAUUUGCCUAAAAAGAUAUCUUAUCUUAUUUUAGAGUAAAUCAAUACACCUGGAUAAAAACAGCGGUAUGCUAACACAUGAUAAUAUCACAUUAAUAUAUAAUUAUUCUUAAUUCCACCUGCAGAAUGGAAUGUUUAUAACUAUAUAUUCUUUAGUUAACUAAGAUUUCUAAAUAUUGAAACCUGACCGUGAUUUAUCCAGUCAUAUAUCAUGCUAUUAGUAAAUUUUAAUUAAUUUAAUUAAAUAAAACCAGCAUAAUUACCAGUUAUGUAGAUAUUCUCAUCAGAUGAGUAGGUAGUCCCAGGAACUUGAUUGGUUGUAUGGAGGUGCGUGAGUGAUAGCGAAAAGUGGUGUUGGUUAGAAAGUCAGAGUAAAAUUCUAAGUGUCAAAGAGUUUAAGAGUUGAGUGUCCAAGAGAGUUUAAGAGUAGAGUGUUAGUCCCAGAGAAUGUUUCUUGAGUCUCUCUCUCUGCAUGUCCGAAUCGGAUUGCCCAAACUCCAAUUCGUCUCUCUACCAACUACCCUCUUUCUUCCCUUUGUCCUAACUUUUAAAGGGCCAGACUCUCUGUACGUUAUUAGUUGAUACGCCAAUAGGAAACCGUAGGGGUGUUCAAUCUAUGGAUCGCAAUUUAGGUAUUUGAUCCAUAGAGGGCAGUCUUGCCUAACUAGACCUUCCUAUCCAGGAAAGAGUUAACUUUUCCUGAUGACGAUUUUGAUGUCAUUUGGCUUAUCUAAAAUGACCACCAUAACUUAGAUUUGCUGUCAGUUCAAAGCGUUUGUCUCAGUCUUUGUGGCAACUACUUUGAUCGUAAUUUCUAAAAUUGACAGUUCUAAACUCAAUUUCACCCCUUACUUACAAUGAAAACUUGUAAAAUGUAGAAAGUAAAAUUAAUUACUUAGUCUUCUCUGUCACUAGUGUCUGUGUUUAUGUAAUACAUUCCUUAGUGGUUAGUGAAAGCAAGGAAAUUAUGUGUCUUUGUUAUCCUGAAGAUAGCAAAAUGGAGUCUGCUCUGUUCUGAGUGACUCUGGCAAUAUACACUUUUAAUUUCUUUCUUAGCACAAAAUGUCUGCCGAUAUAAAUAUUCUGACAGUAGACCCUAUUGUUAGUCACUCACUAAUCCCUUAAGCUAAGCGCACAGGGGAAGAAUGAUCCAUGCUGGAUCCAGCUAAUUGCCAUUUGAUAUUGGUGAGUCAGCCUUAGCUGAUGAGAUGAGAAAGACGGGUGAACAAUUUUAGACAAGUAUGGUAUGGUAGUUCAGAAGUAGGGAAAAAGUGGAGAAAAAAAAAAUGAAGGAUGGGAGGGGAUAGGGUACGCAUCCCAAGUCCCGCAGGCUGCACCCGCCCACCACGCCGCAUGGGUACUCAGAGCCAGUCCCUCUUAGUAGGAGAUGUUGCCAUUGUCUCACUCAGUUGGUCUGUUACCAGGAGCUUCUCUUGUGUACGUCAAUGUCCUUCAUAUCUCCUCAUGUUUCUCCAGUCUUCCACUCACUGCUGCUAUUUCUGCUUCCACCUGCCCAAUCUCCUCCACUCUUUGGAGCCAGGCUUGAAACGUUGGUAGUUCUGUUUGCCGGCACAGAAAUGGGAUCAGUGAUUUAGCUGCCGUGAGUAGGUGAUGAGAUACUGUCUUCUUAUAUGUCGAUAUAGGCAGGGCUGAUUUGUUAAGUAGGACAUCUACCGGGUCAAAAGCAACCUCCUCAUCAGCUACCUCAUCGUCUUGUAGAUUUGUUUCGAGUAAGGCGUUAUGUGUGGACAAGACCGGAAUAAGUGGAGGAGAGUUCCCACCCCUCCCCAGUACCUCCAACAGACCUCCGACACCUCAGGGAGAUAUUAAUGAAUCUUCUGUGGUAUGUCAUACCACUGCAUGAGUAUUUUAUAAUUGAUUUCUUGAUAUCUGGCACAUCUAGAGCUGAGGGUUAUGUACUUGGCCACCUUGUCCAGUUUCUGAGGAGUGGUAAAGAGAGUUUAUGUACUUAUUAUGACGUAUGUGUUGACUGCAGUAGCAGCAUUCAAUGUCCUUUGAAUUACAGAUUCCUGAGUAUAUUUACAAUAUUCAUAAAGGGUUAUUUACUAAAGUGAGAUCUGCUGGUGUGUACUAAUGGACAGGAGCCUAGCUCCUCGCUGGUAUUUGUAUCCAUGUUUAUUUAAUUCCCCCCAAACCAUUGAUGAGUAAAUGUUCACCGUGAUAAAGAAAAUAUACAGGAUUUCGCUUGGAGACAAAAUAAAAUCUAAUCUACAUAGUUACAUAGUUACAUAGCUGAAAAGAGCCUUGUGUCCAUCAAGUUCAGCCUUUAUUACAUUUGUAUUUUGCUGUUGAACAUGCAUGCAUUUAAUUAUACAUUUUCCAUUAGUGGUAUACCUAAAAACAGCUUACAAAACUUGCAGACUUUGCAAGCCCUCCCCUUAUAAACCCAACCAGACUUUCUGUAGCUGUCCAAUCCCAUUCUCCUAAUGCAGCUCAAUGAGAAGUCUUUGCAAGGCAUGUGCUCUGUGCAAUUGCUGCCUCUUGAGUUUAGUUCCACUGAGCUAACCAAACCAGGAAGUAACAGGACCAGUUAUGUGAUUGACAGCCAUGGGGGUGUGACAAGGUUAAUUUAUAAAUGUGUCCAUUUCUACUGAAAUUUACACACUGUGUACAAUGAAACCAGAGGACACACUAUUCACACAUUAAGUACUUCAGUAAGCUAAAGUGUCCUUUUAAUAUAACUAUGAAUUAUCUGAGUUUUAGCAGGAGUUGUAUGCCUCCACUAACUAAUUUCAUAGUACAGCAAUGUGUUUCCCGUCUCUUUGGUAUCUAAAGGUUAUGGAUUCUCUGACCUACCCCCCACUCUCCCUUUGUUGUGUAUUCAUAACAUUGGUAUGUUUAAAGGAACAUUAUAGUGUCAGAAAUACAAAACUGUAUUCCUAACACUAUAGUGUCCUAUUGCCUCUGCUGUCCCCCCUUGCUCCCCUCUCCCCCAGUCCUGAAAGGAUUAAAAACCCUUGUUUUACUUACUUGUUUCCAGUGCAGACACAGGCUUGGUCUCCUCCUCCGGUGAUCACACGGCGGUAGGGGAACCUAAUACGCAUGGUAGACAGCCACUAGAUACAGUCUUCACCCUGCAAUGUGAACAUGUUUAAACAUUAAAACAGUGCCUUACAUUGCAGGACUAAUGAGGACAGGGACACUACACGCAGACCACUUCAAUGACAUGAUGUAGUCUGGGUGCCUAUAGUGUCCCUUUUAAUCUGAUACAAAUCCCACAUGAUCCUAUGGCAUUGUGUAUUUUGCAUCUCUGGUACUGCAUGAUUGUGGCCUGGUUUCUUCAUGGCCACGAAUCUGUGCUGUUGUUUCUUGACAUCGGACACUACCUGACCUUUUAUUCCAUCCUGAAUUAGUUACUGCCUGAACUCACACUACGAUUUAUUUUGUAAGGCUUUCUUCUAUCCAGCACUACUUAUGUGCCAAUAACUUGAACUCUGAAGUUUGGCUACUCAAAUUCCAACGUGGUGGGUGCUCCUGAGCUGGAUGUAAAUAAUAAUUAUAUAUGGUUUUGGAACCCAUGGUUGAGUCCUGGUCAGACCACCUCACCAUUAAGUGUCUGUCAGCAAGACAAUGAUAUAUAUCCACCCACCUCAAAUCCUCAUUUGAAGAAACCACUUGAAGCAUUUAUUGUGUCGAGCUAUUUUAAUUGCCUGGGUUUGAUUUGUUCAUUGCAAACAGCUGAGAGUGUGUAAAUUGUGACAAUAAACCUGAAUUUCAAUGACGGUAGGAAUCAUUUUGAUUGCAACCUUAGACUGAAAGCUCCUUAGAGCACGACCUUCACCUCUUGUCUCUUUUAAUAUUCUGUUUGUCAAUUACCUGUUGUCAAAUAUCUCCUUUAUAUAAUUAUAAACAUGUUGGCCCUAAAUAAAUGCUAAUAAUGAUAAUACUUGCUAAGCAGAACCUUUGUGAGAUACCCUAGACUUUCAUACGUUUAAGCCAUCAGUAAAUUCAGGGGUUGAACUUGGAAGUUGACAUAGUAGCGGAAAUAAUUUAUGGAGUUUGGCCAUCAUUUCUCAAUAUCUGUGAUUAUUAAACAUUUCCAUUUUUCUGAAAUUUUUUGUCAAUUAUCAGAAAAUAUACUAACUACAUAUUUACUGUAAUUUUUCACAGAAAAUAUUACAUAUACACACACACAAAUAUAUAGAGAGGGAGAAAGAGAGAGAGAGUUUUAAUGCUCUGUUGGUUACAUUUUCUUACUUGGUCUGUGAAUCAAAUCAACAUUUAGUAGCUAAAUGGGGAGCUGUCAUCUCGACCAUUGCAUUUUUCAGUUGGUUCAUGAUUCGGACACAUUUCAGUUUAAGUUUCAGUAAUUUGAUAAGUUAAUACAUUAGCUCCUCUUUAUCCCAAUGAUCACCUGUAUUUGUACAGCUAACACAGUACUACGAUACCUUUACAUAAACCGAUAACAAGUUGCACAGCCAUAGUACAGGUCUUGAUAAAUGAUCACACUUGGAAUUCUGCGGCCGAGAGAGAAUACCCAAUUAAGUGGAAAGUAUACUGUCCAUAGCCAAGAUCAUUUACAUCUCUCCAAAACACCCACUGAUUGUAGACAUAGAAAGGUUUACUUUUAAUGAUACACUCCCAAUUAAGCCCUUCCCUGCAGAACUCCGUGUGGACAAACAUUGUGUGUGGCAUAAAGCCAUGUUUUAUCUACCUGGCUAUAGAAAGCUAGUUAGAAACAUGCACUGCAGUCUAAACACUACAUUGUAUACACAUUUGCAUUGCUAAAGGUGAUAUGUAGUCACGUCGUGCUGGAAUUACUAAUAAGGAAAUGGAGAGGGACUUUUCCCUCUAAACUAAAAACACAGUUUCACAAUAAAAUGUAUCAAAGGCAGCUGUCUAGGAUCUUUCUAUUACAGAGAAAUAAAAACCAUUGAAUUUCUCACUGCCUGCAUUCAGUUAUAAGUUGUCUUUCAGGCACAGCCACGCGGUCUGAAGGGGCUUCCGUUCGGUUUGGUACACACAGACGUAUUAGUUUACAGAUAUUUUACUUGUGAGUUUCCAAAUUAUUUCGCUGUCACUCUAUCUGUACGUCAAUAAACAAACUGGCAGCUGACAAAAUAUUUUAGAGCUCAGUUGCUAAUUUCAGUUUAACAAACCAACUCAAGUUACCCUACGUUACAGUGAUGGUGGGAACACAAGAGGAGAUCCAUUAGUCACACAAUUCAAAUUGUUUGUCUGGAGGCCAAUCUGGCUAUAUUAAGAACAUUUUAAGUAUUAAUGCUAAAAUCUGGAAAUAAAAUUAAAAUGUAGUUUUCUCAAAGCCAUAGAUCCCGCAAAAUCCAAAGUAAAUUCUAUUACUAAGACCUAAUGCCAAAACAGCCACAAUCAUAAUGAGAAUGGCACAAAAUGCAAGCUACGUUCGGUUUGGACACGCAAUACUUAAUUCCGGUGAAUUAAAUUUUGUAUUUGAAGAAUUCAUUGUGAUGGAGGAGACUCAAGACUUUUCAUAAGUAUUAUUAUUUUGUUUCACCUUAUUUUCAUAUGUCUGCCCCAUUCUGUUAGCUUCAUUGACGACAUUUGGAUAAAUCUCGUGCUCUAAACUGAAUGUACACUAAACCCACACACUCUCAUAUCAAGCCGAUUGGUAUGGUAUAGAUAUUGAUAUAGUUUCCAAAAUCAGAUUCAGGUUUUGUGGGACCCUAUUUAUAUAUUGAAUAAAUCCUAUAAGUGUUUUUUUUUUAUUAUUAUUUUUGCUACUGAGCUCAGUUCAUUUGCCAGAAAUAAAAUUGAAUUAUGGGAAAUGUAAGAUGAUUUGGAGUAAAAAGAAACAUAGAAUGUGAUGGCAGAUAAGAACCAUUCGGCCCAUCUAGUCUGCCCAAUUUUCUAAAUACUUUCAUUAGUCCCUAGUCUUAUCUUAUAGUUAUGAUAGCCUAAUGCCUAUCCCACGCAUACAUAAACUCCUUUACUGUGUUAACCUCUACCACUUCAGCUGGAAGUCUAUUCCAUGCAUCCACUACCCUCUCAGUAAAGUAAUACUGCUUGAUAUGAUUUUUAAACCUUUUCCCCUCUCAUGGCCCUUACUGUGCCAUUUUAGAAGGCAGUUCCUGUGAUGUCAUAUUGAUUUUAUGUGAACCUUACCGUGUUUCUGCACUUGUAGUUCCUGGUGUUAAAAUAAUUGUUGAAUUGAACCUAGAUUAAGUCCAGUGGGGAUACAAUUAAAGGGUUAAAAGUCAAACUGGACUUGAGAAUGAAUGAUUGAAGAUCACUAAUAAAGGUUUAGUUUAUUCACAACAAGAGCCCAGAAAGAACACUCUAGAUUAUCAGAAUUGCCCACAUUUUGCAUAUGCUCACUUUGUCCUCUGCCCUAUCUGAGCAGUGAUGUGAUCUGCAAAUUGAACUUCUCAAUAACUAAAACGAUCAAUCAAUCAAUCAAUACAUGCAUGAGAAAAAAACGCCAUUAGCUCAGCAACACGCCUUCAGGCACAGUGUUAAAAGAAGUACAAAAUAAAUUAGUAAUUUUGGUGACAUCAUUUUAUUCACACGAUAUAACCUUCAUAUGGAAUCUUAGAAGUAAAGAAAAUAAAUUAUACACAAAGGACAGCUUUUAUAGGCACGCCGCAUGCAAAGAAUUGAGAUUACUGAGUUUUAAGUAAGUCUCUGAGCCCAGUUCAGCAAAAUUCCUCUGAAUUACAGAAAUAUUAGCUGUGUCUGAUAGACUGGCACUGCUGUAUGUCCAGACACACUCUGCUGAUGAAGGUAGGGCGUUCACAGUCUUUUCAGUAAUGCAGAAUCGUUAAUACGAGAUGUACAAUUUCACGCCAUCCUUUUUUCAUUCCUUUAAUAAAUUAACUAUAUAGCCUCUGUCUGUCCCAUUUGCUUAUGUUAAAGGAGAAUAUAUAUUUUUAAAUGUUUUACAGUCAAAUCUUCCCAGAACCUCUAUUCAUCAGUAUGUAGUUUUCUAAUAGCAAGCAAAUGUUUCUAUAAAAUAAACUCACCUGCGGCAACUGAUCUGCUUAAGGGCCACUGCCUGAAAUAAACAAUAGAAUUUUCCUGUUUUCUGUACUUUUCCCAUGUAAGUUCCAGACGAAUUUCAAUGGUUUUAACAGUCUAUUUAUUAGAAGUUAGCUAAGCAUCGUGGGACAUACAAGAUAAUUAGCAUGAAACGCCAAAUUUGUGCCUUCCCUCAAGGUAGUAUUUUGACAUUGAAGUGAAAUAACAAAGUAUAGAAGCACAGGAUACAACCCAAAAUAACUAACUCAAGAUAUGUCUUAACUUACAUGUUGAAUAAGACUUGCAAAAAAAUAAUAUUAUCUCAAAUAUGAAGGUCCUUUUGAAGCCAUGGAUACAGUCUUCCCAGAUUGGUUACGUGGUAUUACUAGCAGAACGUUAUUAGAAAGAAACAAUUUGCAUGAGAGGUAUGUAAACAGACACCCCACAUACUGAUUAAACCUUUACUGGGCCUCAGGCAGGGUAGCAAAUCAGGACCCUCGUCUACCAAUUUGGAGAAAUAUGUUUGCUGCUUCCCUUAGAAAACCUCAAAUCGCACUAUAAUUUAUUUGUGCACAAAGAAGCCCCACCUGACCAGGAUUAGCCAUAAGACGAACCUAGGUGGUCUCUAAGGGCCCAGAGACUAGACUGGAGCCCCGGAACCAUGAAUUUGCUUGGCCGCAUUAGCCAUUAAGAAUGAAAAAAGGGGGGCAAACCGCCUAGGGCAUCAUGGGAUGUUAAUCCUUCUCUGACCCCCACCCUUUAGCACGACCACACGACCACACUGUCACAUAGCACAUACACAUCCCAACUCUCUCCGAAAUAUCUCAUUUAGCCAUACACAUAGCUAUAAUCACAGAGAUAAGUAUUGGGGACCUUAAAACAAUCCUAAAUCUAUUAAAUAUUUUAUUUAUUACUAUGAUACCUUAUAUACUCGAUACCUGAGAAGAUAUUGUUACUGUAACAAAUUCUGCAGGUAAAGUGAAAUUUAGAAUUUUCAACAGUUCAUGUAUUAGAAAUCAGCUAAGCAUGAUGGGUGAUUAGCAUUAAAUGCCUUAUUUGUGCCUUCCCCCAAGGUAAUAUGUUGACAAUAAAUUGAAAUAACAUUAAUGUAGCUAGAGUGAAUCUGUGAUGACAGAUUGAUUUUAGCAUUAUUGUCAGUGUUGCUGGUUAAAGUUAGCGUUAAAGUUGGAGAUUGGGUUAGGGAUACAAUUAAGGUUUUUAAUCAUAUAGGCAUAUAACACCGUUCCUUGAUAUUUUCAAUUUUCCUCUCUAUAUCAUUUUAUAUCCAAUAUCAUGUAUAGAUUGAUUCUCCACAUUAAUUUAUAUUUCCUCAGAGUUCCAUUUCUUUUUGUUCGACCAUACAAAUUAGAGAGUUGGCCAGGGCAUGUUCCGCCGUGUGCGAAUCUGUGAAUAAAGGUCAAUCUAAUGAUAGAGAUGUAACAGUGGAUAGAGUUAAAAAAAUUUAAGGAAUUUAUCGUGGGCCGUGACAGAGUUUUUGGAAUACUUUCUCUAUUUAUAAUAGAUCAAUAGUUUUGAAUUAAAGAACAUUUAACAAUCUUUGCUCUCAUACACUUCCAAUUAUCUACUUAAUCAUUUACAUAUGGCUGUCACUAUUUUACUGUCUUGAGUGGCUUUAAUGGAAGAGUGAAAUUAUAGUAAAUUCCACAGAAAGUGUAAAUCUGUCCCAAUGCCACUAGUCAUGAUACAGACUGCAUUACACCGAGUGAUCCAGGGAGCCACGCUAAAAUGGGACAUUUAAACAAGAAAGCAUGUGAUUCCACUGAAAUAAUAAUCUCUCCAUCGGGAUCAGUGCAAAUACAGGAUAAGGUGCAAAAAAGUCCAUCCAUGGUUACAAAGAUCAGCAACACAUUGACAUAGAGGACUAUAUAGUAAAGGAAACAGCCAACUAAAAUUCCGUCAGGUGUGUGAAGAGUUCUGGGUAUUACCUGUUUAUCCUUUAUUAACUGUUGAUAGAAUCUGUGCAUUUUAUUGAACCGCCAAGGAAAAUAAACUGAGUGGUCUUGUUAAACUGAUCCUUCGUUCUUAUUGGAUGAUUGGUUGUUGUUUCUAGCCAAUCGGAAUACAGCUGUAAUUCCAAUGAUGGUCAGUGACCAAAGGAGAGAUUACAGUAUUAGUAUUACAGAUGGGCAGGGCCAGCCUUGGAUGUGUGCUGAGCAGUGGUGACUAUAGGUACAAUACACAGGAAGGGCACAUAGAAUAUCCCAGUCAAAACUGGGGAGGGGGUGAGGGGGGCUAAUAAUUUCUACCAUUUAAUAACUUUAGUAGUGAUGGUAGUGGCUGUAGUAUGAGGUCAGGGAGGCAUAAGGGCUGUAGUGGGUAAAGAGGGGGAGGUGGAUUCAGUGGGUAUUGAGGUAUAAGGGCUGUAGUGGGGUAAAAAUAAUAGGGGUUGUAGUGGGUAAGGGAGGAUCGGAGCUGUAAUGAAUGCAGGAGGAUAGAUGCUGUAGUGGAUGCAGGAGGGUAGUGGAUUCCGUGGGUAUAGAGGCAUAAAGGUUGUAGUGAGGGCAAAAGUCAUAGGGGAUGUAGUGGGUGCAAGAAUAAUAGGGUUUGUAGUGGGUGCAGGAGGUAAAUGGGGUUUUAGUGGAUUCAGGGAGAUGGGGGUUGUAGUGGGGUAAUAAGGGCUGUUGUGGUUGCAGGAGGGAAGGGACUUUUCUGAGUGUAUCUCAAUGUCCCUAGUGUCACGUAUUCAUCCGCUUACAAAAAUGUGGUUAAUGACAUUUGCUGUCCACACAGGAAAAGUUGUGCCGAGCAACAACCAAAUCCACAGAAGGGUUAAUGCUGAGCAUCAAUAAUGAAAAUGAGAUCUGGUAACUGCCUUUGGGGUCAAAGGCCGGUUACAGCCUAUCAGAUCUAGAGGAGGGGUAUUUAGGCCCAGUUCUCAUCCUGCUCAGUGCCCUGUCGUGGUUUCCCUUGUGGUUGUCAGAGAGCGUUAUUGAUUCUGGUUAUUCUGGUUAUUUGACUUUGGCAUUGUUUUUCCUUAUCGUUGUGUCUCUUUCUGUAUCCCUUGACCUCGGCUAUUCCUGACUAUUCUUUGGUACGUUAGUCCGGCCAUUCUAAGGUCCGAUAUACGUUACCUAUCAGUCCUCUGUGUUACACAGUUCUACGUGCUGGAUCAUACUGUAAUCCUGACACCUAGUCAUGAUACAGACUGCAUAAGAUAAUCAAACUCCAUUACACCGAGCAAUCCAGGGGGCCACAAACAAAAAAGGAUGUGAUUCCACUUACAGAGUAAUCUCUCCAUAGGGGUCAGCGCAAAUACAGAAUAAGGUGCAAAAAAGUUCACCUGUGGUUAAAUAGAUCAGUAACACAUUGAUAUAGAGGGUGUAGAGGGUUAUACGGGCUGUAAUGGGUGGAGGAUAAUAGUAUUAGUGGGUAAAGGGAAUUGGGGGGGAUAGGCUCUGUGCAUGUAAGACCACUGAGAAGUGGAUAACAGUAGUAAAGGCGAGAAAGGACAAUGGAAUGGACCAGCACCUUAGUCGCAUCUGGCAUUAAGUAGGGUCGGAUGUGCGCAAUGUUUUGAGCGGAUUUGGCGAUAGACUGAACAUGAGGUGUGAAGGACAGUUCGGAGUCAAAGAGAACACCUAGGCAGCGAGCCUGCGUGGUGUAGCUGAUGGUAGCACCGUUUCCUUGGAUGGAGACAGACACAGGAGUACCAACACUUGAGGGAGGAAAGACUAGAAUUUCAGUUUUGGUGAAGCUGAGUUUAAGGAAGUGGGCAGCCAUUCAGUUAGAAAUAGCAGAGAGUCAGUCAGAGACACUAGUCAAGAGGGACGGGGAAUGAUCAGGGGAGGACAGGUAGAUUUGCUUGACAUCUACAUAGAAAUGAUAUUGGAAGCCAAAUGAGCUAAUGAGUUUACCAAGGGAGGCAAUAUAGAUGGACCAAGGGGGACCAAGGACUGAACCUUGGGGGACACCAACAGAGAGGAGUUGGGGAGAAGAAGCCGAGCCAGAGAAAGAAAUACUGAAAGAGCGCUGGGAGAGGUAGGAGGAGCACCAGGAGAGAGCAAUAUCUUGUAGACCGAUGUUACGGAAGAUGAGAAGAAGUUGUUGAUGAUCAACAGUGUCAAAAGCAGCAGACAGGUCAAGGAGAAUUAGGAUACAGUAGUGACAACGAGAUUUUGCAGCGAGCAGAUCGUUUGAUACUUUGAUCAGAGCCGUUUCCACAGAGUGCUUAGCGCAGAAACCAGACUGAAGUGGGUCUAGCAGAGAGUUGGACUCAAGGUAGUCUGUCAAUCUCGCAUACACAACUCUUUCAACUCUUUCAAGUGACUCUAAAAUACUGAAAUUCCAUCUGUGAUUGCAUGUGUGUGUGCAACAGGCUCUGGCAAUGGGGAGGGGGGCACGCAGCAGCAUAUAUUUGCUAACAAGUCUCUAGAUUGUAAACUGUUCGAGUGAGUGUUCCUGUGAAAAUGUGUAAUAGUCUGUCUCAUUUACUGUUAUAUUAUUCAUUUUAUAAUAUUGUAAUGUGCUGUGGAAUAAGCUGGUGCUAUAUAAAUACCAAUAAUCAUAUUGAUAAGUCUGUUAGCACGGUGUAUUUAUUUACAAACUGUAUUAAUCUUUUCGUAAAGACAUCGGGGCUCACUAAACAGUACAUUGUAGUAAAUUAUUUAGAAACAUUCUCCAGUUCAGCUAUAGUCACAGUCUGAAUUUAUAAGCCUAAAUUUUGCAAUUUCUAUUUCAGAUUAAUCCAAUUAAAUAUUCACUGAGUAAACUCUAGAGUUGUAACACAAAUGACAAAUUCACUUUAUUUUUUCAAGUGUCACUGAGCUAAAACAAACAUAAUAGUCAAAGGGAGGCGGGCUGGAAGUAAAGUUCAUUUGAGAUCUGUAACCCGUGUGAAGCGAGAUUUAAGUUGAAGAAUGCUUGAUAUUUAAAGGUGAAUUUAAAUUGAUUACAUCACACGGCACUAAGGGAAGUGCAAGGUCUAAUAAGGAAAGGUAAGAAUGUAACGUGCCUGAGAAUUCUAUAAUCUUCUGUAUGUAGUCCAUUAUAACCACCCAGCAUGCAAAGCGUGUCCGUGACCCCGAGCGCCCGCUCUGUGUUUUCAUUAUUACAGAGAUAAGAGAUCUGUCCGUUGGUGCACAAACCUAUAGAUUUGUUGUAAUAAUUGCCAGGUGUUUAUAGAUGUCUUUUUGUCACCCAGUGCUCUCGGCACUAGAAGAGACCCCUGUUAAAGAGGGUAAGGCAAGUAUUAGAGAAGUAAAUUGGUAGAAGAGUAUUCACUGAACACUUACGUUUUUUGUAUUUAUUUUUUUUAAUGACAGUUGCAGGAGAGGAUUCAAUUGGGAGCGUAUUUUAUUGAGGAAGUAAAUGUAUCAUUAUCUGCAGGACAGCAAAGGGGUCAAUAACUAAACUGUGAAGAGGAAGCAGGCAACACAUAUAAUCUCUCCCAUUUGACGCAUACUUUAAUUAUAAUUUGAUCAUACAGUUUUGCACUAUGUUGGGCCAUUUCUUCCCUGACAGGAUAACCCCUAUUUUUAUACACAAAUAUAAUCUCAGUAAAGUAUAUGAACCAUACAUAUGCAGAUUUGGGCUCUUAUAAAAACACGGAAAUAGCUACAUUUAAAUGCUUAACUAUUUCAGUGUUCCUCAUGAUUAUUGCCCCUUUGUAGCAGUGGAGAUAAAGAGAAAUUGCACUUCCUCGAUAUCCAUCCACAUUCAGACAGUCAAGGCUAGGCCACCUCCCCACACUCAAAGUCUUUAUGUGAUGGGGAAACCCUGUUUGUUUUUUCUGUCAAUCUACUAGAACAUUGUUUGAAAAAAACAGGGACUACACUAUUUGCACAUUAACCACUACAAUGACCUAUAAUGGUACGUAAAGCCUCUCUUUAAAUAUGAUACAUCUGUGUACUUGUUAUUACCAUAACAAAUGCAUAGUUUCAAUUAUCUAUUGCCCUGGGUAUUUACUUAUUGCCAUGUGCAGUGCAUAGUUGACAAUUGUCCUGAAUUUACUAGGGCAGUCCCAUGUUUUAGACUUCUGCCACAGCAAAAAUGAGUCCCUAAAUCUGUUCCAACUUCAAAGGGGACAAUUACUGGUUGUCUAGCCAGUGUAGACUCCCCAGAACCCACAGGAAGGUAGCUAGAAAUGUGUGUUUUCUUUUUUUUACUUUUGUGUCAGUGUGUGUGCAUGUUUAAGGCAGUUUAGGGUGUGUGUAACUGUGUGUCACUGUAUGUACACAUAUUUGUGUUUGUGUGCAUACCAGUAUAUCACAGCAUGUGUCUGUGUAUGGUUGUGUGUAUCUGUGUUUGCCAGUGUGUGUGUAUCUGUGUGGGUAUGUGUGUUCCAAUGUGCAUGUAUCUCUGAGCGAGAGAGAGAGAGUGUGUGUGAGUGUGUGUGUGAUUAUUCACUAAAUAAAGUAAUGAUUUCAAAGAAUACAAAUUAAAUUCAAAGUGAAUUUCAAAUUUAAGGGCAAAAUAGCCCAACUGAAAAUAGAAGAAACGUUUAUCUAAUUCUGCUAUCUUGACUAUAUUUUAAAAUUCAUUUUAAAUUCACUUUAAAUUUUCACUUUAAUGAAUGACCCUGUUUGUAUUCAGUUGAGGAGACACCAUGGCACUCUAAUCCUUAACAUCCAUUAACAAAUACCUGUCUUUGUCCUGAAGACAAGAUUUUUUUUUUUUUUUUUAAAGAUUCUAUUUAUGCCAGUGACCAUUGGGAGAACUUCUGGGAGCGAUGUACAUAUGGAUUGAAUACAAAACAGUCAUAUAUCUUCAAAUAUAUCAAAAUUGGGGACACAUCGGAUAAUAAACCCAUCUGGAAUUUAUAUAUGGAAUGUUAGACCAUGAUUAAUUUAUUACAUAGAAGAAAGAAAAUGCACCACGAUUAGAAGAAUGAUGGACUCUCUUUCUAUCUUUCUAUCACGACCUGUUUCAUAGUUGAUACUUAUAAUUUGGAAAGAUGUUUAUGAGACCAUGUUGGUCCAUUUUAUAAAGUAUAGGAUAUUGAAAAUGCUGAGUGUCUGAGGAUGGACAGUUUAGAUUGGAUUACUCUUGAGAAGAUCACAGAGUAGAUGGUAUAAAGUAGCAUUUUAUUAACUGUUUGAUAUUGUAGGUCCAGAUAAAACAAUAAUUGAAUGUGUAUCUACUAAGAGACAGGUAGGAGAGGGACCAGUAUUGGGGACCAGAGCUCUUUGUCCCUGAAAUUUUUGGAAACUAUAGAUACUUUUUAAACCAGUUAUUCUUACCAUAUUUUCAAAGGGACUCAAAUCGUGCUCAUGACAAUAGUCUGGUGGUCAUUCUUCCUUUGUAAAGUUAGUUUUGUCCUAACUUUCAAAUGUAAUAUGAUGUAUAUUCAAGACUCUAGUGCGGUAGGAACCUGGUUCCCUUACUAUAAUUAUAAAGGGAAAAGAGUUCCCACAAUUCUGCGUGUGAAGGGAGGAGCAUUGCUUACAAUUCGGCAGAGUCUAGUACUGGGGAAUAAAACUGUAAAGAAGUAAAAAAGAAGCCCUGUGUAUAUAAUCCUGCGCCAUUUACAGUGAAACCCAGUCUCCAAUGAGCUAUGAGAGAUUCAAAUAGAGUCUUUCCAUGUAUGCUGACAGUCGACAAGGACACUUUUGAGAAAGGCUUAAAGCCGAAACGCGUCAAGCGACAAUUCUGUAUUUCUUUUAUUGAGAUCGUGUUUUUAUUAAGUGAAUACAUUGUUAUCCCUGCAUUCAUCUGGUAUCCUGAAGUUUUGUAAGCUGAUAAGGAAUUCCAGGACAAGCUGGGCACUGCACUUUUAACCAUCUCUAAAGAAACAUCUACCUCAUCCUUCCAUUAUCACGAGCCUUUUGAGUCUGAGCCAGCUAUUUAAGUGGCUCAGCAGCAUGUGAGUGAGACCAAAUAGUGUAUAAUAAGAAAAGUUAUUUUAACUGUGCUACUCUAAGGUUUUUAUUUUAUAUUUUAUAUAUUGGGAUAAUUACCCGUGGUAAACUUUUUAUUUAUUGAGUUCUCUUACUGUUUUUUAUUGUAUAUAUAUCACGUUUUCUGUGUAUUGGGAGUGUACAUAUUAGGUGAUUGUAGCACCAUAUAGUAGAAUCUUUCAUUAAUCUUUACUACAUUUUUACUGAAUUUGUAUUAUGCGGUAUAAAUGGAUAUAAACUGUUCAUGUUUUGGUAUCCUUCUGUGAAACCACAACCAUCGCCACUUUUUGUUCUACCAAACCCUAAUUUCUCACUAAGCUCACACCAACUGCCCAGAAGCCAUUCCACUGACCUGUCAGUGCUCGGAGGGCAACAAUCUGUGAAUGUAAUAUACGACUAAAAACACCUAAAUAAAUUAAGGUGAAAGGGAUCCUCUAGAUCUCAUAUUACCACGCGGAACCCCUGAUUGGUUUUAUCCUCAUUCUCAUGGCUUGUGCCCCAAAGUGGUGGCCCACCCUCACUACCAGUGGCACAGGAGACGUAUAUUUAAUUCCCAUCUAGUUACAUUUCUUUUAUUGGAACACUUGUUUCUUUGACCUUUGCAAUAGUCUGCAGUCAACUUGUCAGCUUAUUUAGUGCUGCCCUAAAAUGUUAGGGAAGGAAGUGCAACAUGUACUGUAACUGCACAAACUGGGAAUCAUGCUGAGGGGUUUUUAGUACCUCGGCAUUGCCCAUUGAAGUGAGAGCUCUGCUGCCAACAUCACAUUAAAUCUCUGACAUUUACCUUCUCAACUUUCAGGUAAAAGGGGAAAUCCCUGAUGAGACAGGUGACACAGGUAAACCCCGACAAACUAAUUAUCCCUUUGUAGAGCACACGCAUGGUAAACACUAAAUCAUGGCUGUGUAAUGUACAGACAGAAAUUAGAGUUUCAGACAAAAAUGAGGGUUCAUUAAUCCUGUGGAGUUUUGUUAGAAAACCUUCUUAGAGAUUGUGCCUUUUACCUGAAGGCAUCAAGGUAGAUGUUUAGUGUAAGACUCACCUGACAGGUUUGUCUUGAUGUCGGCAUUUACAAGUUACUGAAAACUGUUGUUAUUUAAAAAUGUACACUGGAGUUUAGAACAGAAGGGUGUGUCACUUGUUGGUUUUUGAAAAAAAUUUCAUAGCAGCCAAAAGCCCAAAAUUUGCCGGGACAGUCCUGGAUUUUGAGGUACUGUCCCUUCGAUUGGCAGACCCAUGCCUUCGAUUGCCAGGUGAACUUGCCCCCUUGCUGGGAAUAACUGCUUACACUGUGCCCUGUGCAGCCUGCGCCCUUCCAUGCCCGCCCUGGUCCUGAAAGGAGGUCAGGAAAAAAAAUGGCAGGUAUAAUUUGAUGUUUAGUCGCUUCUUUUUGCGUCCAUUUUGUGAAUUUUAUUAGAAUUGUUGGAAUUGCAAACAAUGUGUUUGGGAUUUAGAAUAUGGAAAAUGCUCCGUCUAUUGACAUAACAAGCCUACUACUGGCUAAUGUGGCCGCUGGAUUUUCCCUCUGGUGCAAAUUAAAUGUUGCAGCACUGCAGUUCUGGCUUUAAUGGAGGACUGUAGGCAGUGCCAAAUUCAUCCGAAUUGCAGUUUAACCCCUUAAGGACCAAACUUCUGGAAUAAAAUGGAAUCAUGACAUGUCACACAUGUCAUGUGUCCUUUAGGGGUUAAACUUCCAAGUCUACGAAGCAGCAAUUGAGAAGCUGUUAGUAUAUAAACAAGACAGUUCUGAUAAUGGCUGGGGUUCCGCUGAAUUGGUAGCAAUCUAUUUUAUAAUUAAUAAAAUGAAAAACAACUGAACGUUUACAUUGUGGCUGCUUUGGGCCUAUUUCAACAGGUGAGCCUGGAUCUGCAGCUCCAAUAGGCCCUAUGUUAAUUUGGCCUGUGACUGCUUAACGCCUCAAACUGUCUAAAGAUACUGACUUGGCUGUGCUUGUAUCCUCACAUUUAUCUGUAUUUCCCUUUAUAGAUUAGGUUAAACUGAUAGAAUGUGUCCAUAAGGAGACUGGCACUAUCUGUGUAAAUUAAUUAGCUGCCUAUGGCUCAAAUAAAUAGUAACAUUUAUCUUCUUUACUAACCCUUGAGUGUGUUCAUUUUUGCUGUGAAUCAAUGAACCCAGAUAUUGCACCUGGGUCAGAUACCAGCAACAAAUAAAUGAUUACAAUAUUAAAUUCUGAUAUGAGAAUUGUUAAUCACCUGCUGAUUUGGUGAAAAUCCAAAACUUUGAGCUAAAUCUCUUAGAGCCUUAGUGGAGAGAAAAUCUCCCCGUGUAUGUAAAAAUAGAUUAAUAGAUUAAUACUGAGAUUAUAUUAGCACAGCACACACCGCGCAGGAUAGGUUCCAUGGGAACUAGUUAAUAAGUCUGACUUAAUAACACAUUUUUUACGUGUCUAGAUUCUUUAGCUUGGCUCUUUCUUACUGUAUGGAAAUCUCAUAUAUUAUUCUCAUUCUAGGAUUUCCAGAAUUCCUGUGGACUGCGGUUCCAUGGCUCCCUCUGCAGAUGAAGUCUUGCAUUACAUUUACGGAAAAAGCAAUCCUUUGCUAUUUUUGGCCAAUACUAUUCUACUAUCUCUCUUGCUUCUCGUCUUUUGCUCAUUUUUUAGAAGGUAGGUUUUAAAAGAUCACUUAAUAUAUGGCUUGUGAAAGGUCCAUCUUUCGUCCCUGAUAUUCUGGAAAAGAAUGGGUUUUCUAUUUCUCUAAAAAGUGUAAACUCAUUCUGCCAAGCUCUAGAAAUAUUAAGUAUUUGCAAUAAAAUGCUAUAUCCAUACGUACUGCACUGUGCUGCUGAAAUUGUUGGUGCUUUAUAUAUAAUUAUAUAAUAAUCUGGAGUUUUUAAUCUGCGGUUUUAUAAAAAAACGAAAAUGAAUUUAUUUAUUUAUACAAAUUUUAUAAAAUUCUGUAUGUAUAAAAGGCGCUUAGACACAUAUAUAGUUUUAAUAUGUUAAAGGGAUCCUAUAGUGCCAGGAAAACAAACCCGUUUUCCUGGCACUAUAGGCUCCUGGAGUGCUCCCUUCCCGUGGGGCCCCCCUCCCGUGGGGCUGAAGGAAUUAAAACCCCUUCAGCCACUUACCUGGGUCAGACUCUACCCACGCAACAACAGACAAACAGCCCCUAAUGCAAUAUAUCAAUAACAUUUAUUUAUUUAUUUAUAGACUAUCCUUAAAGGGACACUAUCGGACUGACUGUCCCUGCCCCCCUUAAUCAUGCAAUGUAAAAUAGUGCAGUUUUAGAGAAACUACAACGUUUACAUCACAGUACUAAAACUGCCUCUAGUUGCUGUGUACCAGAGUUUGACUCCAUGAAAUGACGCUGGAUCUCCUUAUGUAUUGGCUCUGAAAUUGGAAAGUGAAUACAGGGUUAUUUCGCCUUUCACAUCGCUGGGGGGAUCGUGGGAGCUGAGGAAGACGUGAGUGUUAGGAAUACAUCUUUGUAUUCCUUACUUUAAAGUGUUGUUUCAAAUCUAAAAGAAAGGGGUCAUAAAUAAGAGGUAAGGGUUACUGUAGAUCUUCUACACUGGUUGGUCUGGUCCCCCUAACAUGCCUGCUGCUGUGAUUUCUCUGUGUGAACCUGCAGCAACCUGCAGGGAAGGUUGAGCAGCAGUUGGUCAGAUAACAGUAGAGUCUGACACAACCUGGCUGCUCAAUCAGGUAAAAAAGCGACAUUUGUAAAAAAAAAUAAAAAAAUUAAAAAAUCAAUAAACGUAAUUUAAGAAAAAUACAAUUACAUUUGAUGAAAUGUAAUAAUUUUUUUUUUUUUUUUUAAGGGGAAAUUUGAUGAUAGUCGUCCUUUAAUUUACACACAAAGCCUUGUUUCACCAAUCUUUGAGAUUUAAUUACAACAUGCCACUUGAAUAUAACAUUUUUGAAAUAUUAGAUAUAUAUCUACAUCCACAGAAUUGCUGUUUAGGUUAUACCUAAACAUUGUACAUUUCUAUAUUUUUUUAACUUUUCAUUUGUUUAUUGUAUUAAUCCUUUGGAGAAAUGAUGGAGUGGGUGUAUAAAACGUUAUAGAGAUUGCAUAGAAUCUUUUCAUAAAUUAGACAGGGUCCGAAAUAUUAGCAUAGAAGCAACAAUUUAAUUUUUACAUUAAGUAAAUGUGAAAAAAAUAUAAAUAAAAAGGCCAUAUACCCUUUCCAAUGGGAAUUUCUACAGAUUCCCAAUAGCAUUUGUGGAAAUCAGGGCCGUCUAUUAAAAUCAGGGCCGUCGACAUGCUGACACACACAGACACAGACAGACAGACAUGCUGAUACACACAGACAUACUGACACACACAGACACUGACAGACAGACAUGCUGAUACACACAGACAUACUGACACACACAGACACUGACAGACAGACAUGCUGACACACACAGACAGACAUGCACACACACACACACAAAAUGUACAUUUUUGUACCUUUCCUACCUUGCCUGGCUCAGCCCCGCUCCUCUCUGCCUCCUCUCUGCCUCCUCCUCUGUCUCCCACGUGGCUCUCUGUGGGCUGUAGUUACAGCCGCAAGUCACUACCUCCCAUAGAGAACAAAUGCCCACCGGGUGGCCCUUAUUGAAUGGGCCACCCGGUGGGCCUCCUUAGUGGGGGAAGCAAGGGGGGUAAAUAAUUAAGGGCAGCGGGGCCCACAGGGUAGUUGCCCUGGGCCCCCCAGGAGUAGUGUUAAAGAGGGCCCUGGUGGAAAUUCAGACUCCUGAAAAAAAAGUUCAAAAGUUUAACGUGAACCGGUCAUGCAAAUUUUCACUUAAUUGAAAUCACUCCCAUAUACAUUGAUACACUAUAUAAACACAGAUACACAGUGUAUUCAAUGUAAAAUAUCAAGAUUUAUGCACUUUUGCUGUAUUCCAAUGCCGCUGUCAUCAAUCUUUGUGUAACACACACCUCCUGGCCAUGCUCCGCUCCGCCGGCGCUCCUCUCACAGGCUUUUUUGAUUUGCCCUGAUUGGGACACAUCACCAAGCAGAGAAAAUCUCCUCUGAGAUAUACUCUUGGCUGAUAUAUACCCUUUGUUACCAGCAUGCUGACGUGGGAAUGUAAUGGCGUCACAUCACUGCAUUCUUAUACUCCCUAGCCAGUGGCUGUUAUUGGUGUAAAGCAGAUGGAACCCCUGUGAGAUCGUUUAUGCUCUCUCUUGUUAGUCCCUUGACACGCAGAGGCACUGACUGACAGUUGGGAUAAAAAACUAUUUUUACAUAGGUUUUUCUCCUAUUUCUCUUAUUUUAUACAUUUGUUAGAAAAACUGCUAGAUAGAAUCUUAUAGGCAGUCAAAUAAGCAUGCGUUGUUUGGGGCAUAACAGGUGCCCUUUAAUCUGACAGUAUAUUUGGUCCAAUUACACUCGGUGUAGUGCACUCAGUACCGUCCCUCUCUCCUCACUGUUUGCUAGAAUGCAGCCAUAAAGUUUGAUCUACAAAGGUUGCAGAACAGUGUCGAAGGAGGGAGAUUUAUUUACAUUUACCUUUACUCAAAUAUACAUUUGAUUAUAAUUUAUCUUUAGCACUUACACCUAUUUAUGUUUAUAUACAGUAUAUAAAUAUUUUUUGCUCAUACUCUGAUCCUUAUAUAGAGUAUUUACAAACAAUUGGAGAAAUGUGGUCUAAUUCUCUUUUUUUUCUGACAUCACUUAUCUGUUAUGAUGUUGGUUUAACCCCUGCAUUACUACUUCGGUUCGAAAAACAUGCAGCUUCAGAAAUACUCAGGGGCGUACCUAGAGCAUUUGCCACCUGGGGCAGAUCCUGUGUUUGGCCCUCCCCUCUACCCACCUUUUAAAUGUAAGAAAACACCCACUAUUUUUUUAAAGAAAGAUUUGAGUUUUCUAAUUGUUUUUUUUUUGUUUUUUUGCUUUUUAAAUUGUCUUCCAGUUCCCCUUCUACAAAACACCUGCCUGGUCCCCCUUUUACAAAACCCCUGCCCCCUCUACAAAAUCCCUGCACCCCCCUACAAAUCCCCCUGCCCAGUUCACCUUCUACAAAACCUCCCUUCCUAUAGGACCCCUCCCCCCUAUAUAAAUCCCCUCCUCUACAAAAACCCUUGCUCAGUCUCACUUUUACAAAAACCAUGCACUCCCCCCUGCCAAGUCCCCUUUCUACAAAACCCCUGCCCCCCUUCCUCUACAAAAACCCCUGCCUAGUCCCUCUUCUACAAACUCACCCUUCUACAAAACCCAUGCCCAGUCCCCCUUUUACAAAUCCCCUAACCCCUCUACAAAAACCCUGCACCCCUGUCUAAAAAAAUCCUGCACCCCUCUCUAAAAAACCCCCUGUGCUCCUCUCUAAAAAAAAAAGAACAUGCACCCCUCUACAAAAACCCUGCACCCCUAUACAAACCUCCUGCACCCCCAUUCACAAAAAUGCCUGCCCUCCCCUAUAAGGCUCCUGUACCGCCCAUUCACAAAAAAACCCUGCCCCCAUUCUCUACAAAAAAAAACCCUGCACCACUGUACAAACCUCCUGCACCCCCUUCUACAGGCACCUGCCCACCUGUCACGUGAGUCGUAACCCAACACGCAGGAAAGAGGAAAUCACAAAAGGUAGAUCCGAAAGUCUAUUACUAAGCCUUAGAAUGUCCGGAGUUAACGUAACUAAACAACACAAAUCAGGGUCAAGAAUAAAUCAAGGACAGAAAUAACAGAGUCAAGACAAAGCCGGGGUCAGCAUACCAGAAAUCGCAAAUCAAAUAUGAAGCCGAGGUCGGGAUACCAGAAAUCACAAGUCAAAUAUGAAGCUCAGGUCAAAUACAGGAAAUCACAAGAGAAUCACUAGGAGCACUAAGCUAGGUUCUAACAGAAACCACGAUAGGGCAAUGAAUGGGGGCUAAAACAAGCCUUAAAUAGGCUUUCCUAUGUUCUGAUGGUACCUAAGUUCCUAUGUUCAAAACAGAUUAGGAUUGCAAUAAUGACAUGGUCACUUUAAGAGUGGGCUUGACGUCACGUCCACAUCUAUAUAUAGAAGUCCUGCUGCACGGCCGUGUAGUUCAGUCAGACCGCGUGGCAGGAAGAGCUCGGCUAGGAUCAAGGAAGGCGAGUCUCCCUCAGUGUGCCAUGCAGUCACAGAGUGAUUGGACCAUGCGGCAGGAAGUCGACUAGGAUCGAGGGAGGGGACUUUCCCUAAUUGUGCCUGUGCCGCACAGUCGCGUGGAGCGGUCGGACCACGCGGCAGGAGAGGGUCUGCAUGGCUCGGUGGAGGUAAGUAAUGCUACACCACCACCCCGGGAGGAUACGCCCACUGGGUUUGAAGGACCAGGCUUGUCCGAGUGACGACGAUGAAAGAAACAGACCAACCUUGGAGCAGGAACGUUUCUCAGGACCAUACCCCUUCCAAUGGACAAGAUAUUGGAGACUACCCCUCAGGACAGCAGCAACCUCAUCUUCCUCCACCCCCUCAACCAAUACAGGAGGUGGAGAAGUGCGAGGUCCAAGAAACCGAUUACAGAUCAGAGGUUUUAACAAGGAGGUAUGGAAAACAUUAGGCAUACGCAUGGAACGAGGCAACUCCAGAGCAUACAAUACAGGAUUCACUAUGGGCAGGAUGCGGAAAGGACCAACGAAACGAGGAGCGAACUUCAUGGAGGGUACACGGCAACAGAUAUUUUGGGUAGACUGCCAAAAACCCGAGCACUUCAGUUGAAAACACUGUGAGGGCAGAGCAAGUUGACAGCCUCCGGAUUCCUCCUCCUGCUGCCAGUCGCUGCUCUCGCUGUGAGGAUAGGUUGCACCCCCGUAACGAGUGGCACACGGGGAGGACCGCCCCACCUAUUUAGUAUGCCUGUGGAAAUACUUACAAUAAGUAAAAAUCUCCAACAAGGUUGUCAAUAAAAAAAAUAACAAAAACCCCUCACAAAUACUUGCUUAAUAUUACCACUCCCUAUAUACUGCCUUCCAGAGAAGAGACGGAUACAACAUAACAGUACAUCUGUAUGUUUCCCAUAUAAGAUUUGAGGAGUGUUCACGUAUUAUUUUAAUGAGAGAGCAUACCAGCAGCAUGAGCAUAGUGUCGCUCAUUAAAAGCAAAAUGAAUGAAGCUACAAGUUAAUAAAAACAUUCUAGUAAAUUACACCAGUAACACAACCUGUUUCAUUUACAUUGUUUUACGAAUGAAUGAACGAACUACGAGGAUGUUUGCAUAUUUGCACAGCACUGGUAUAAUUAUUACUUGUAAAGUAAACCAGGUUUUAUGAGAUAUAUUAAAUUUGUGCAUAAAACAUAAAGAAGGAAAGUCCAGGUUUGUUAUGUGGUAUGUGUUUAUAUAUGUUUUAUUGCAUCAUCUCCAUAAUUAGGACUUUCUAUCCCUUUAUAUCCGUGUGCAGCUAUGUGUGUUAUAACUUUAUGUCUUGUCUGUAACCAUAUUUUAUUGUACCACGCUGCAGUAUCAGCUUGCACUAUAACAAUCUAAUAAUAAUGCGUAAAAAAGGGGAAUUAACUACCAAAAUCAGUGCAGAGUGCACUUCUUACAGCUAAAUAAAAUAUAACAUAUAUAAUAUUGCAUACACAAUGUCUGCAUUAAUGGACCCCCGUUUGCUUUGAUAUUUAGUUUCAAUGAGUAUGCUGUAAUGCACAAUAAAAGGACCAGCUGCGUGGGAUUUUAUUCUCGUCUCAUGGGGAGCCUGUCAGCAAACAGUUUCCGCAGAGUUUUUUAGGAAACCUUUCUCCUGUAUGCUAGUGGAUCGGGUUACAAGCAUCAUGUUUUAAUUCUCACACAAGUAAAGCAGACAAGGCCUGUUUUUAACAUGUCCCAUUGCUCAGAGACGGCCGCUGGUCCAAAGCAAUGAACAUUUUCUGAACCCAGCAAAAUAUAUCAGUUCAAAUCCAAAAUGCCUUAUGGUAAUUGGGGAACCCUCCCACUAGAUCACAGAGAUGGCGGAAUUUAGAACAGAGCCAAGCUUGUGUCACUAAAAAAAUCCAAUAAACCACAAGUUCGAAUAAAUAUUGAUUGUCUUCAGCAUUCUCUGCUUUUCCUUUUUUGCGCUGCACCUCUCGCAUCAACGCACACGUACUGUAUUGUAUAUUGGAAAGAGAAACUCUCACGAUAGGAAAAAUAUUUCAUUUGACAAAUUUUGUUUUUCUGUUCAUCCAUUUAUCCUUUGCAGAACUGGUUAGUAAUAUUAAUGACUAGAGAUUAUUAAAAUCUGACAGGCUCAGAAAAAAAUACAUGGAAGAAUAUCAAUUCAGUAGCAUACGGGAGACGCAACACAAAAAUAUAUAUGACAAAUUAUCUAUUUGUGGGUAUUUGUAACGAUUAUGCUGGUACUUGUGGGAAUAGAGACUCUCCAAAUGUUCACUUACAGGGUUAUUCAAUAAAAUCAGAAUUUCUGAAAAUUCCAAAAUUAGGGGAAAUGGAAAAAAAUAAUAAUGUAAAAGUAAAUUCUAUUUUGUAAAGAAAUUUGAAAUUCACUUCAAUUUCUCAGCUUUAAUGAAUAACUGUGAGAAUGUGAAACUGUUUUGGGAAAUAAUACCACAAUUAGUAAAUUAUAUUAUUAGGUAUAUGUUAUGUUAGCCUGUAGGGGUGUAGAAUGAGCUAUUUCUUCAUUGCCUGUAAUUUCACUACUGUUGAGAACCAAUAUUUAACAACGGAUGGUACAGUAUCAUAGAAUAAGAGAGCAUUUAAAGAAUGCUGUAAUCAUAUAUAUUAUAAUUAGAUGAAAGAGAUGAGUCCAAAUUAAAAUAAAAAAAUACAUUAAUAAUGCAAUUAAAAUUCCCUGUAAUUAAAGAUGCAUUCCUAAUGUGUUCCUCAGCCCCCGCACUCCCAUCCCCCAGCUAAGUAAAGGGUUAAGAAAGAUUCCUCCUCUGAUGUGAUCUAGUGGGGGAACCUAAUACGCAGCUAGUGCCGCACACUUUUUAGGCUUUUCGAUAGGAAAGCAUUGCCUCAGUGCUUUCCUAUAGGGUUUUUGAUGACGCUGAACGUCCUCAUGCAGGGUGUGAGGUGGUCCAGCGUCCUUUCACAAACUCUGUGAAACUCCAGAAAGCACCUCUAGUGGCUGUCUAGUAGCCACAAGAGGCAGCCUUAGUUCUGCAAGGUAAACAUUGCAGUUUCUCUAAAACAUGUAUUAUAUUACAGGACAAAGGGGGACAAGGACACUGCACCCAGACCACUUCCAAGAGCUGAAAUGGUCUGUGUGACUUUAGUGUCACUUUUAGUGCUUAAACGAACGUCUCUCUGCAGCCUGGUCCUCCCUCUGUGAGGUCAUCAGGCAUUAUGGUUGUAAGAGGAUCAUGGAGGAAGUGGUCCAUACCCUCUAGAGUUCCAAAGCUUGCCUGCCUACCCCUGUGUUAGACCACGCAAACCGCAAAUUGCACACAUACCACCAUUUCAAAUGCCACGCUAUAACCUCUAGAACGGUUUCCAUACAUUAUAAAAACGUAAAAAAAAGCUUUUGCAACAAGCAUAUAUUUUAAUAAAUAUUUGCAAUACACCAGCUGCAGCUUAUAUACAUGAUGCGGUUGCCCUGGUUACGUUGUAACAAUAUCCAAAUAGUAUCCAUGCUGAACACAGUGAAUUAACCAGCAAGCUGUAAAUAUACUUUGUGUUUUCUGAUAAUACAGCAAUAUGUUGUAAGUACUCUAAUUACUAUAUGGACACAAAUAAUACGAAUGUUUAUAGCAGCAAAAAAAACUAUUCUAGGAGUCAGCAUAGCAUGAUUUACAUGACAGGUUUGCAUAUUAAUGGAAUAAUAAAUGCUUAACCAAACAUAUCGGCAGACUCCAUCUUCUUUCGAACAGCCGGUUUGUCUUAUAUUGCUGUUAUUCCAAUGUGCAAAUAGCUCAUCAGCAUAAUGGCUGGCAGAGAAUUCUGGGAAAUGGGGUGCAACAAUAUUUGGAUGGCAAAGGUCGAACAAUCCCGAUUUAAAUAAUCAAAUGACCAAGUCUAACCAGUGAUAACGGCACACAUUAUACAAAGCUUUUAUUCCCUGCAUGAUCCCGGUAUAUGGCUCUAAUUCUGGUUUAUUGUUGCUGCUACAUUAAGCUCAGAAAUGUAGUAUUUUUAGAAGACACUGUAAUUAGUUAUGUGAAACAAUGCUGUGUUUUGGUAUUUGAUGGAAAUUUCUUUCAAUAGCUUCUCAUGGGACACUGCAGGCACUAUAACCAUUUCGUCUCAUUGAAUUGGUUAGGACAAGGUAUCGUAAUGUUUUGCAAAGUUAAAGGGACAAUCCAGAUCCCUAGAGCACUUUAGCUUACUGAAAAGCUUUUUGUGUGAAGGCUGUGUCCCCUUUUUUUUUUAUUUUACAAAAGUGCAGAUUUCAACACAAAUUACCCCCUUGGAUUUCCAGCAGAAAGCUGGUCCUGUUACUUCCUGGUUAGGUUAGCUUAUUUAUGCUGAAUUCAAGAAGCAGCAAUUGCCCAGAGCACCUGCCUUCCAAAGACUUCUCAUUGAGCUGCAUUGGGAAGUCUGUGAUUGGAUGGCCACAGAAAGCUUGAACAGGGUUAGAAGGGGAGGGCUUGCAAAGGCAGCAGAUAAGAGAUCUGCAGGUUUUGCAAGCUGUUUUUACAUAAACCCCAAUGAAAAAAUGCAUUAUUAAAUGCACGUUUCCAUUUGAGGUAUAUCUACUAAACAGUGAUUUUUAUUUAUUUUAUAUUUGGCCAGUGGAGCUUCAAAUACUCAAGUACUUGGUACUGCCCCUCCAUUCACCGUUAAACCAUUUUCGUGCAGUUUAACACUAAAUAAGGUUUCAUGGCCACUCAAAGCCCAGCCCCCCAUGGCCAUGUGGUUACAGAAGAUAUUACACACUUCCUUCUAGCCAUACCGAUUUAUACCAGCAAUGGGUGCUGAGAAAGGGGGAAUGCAGUCAGCUGACAAUCUCAGCCACGAAUUGCUGCUUAGGUUAAGACUUCUUCAUUAGCCCAAGGUGCACAGAGGGUAUGAGCUUCAGGGGACUCUUGUUUAGCAUUAGAACUAUAUAGCAGUUUAUGGAACUACAGACACUAUAAACACUUCAAUGAGUUGAAUUAGUUACAGUGCCUACAGUGUGCUUUACAAGAUCACUGGAUGAAUUGAGCAGAUUGCCCCUUAAUGGUCCAACCCCCUCCCCUCCCCCAUUAUACCAUAAAGGGUGCAAGGCAUGCUGGGACAACACUGAUUGCGAUUUAUAGUGAUACAUAGCUGCUAUCUGAUUGUCAUUAUUUCGGGGUUUUGUUUUACAGCCAUAAACGACAACUUGAUUUAGUAUCGAAUGGAAGGCGCAGUCCAGAUUCUCAACUCACUAAAAUAGUAAGUUUAUUUUAGGAAAUGUGUUAUGCUUGGUGAAAACACGUUAUUGUUUUGCGUUGAGCACCAUAACAACAUAAAGAAAACUGCAUUUACUGUCAUUAUGGCCAAACUUUUCCAAACACACUUUUUAACUCUCUUCCCUCACCUCUUACAUUUUUUAUUUUCCAUCAGAAACACAGAAAUUUUUUUUUGUUUUAUUUUGUAUUUGGCUCUCUGCUGCUUGCAUUGGAUUUGAUCUAUUUUGAGCUUUUCCAGGUCAAUUAAAAAAAAAAAAAAAAAAAAAGGUAUGUGAAGGUCCUGAUUUUUCAGAUUCCUCUGAUCGAUUUUCAAUUCUAACAACAUAAAGAAUCCGAUAUAAUGCUGGUGUGAUGUUAUUGUUUGUCUGACUUAUUAGAUGUUUUGUCUUUAUUCAGUGAUCGUAAUCCCACAGUGCUGACUAAAAUGCUCAGUAUUGUUAAAAGCACUCUGCAUUGAUAUCACCUGAUUGCACUUUAAUAAUAUUUCUAAAUAAUUAUACUUUAAAGCUCUCCACCCUAAAGCGUUUAUAUUUUUUUUUCUUGUUUUUUUUCAAUGUUUCUAUGUGAAAAGGCUUUUUUUUGUAAUUGAAUUUGCAAUUGGUUCUGGCAGUCUUUGAAGGAGUAAGAAUAAUGGAUGUUGGUACAAAUUAUUUACCUAAGAAGGGUUUUCGGCAUAUGUCACUGAAUGGAUUUCUGCUGUAUAAAAGUGUCCCCUAAUUUCACUGUUCUUCUUCUUGUCAUGGGACUUGGACUAAAUUUAUAGGUUCCUGUAUGUUGUGUAGUGUAACAACAAAAUCCAGCUGUGCUCAAAAGUUUGCAUACCCUAGGAGAAUUGCCGCCCAGGAGUAAUGGGAGUUUGAGCGCAGGACUAGUUUCUUUGUAUUUGUUGCAAAUGCUGCUGCCCAUCACAUGUGUUCCCUAUUAAGAGUUAAUAGGCAUGUAGGGUUGUAUAUAAAAAAAAUACCCCUUUCUGUCUCAUUAGAGUUAUUUUUGCCAGAAGCUCAAGGAAGCAAGGUGAGUGGUUAGAGUUAGGAUCCACCUAAGAGGUCUGCUUUGAUGUGGCAGGUGGGCAUAUCUUCUCAUGGCCAUUGGAGGUAACUAAAAACCUCCAUUUGUUACAUAGGGAUGUGGAAAGAGCGAAGGUAAAAAAAAUUUUUAUUUUUUUUUUGGUUUUUACUAUAUGUAUUUUGGCUGAUGUGUACUAUAGUCAUUGCUGCUGCCCAGGAGUAAUGGGAGUUUGAGCGCAGGACUAGUUUCUUUGUUUUAUCGGUUUUGCUUAUAAGUGACAGAUCAGAAUAUACUGAAAAUGUUUAUAUUAAUUAUGUAACACAAUAAAAAGAAUAGCCAGUGAUUUUCCUACAAUGAAAUAUUGUGAUUUUUACUAAAAUGUGCAGCAGGUGGCAGAGGAUACACACAAGACAAUACAAUGUAACAUGGGCCCAGCAAUGACUCAAUUGUUGGCAGCUUGUAUGUAAUCCGUGUAGACAGCACAGAUAUCAACAGGGUUACUUCCAGAUCAUUCAGAGAAAAAUAAAACCACAUUCUCUGUAUCUCCUGCAUAAAAAGCUGCCACUGUAUGGCACAAAGUGCAGUGUAACAAAGUAUCUCAGACCUAGGGAGCAGAAAGGCCACAAGACAAUUUGUAUGUAGGAAACAAAAUGGCCGAACGACAGAAGCCAUUGGCUAGAAUAUUUGUGGUGUCGGGUUAAAUCUACAGGGGGUAGGUUUUGUUUAAGGGUACAUUUUGUACACCAGUGUUAAAAUGUCACAUGUUACACUAGUUGCCAUUCCAUAAAAGUCACUAGUUGCCUCUUCCAGUUUAGAGUGCCCAUGCCACAAUCACCAGUUCACCUGCCACUGGGUGAGUGGAAAAUGUACCAUGGACUUUUACUCACCCAUUUCUCUCUAAUCUAAAAUAGCAGAUAGUGAUGUCCCGAACGGUUCGCCGCGGACUCAUCAUUGAGUAAACUUUGACCCUGUACCUCACAGUCAGCAGACACAUUCCAGCCAAUCAGCAGCAGACCCUCCCACCUCCUGGACAGCGUCCAUUUUACAUUCAUUGUGAAGCUGCAUUCUUAGUGAGCUGUCCAGGAGGUGGGAGGGUCUGGGAGAGAGGGUCUGCUGCUGAUUGGCUGGAAUGUGUCUGCUGACUGUGAGGUACAGGGUCAAAGUUUACUCAAUGAUGAGUCCGCGGCGAACCGUUCGGGACAUCACUAAUAGCAGAUUUACCAAUAAUGGGCCGCUAAUGGUCAAUUCACCCAAUUAAUCUCACUCACAAUGAUAGCAUAUCAUCUAUUCUCACACGCACAUAUAAAACUAGCCACAUUCUCUCUCUGUAACAGUCGGCCCUUUGGUUCGUUUGAUUUGUUUUCCCCAAAUCUUUUUUCAUUAACUAAGUUGGUUGAGCCGAACUGCAAAGUUUGUCCGUGCUGAAAGUUUAUUUUCACCAGAAGUUAAUUGGCUGAAACUGAUUUUUCUGCCAUACAAAAGUCUACCUUACUGUGAUCUAUAUUCUUAUAAAGCACUACCAGCCCUGACUGUCACUGUUGAUCCUUUCAAACCUCUCUGUAAGGUCAGGGCCGUCUUUAAUAACGAAUGGACCCUGGGCAAGUGUUUGCUUGGGCCCCCUGUGCCCUGCUGCUCUCGCCCCUCACUCCCUGGUAUGCAAUCACGGCAUCCAUCCCAACGCAGUGGCGGUACUAAAGUAGAAUGAAUUUUAUUGGGACCCCCAAUUGCAAGGUUGGACUAAAGGUAGAACCCCAUCUGUCGUGCAACUCCAACAAUGCUUUGACAGCUGGGACUCUACCAAUUUCCCAUGCUUGCAGGGUUGUAUUUAGCACUGAGCCAUGUUAGUAUGUUUGAAUGUAAGCAUGUGUUUGUAUGGAGUAUGUUUGUGUGAAUGUGUUUGUAUGUGGUACUGGAGUUUGAAUGCAAGUGUGCAUUUAUGUGUAGUGUUUGUUUUUGAAUGUAGGAGUGUGCUUGUAUGUAGUGUUGACGUUUCAAUGCAGGAGUGUGUUUUAUAUUUAGUGUUUAAGUUUGAAUGGAGGGGUGUAUUUGUAUUUAAAGUUGCGGCUCAGAUGCACAGGUACACACUGACGCACAAGCAGAUACACAGAUACAUACACUGACUACAUACAGAUAAACAGGCACAUACACUGACAGACACACUGACACAGGUACAUAUAUUGACACACACACAGGUACAUACACUGGUAGGCGUACUGACAGACAUACUGACACAGGCACAUAUACAGACAUACUGACACACACACACACAUACACUGAUCAACAUACUGACACACAUAUACUGACACCCACACACUGACAGAUAUACUGACACCCACAUACACUGAGAAAUACUGACACACACACACACAGGCACAUACACUGACACACACAGACAGAUAUACUGACACACACACACACACACACACACAGACAGAUAUACUGACACAUGCAUACACAUGCACUGACAAACAUACUGACACACACAGAUAUAGACACACAGACAGACAUGCUGACACACACACAGACAUACUAACACACACACACACUAACACACACACACGCAAACACAUACACAAACACACACUAACACACAUACAAACACACACAUACACACACAUACAAACAAACACACACACACAUUUUUUUUUUUUUUUAAAUGUAAUUCCCCCCCAGCCUCCUUACCUUUUGGAGUGCUGGGGGGGAUUCCCUGGGGUCCAGUGGUGCUGCUGGGCUCCUGGGUGGGUGGCCGGUUGGGCAGGAAGGCGGGCGCGCGAGGGAGCACUCACUGCUUCCUCUUCAGCUCCCUCGCGCGCCGCGUAGGAAUGCCGGCGCCGGAAGAUGACGUCAUCUUCUGGCUCCGGCAUCAGUGCGGUGCGCGAGGGAGCUGAAGAGGAAGCAGUGAGUGCUCCCUCGCGCGCCCGCCUUCCUGACCGGCCACCCGCCCGCUGGGGUCAGCAGGGCCCACGGGGCAGGUGCCUCGGGCCCCCCAAGAGAAACUGGGCCCGGGGCAGCUGCCCCGUUUGCCCCGCUUUAAAGACGGCCCUGUGUAAGGUGGAUGUGUUUUUAAACAUAGCAAAUGAUUAAAAACUGAAUUAGAUCAUUUAGAAGGUACAGAACAUUUGUUAAAUUCUGAUUAAAGUAUAGAAUUCAUGCACAGUUUGUAUCACGUUUAAUCAUCUAAAUAUGGAAUAUUUAAUAGCUUAGUUCAGCAUCAAUGAUUUAAUGGAAUAUGCCGAUCAGCUUGCACAAUUAUUUGCGUUAUUGAAAAUUAAAUGUACAUAUAUUGAGUACGCAAGCUGAAACGGUUUAAGAUAUUAACAUGAAUUAAAUGUGUGUGUGUGUGUGUGUAUGUAUAUGUAUAUGUGUGUAUAUAUAUAUAUAUAUAUAUAUAUAUAUAUAUAUAUAUAUAUAUAUAUAGUGUGUAUGUAUAUAUGUGUAUAUGGAAUUGACAGUGUCACUCAAGACCAUUGCUCUACAUACAAAUAUAUCCAGUAUUUUGAUUUAAGAGAAGAAUACAAUGUAUAUGUGCAUAAUAAGGUAUACAAUGCUGUAAUAAAUCGCAUAUAGAGGCAAUAAUCACCAGGCAAUAAAUACAUCACCAGGAUAAAAAUAGCCAAAUCAUGCAAAUAAGCAUAUCACAUUUGGACAUUCAAUAAAUGUAUGUGCUACUGGAAAUUAAAAUAAUAUAGCAUCUAUAAGAAAAAAAAUUAUGUAUAACAUAAAAGUUACAUACACAUGAUAUCUAGCCACAAACUAUUGAAAAUAAUGAAAAAGAAGAUAAAAUUAUUAUGACACGGACACUAAAUAAUAUUAAACAUUUAAACCUUGAGGUUUCUCUGUAUCCGAUUCCCUUAUCCCAUGUGCCUUUAAUUUCUGAUGAAGUUGUUAUGGUGCUCAGUGUCUCUUUAUGCUGUUACCUCAUGUUCAGUUAUAUAAAAUUAUUCCAAAUUAUUAUGCACCCUCUGCCUAUAUGCCAUACAACACUUAGUGCCAAACGACUGCUCCUCUUAUCCACCAACGCAGAGAAAGCGUUCAACCGUGUAAACUGGACUUUCAUGUUCGCCACCCUGAAAGCUAUGGGCUUCGGUGAAAAAUUGAGGAAUUGGAUCGCUGCCCUAUAUAACCACCCCAAUGCUAGGGUACAUGUCAAUGGGGUGCUUGAAGACAGUUUUCAGAUCUUCAACGGCAUGUGUCAGGGCUGUCCUCCCUCACCCCUGUUAUUUGCCAUAUCUCUCGAACCCUUCCUCAUUGCGGUUCAUCUUGGGCUUUCAUGACAAGACUACGGAGCAUAAGCAGAUAAUCUGCUCUUCUUUAUUAACAACCAGCAGAUUACCUUGCCAAGUCUGAUGAAGGAGUUCGAAACCCUAAAUUGAACCUUUUCGAAAUGUGAAGUCCUCCAUAUCACCACCCUGACAGAGGAAUACGAUAAUCUGAGGCCCAACUUCCCAUUCCACUGGUGCACAGAUAAGAUAAAGUAUCUAGGUACCUGUGUGAUGGCUGGCCCAAUCGAUCUCUACCACGCUGACUUCCUGCCUCUAUUACAGAACAUCUUAGAAGUGUCACGGUUAUCACCGCAACAUACAGACAGCGAGACGUGGUUGUCCUGUGGUCUUGUGCAUUCCAGGUCUGUGUCUCUGCCUCUGAACCACAUUCGGUUCUUGCUUUCUGCCUGGAAGUUCAUUCCUGCCCUGUCUAGUAUCCAGCACUGGGGGCUGGACAUUAAUUCAAAUUACUCCUGGUACACCUGUUGUGGAUAGUCUCAUUAGCCAGGUAUAAAACACUGCCUCUCCCAGAAGGCAGUGUCAGUUCCUUGACUCUGGUUAUCGGUUUGCUGACUCCUGUUUUCCAGUGUAUUUCUUGACCCCAGCUUGUUAUUUCGUUUAUUCUGACUUCUGGCAUCCUCUGACCUUUGGCUUCCCAUGACUAUUCUCUUGCUUUUUCCAUUCCUGUACCGUGACUUGGAGUUUACCCUGCACAGCCCCCGUGCACCGACUCACAGGCCAGGUGAAUUCUUAUCUGACCACCUCGGCAUGUGUUUUCUUGCAAGGGUGAGCAUAUAUCUCUGCCUGCCGGACUCCCAACCCAGGUAAGCCCUGACAUAAAGAACUGACCAAUGGCGUCCACAGAGAUGUGCUCACCCCUGUCCCAGCAAGUGUCAAGUCUGGUCCAGACCAUUUCAGACUUACAGUGAGAAUUAGUGCUUCUUAAAGGCGCAGUACACCCAGCCCCGGAACCUGGUUAUCCUGUGGUCUUGUGCAUUCCAGGUCUGUGUCUCUGCCUCUGAACCACAUUCGGUUCUUGCUUUCUGUCUGGAAGUUCAUUCCUGCCCUGUCUAGUAUCCAGCACUGGGGACUGGGCAUUAUUUGGAAUUACUCCUGGUACACCUGUUGUGGAUAGUCGUGUUAGCCAGGUAUAAAACACUGCCUCUCCCAGAAGGCAGUGUCAGUUCCUUGACUCUGGUUAUUGGAUUGCUGUCUCCUGUUGUCCAGUGUAUCUCUUGACCUCGGCUUGUUGUUUUGUUUAUUCUGGCAUCCUCUGACCUUUGGCUUCCCACUACUAUUCUCCUGCUUUAUCCGUUCCUGUACUGCGACUUGGAGUUUACCCUGCACAGGCCAGGUGAAUUCUCACCUGACCACCUCGGCCUAUGUUUUCUUGCAAGGAUGAGCAUAUAUCUCUGCCUGCCGGACUCCCAACCCAGGUAAGCCCUGACAAGAAGACCUAAAGCAGGGGUCAUACCCACAUUUAUACUGGUUUGGACGCAUUGUAGUCCUAAAGAUGAAUGAUCUGCUGCAGUUGCUCUACCUUUUCCAGACAGUGCCACUCUAUUUACCAAGAGUAUUUUUCUCUUUAUUUAAGACAGCGGUAAUCUGCUAUGUAUGGAGAGGCGAAAGAACCCCUAACCGACAUGAUCUGCUUUGACAGUGGGGAGGUCUAGCCUUACCAGACUUCAAGAAAUACCAUCAGGCAGCUACACUGCAAUGUAUCCAUGACUGGCACCACCCGCACCCACACCAGCAGUGGCCAUCACUCAACAUACACAUGCAUGCUGUGGUUUGGCUUGGACGGUCUGAGACAUUAGACCAUAUAGCGACGGAUCUCUAGUAUGCAACACCCUAAGGACUUGGAAGGCACCUAGAGACCUGAACCAUAUCUCCCCUAAACAGAGUCCCCUGAUAGCUCUACAACUUAACAAAAACCUGGGGGGAGGUUUACCUCCCUGUGUUUGGACCUUCAUAUACAGAAACUCUUUCAUCCCUAUUCGCAAGGCACUGGGUGAUGCUAGUGUUUUGGAACUGCGGGACUUCAUGGGGGAAGAAGCCCCGACUCAGAUUAUCAGAUUUUGCAACACCCAACUGCAACACUAUUACCAACAGUUCCUUAACCCUAAUAGAGCACUGCUACACCGGGACUUGACCUGCUUCGAGGGCAUCUGUGAUGGAGGCAUCAUCCUGGAAAAAGUCAUAUCGGUCCUUUACUAACACUUACUCAUAGGGGACAAAACCGCGAAAACAACUUUUAAACGGCGAUGGUAAAAUUCACUUGGUAAUUCACUUUCACUGAGACACAAUGGGAGAAAGUAUUGAUCUUCAACCAAAAGAGCUUGAUCAGCUCUAGUAACUAUAAAAUGCUGUGGGCGUGGUAUCGCACUCCCUCCCUCCUACAUAUGAUAUUCCCAAACACCCCCCCAACAUGCCGGAGACAAGGGAACAAUCAAACACACUUGGUGGAGCUGUACCCAGCAAUCCCCCUACCCCCCCACUAUACCUCCCCACAAAAAUCCACACUUAGUAUACCUCCUACAGCAAUACUUUCCCGGUAUACCUCCCCACAGCAACACCCCCCCCAGUAUUCCUCCCUACAGCAAUACCAUACAGCAUAUCUCCCCACAUAUUAUUGUGGGGAGGUAUACCGGGGAGGGGGGCUAUUGUUGUGGGGAGGUAUAACGGGGGGGGCUAUUGUUGUGGGGAGGUAUACCGGGGGUUGUUGUGGGAGGUAUACCGGGGUAUUGUUGUGGGGAGGUAUACCCGGGGGUUGUUGUGGGAGGUAUACCGUGUUUGUGGGGAGGUAUACCGGGGGUAUUGUUGUGGGGUAUAGGUAUUGCUGUGAGGUAUGUUGUUGUGGGAGGUAUACCGGGGUAUUGUUGUGGGAGGUAUACCGGGGGUAUUGUUGUGGGGGUGUAUACCGGUGGAUUGUUGUGGGUGGGUUUUCCCAGGGAUUGUUGUGGGAGGUAUACCGGGGUUGUUGUAGGGGUAUACUGGGGGUUAUGGGGGGUUUCCGGGGAUUGUUGUAGGAGGUAUACCGGGGAUUGUUGUGGGGGUAUACGGGGAUUGUUGUGGGGUAUGCAGUGGAUAUUGUUGUGGGGAGGUAUACCGGGGUGGUUGGGGGGGAGGGGGGGUAUUGUUGUGGGGUGUAUGUGGAUUGUUGGGUGGGUUUUCCAGGGGGUUGUUGUAGGGAGGUAUACCGGGGGAUUGUUGUAGGAGGUAUACUGGGGAUUGUUAUGGGGGCCCGGGGAUUGUUGUAGGAGGUAUACGGGGAUUGUUGUGGGAGGGUAUACCUGGGAUUGUUGUAAGGAGGUAUACGGAUUGUUGUGGGGGGUAUACCGGGGAUUGUUGUAUAGGGGGGAUUGUUGUGGGGGUAUACCGGGGAUUUGUAGGAGGUAUACCGGGGGAUUGUUCUGGGGAGGUUGUAGGAGGUAUACCGGGAUUGUUGUAGGGAGGUAUACCGGGGGUUAUUGUUGUGAGGAGGGUAUUGCUGGGGGGUAUUGUUUUGGGAAGGUAUACUGGAGAUGGAUAUGACUGUGGGAAGGGACGUUGAUCAGUUAUGAGCAUUUUCAGACGGUAAUAAUUUCUGCUCAUUCUUUGCAAUAAACACAGACUGCAGGAUUUUUUUUUUUUUAUGUUCUAUAGAACGUUCUGAUCCAAAUAUGUAAAAUGAAUCAUGUUAUACCGUCUUUUUCAUGUGGUAAAAUGGAAUACACGCUCAGAAAUAUUUACAGUUUCUUGUGGGUUUCCAGCUGCAUUCAAAAAAAUAAAAGACUAUUCAUUAAACAGAAAGUACGUCGGAAAGUUUGUUGUAUAUUUUGUAAUUUCAUCAUCACUCUAAUAACAAAGACUAAACCCUGAAAAAACAGAGACAGCAAUGUCAAUGCUAGAGAUAAUUCUAUAUCUAUAUACGUACAUUAGGGUGCUGUCAUAAAAACUUACGAAACAGAGCGUCAGUAAUUGUAUCAUUGAACCUAAUGCACUCUCUGCCAAUGAAUGAGGGUAAAAGUUGCACAAAACUGAUAUAAAUAAAGUGUAAAUUGAAUCCCUACUUUAACGACUUUGAAAAAAUGAUAAGGACCAUCUGAGCUCACGGGACUUGGGUAACUAUCAAACUGUUCAAAAAUGGUUUGACUAUUUACUGUCAGAUGUUGCUAGGGAUCGCAUCGUACCAUAACCACUACAAGAAAAAGCUAAAUAAAUAAGAGGAAAAAGGAAUAAGUAUGUAGGCCAGAAAAAUAUCUUCGUAAAGACAUCGAGCACAUCAGCUGAGUUCAUAGUUUGCAAAUUAAAUUGAAAUGCAUAUGUGCCAAUCAGUUAUACAUGGUGGGAAUAUUAGUAUUAAUAGUACUAUAUAUAGUACAGAAUAUUGGCAUUAAAAUUAAUUUAAAAAAAUAAAUGUGUAUUGAACACAAAAACUUAAAGCAAUAAGGCUCACAAUAACGGCUGUAUCGUAAAUUGUUGUUAUGGUUUCAGGAGGUCUCUGACACCAGCUUAUGUUCUGGGGUUUAAUUGUUAAUGAAUGGUUUAGCCCAAAGUGUUGAAUACAGCACCAUUUAGCUUUGCCAAUCUCCUUCCUCUUCUGUCCAAAGCUUGAAUCUUGAAGUCUUGGACAGAGACGCCGAUGAUACACUGAGAGCAUCAACUGAUCCGCACAUUUCUCAAGCCGGUAUGUGGAUAGGGAGCUUCUGAUUGGCUGAAAGCAUCAGCUGACACUCUUCAUCUCUUAUUAGCGCUCCUGUCUGAGACUUUCUGAUAAAGCCUGGACAGAAACAGAAGGAGAUGGGCAGAGAUUAACGGCACUGAAGGUAAGCCAGCUCUGGGUACCCUUCUGUCACCAUAACUUCAUUCUGAUGACGCUGUUAUAGUGCCCUCUUUCCUUAAAGGACCACUAUAGUGCUAGGAAAACAUACUUGUUUUCCUGGCACUAUAGUGCCCUGAGGGUGCCCCCACCCUCAGGGUCCCCCUCCUGCCGGACUCUGGAGAGAGGAAGGGGUUAAAAUCUUACCUUUCUCCAGCAUCGGGCGGGGAGCUUUCCUCCUCCUUUCUAGCGAUGUCAUCGGCUGAAUGCGCAUGCGCGGCAGGAGCAGCGCGCGCAUUCAGCCAGUUCAUAGGAAAGCAUUUACAAUGCUUUCCUAUGGACGCUGGCGUCUUCUCACUGUGAUUUUCACAGUGAGAAGCACGCAAGCGCCUCUAGCGGCUGUCAAUGAGGGGUUAAAUUCUAGCUGUACCAGGCACCCAGACCACUUCAUUAAGCUGAAGUGGUCUGGGUGCCUAUAGUGGUCCUUUAAGGAUAUAUGAAUAUAAACAAUAUAAGAGAUAGACGGAGAACCUAACAGCAUAUUUAAAGUGUAUGGGAAUAGGGGUUAAUAUAUAGAAAUGGUAAAUGUGAGGCUGUUUUUAAGAUCACAUGUAAGAGUUUGCCCAUAAUAUUACAUCCAGUUCUGCAGAUCAUAUCUCGAUAAAUAAACACAAUAAAGAAAUUCUACGAAGGGCUGUUACAGAUAUAACCUAUCGAGCGAGACUAAAGGUUUAAAUAUCCAUAGCUUGGAGCAGAGAAAUCGGUAGGAAGGCACAAUAACAUGACUCAAGAAAACUUACUGCUGCUAUAAACAAUCAACACCUUCUCUUUUAUGAGAAUUCUAUUCUUACUAUUGACCCUUUCAAUAGAAGCACAUACAAUGGAAUAUACAACGUUUGGCUAUCAGGGUACAAAGAACACAACCAAUGUUUGGGCAUUUUAUGGGAUUAGAGAACUGUCUGGCCUAUUACCUUUACCAAUAGUCAUUAGAUACUACCAAUAGUCAUUAGGACUUUAUUGUCUUAUUAUCCCAUAAAACAUCUCCGUAAUCCAAAGAUUCCUGGACUCUCAAAAGCAUUGCAAUAUCAAAAUGUACAUGUUAUGUAUGUUGGAACCACCAAUCCCCCCAGCCCUAAAUAUACCAACUUCCCUCAAUAUUCCAGCAAGUGUGAUUCAUGCAAAUCAUGUAACAAACCCAGGCUCAGAUAGCACUUCAAUAUGCUGCAUUAUUUAGUAUACAACUCAAUUCAAAUGGUUGCGAGUGAUUUCUAUGGCAUAGAAAUUCUGCUAAUUAGGCUUUUAGUUUGUUCCACGUUGAUGUCUGGGGAUGGAAUAAAGUCAGCAGUAUUUAAUUGAAUUAUCGCCCAGACACAGAGGUGCUGAUGGUCCCAGUUGAUGACCCUCUGUUGCUAUUGUCCCUAAAUACAUACAGCUGUUUGGUGGCAAUAAACUGUUGUUGCACCCUAUACUGUGUCAUCUAGUGUUUGGGGAGGGCUAUUAUCCCUGAAGAGUGACUUUCUCCAGCUUGAAGAGGCUCAAGACGGAGGUACUCAACCUACCGGUACUCAGUCUACCGGCUCAAUCACAGCCGGUAUUUUCCCUUCACUAGGAUUUUGAUUGUGUUAAAGAAAAAUCUAGAUGUUUUGUGCCCAGCUAAUUCUAGUUGUUAUGUUUACAGGAGUUUCUGGAUGCAGUCAUAUCUUUAGUGGUUAAACUGUCUUCCAAUGGUCAAACCUCAGUUUGUCCUCCAGCGCCCAUUGACGUCCCCUUGACCUCACAACUCCUGCAGUAUGAGGUUUUGCCAGGUGGCUGUUGAUAGGCUGAGAGUGUCAGAUGACACUCUCAGCCUAUCAUUGGCUGCCUAUUCAGAGGAAUAAAUAACACAGUUGUUGGCUGGUUGCCAUUUAGCAGAUGUGCCCCCACGCACAGCAUUGUACUUGGGGAUAUGAGGCAGGUUUUUUACUUCCCUAUAAGCUUUUAUUUUAUUUUUUACUUUUCACUGUGGCGACUGGCUAGUAAAUUCUAUCCAAUGGACGCUUGAUUAAUAUACGUGCUCCUAGGGCAGUUGGCUCAGGGUACUAGUGCUGUUGCUCGGCAAAUAAUUCCAAAUUUUAUAAUUCCCUUGCCAAAAAUCAAUUUGUUUUAAAAUUGGUGCUUUGGAAAUGUCUGGAUAUAAUAUUUUAUACAGGAUUUAGAUGCAAAAGGCAGUAAUGUUAUACACAGACUGCAUCCAUAUGAAUUUUGGUUAAAUUGGAAUGAGCUUCGGUGAACAUGAGAUUUGCCAAUCUAGUUGGAAUUCAGUUAUUUUCAUAGAAAUUUGCCCAUCCAGGCAAUAUCUAGUGAUUACUGAAUAACCCCUUGACAAGUGGGGUCUAACCAUUGAUUUAUAAAGAGGUAUAAUUAUUUAUUAUGUAACACCAAGCCCCUUUCUAUGUGCAUAACUUUACAUUUAUUUACAUUGAAUUUCUGCCACUUUGUUGCCCAUUUCCUUUAGGUUCUCAAAUUCAUUUUUGGAAUAUAUAAGCCCAGUUCAGCCUUUACUGCUGUCUUUAAUGUUAUGCUGCCUGCACAUAAUCCUCUAUGGUUUCUAUGUCUCCAGCGAGGUCAAUAAUAAAAUGAAAUGUGCGACAUAUGGGUGCGUCAUUGUUUUCAUGUGACUGAUUACCCAUUAUUCUUCAUGGAACUGAAUUUAUCUAAGGGAUGGGCAAUUAGUAGUGGGUAGGACGUAAUGUGACUGCCAACUCCUGCUCAUAAACCCAGUGACAUUAAAUUCUAAUCAUGUGUUUUCAAUGACAAAUCUGUUUCGGGAGAUAUUUGAUAAAUACAUCCUUUCAGUUUAUUAAUAAAAGCAGACGUUGAGUUGCGGAUUGAUAAGGGAAACUCAACAUUUUCCCAAAAUAUCCGAACUGGGAAAAUUCUCCAAGUUAACUAUUUUUCCUGCUCGAGUAAUAUGGCCUAAUGUCCAAUUCUCUUGUGAAUGCUCAUCAAUAUUAGUGAAUACAUGUUUCUGUUGAUUCCAGGCUCUGUUUGUGUAAAAGAAAUAAAAAAAAAAAAAAAAAAAUUAUGUAAAAACUUGCAGGAAAAAUGUAUUUAUUUCUUUUACUCAAAUUAAAUAAAGUCCAGGUAUAUCUGUAGUCACAAAUCAAAAGAAUAUGGGCAUUGGGCGAUACCUCUCUAAACUCUGCGGUUUUGAAAGCACACCCAGAAACAAAGAACGCAGACAUUGUGGCUAACAUUGGCCUUUUUUAACAUCAAAGCCAUUAAACUAUGCAACUUGGCCCAGGUUGAUUUAAUUUGCCGCAGCUCGGAUUUGUUUGCAUUUGGGCUUGCAGUAACAUUUGUUCCUUGAUAAUUGUCCACCACUCAAAUGUUUCCUGGAGUCGAAGGUGGUGUGGGUAAAAAUAAAUGUAUCUGCUAGAUGGGAUUUCAGAAAAGGAUUCAGAGUUGAGUCAUUUAUCAUUACAGAUUGCUGUUAAGUUAAUGCACAUGUACGUUGAGAAAGCAAUAUAAACAUAUGGGUAUGAAAGGUAAUACGUUAAUUCAUGGGAAACAUAGACUUCGGCUAAUAUAAUUUAGUGUAAUAUCCGCUUAUUAAAGCAGAAUGGAAAGAAGAGGUUAGUAGGAAGAUUUGAUGCAAACGGCUGGGCUCCUUAACAAACAUUAUUAACUUGUGGAAGGGUUAAUUAUUAUAAAUUGAACUUCAUUAUCCAUUUUACAACAUUUAGAUUGAUCGUCUGAGUAAAAAUUACAUAUCCUAAAUUCCCCUUAUUCUAGCAGCAAGGUAUACAGUUAUGGAAUUAUUCAUGAAAAACGGUACAUGUUACAAAUUUGUCAUCUAUUUAAAGGAAUACUGUAGGUGUCAUAACCGUUUCAUCUCAUUGAAGUGGUUAUAGUGACUGGCAUCCCUUGGCACGGUCUUGCUUUCAGUGUUAAGCCAUUUUGAAUGAGGGUCCCUGGCUUCCCGUAGGCCCUUCUGUCGGUGUGGCUAAGGAAGACACAAUAACAUGAUUCAAGAAAACUUACUGCUGCUAUAAACAAUCAACACCUUCUCUUUUAUGAGAAAAUUCUAUUCUUACUAUUGACCCUUUCAAUAGAAGCACAUUACUUCCUUCCUUUCAGCCAUACUGAUCCAUACCUGAAUGGGCACUGUGAUAGGCUGAUAGCUGACACUUUUAGCAAAAUACAGCCACCCGUGUAUUUAUCUGUGUAUUUUUACUAUUAUCUAGGCACACAAGAAAUGUAGUCUUGUCCAGUGGAGGAGAAAUAUGUGUAGCAUGAUAAGUGAUCCAUCAGCUAGCAUUCCAUGUGUCUGUGCUGGCACGAUAGGAGACAUGGUCUCAUGGCCUCACGCCAGGGCACCCAUUAUCUGCAGCAGUUAUGGAAUGACAUAAUCAAAGCCAUGGAGAGUGGGAAUGCUGCAUAACCUUCAUGACAUCAUCCGGGAUCGCUGCAGGAUUUGGCCUUGUGUUGGUGUCAGGGUAACUAGCUGCCUUCUAGUGGUGUCAGUUAGCAGUAGAGCUGCAGACAGUGGAAACAUUGAGGUGGCUAAAAGGUAGAGAAAUGUGAGGACGAGAACAAAGAGAUGAAUGAGAGAGAGUGGCUGGGGGUGAGUUUGCUAUAUUGCGGAAGGAAGGUGUAGAUAAGGAUAAUACAUUGUAUUGAGUAAAUAAACCGACAAUGUGACACAAAUGAGGAAUGUGGAAUGGGCGUAGGAGAGGAUUGGCACACAGAGAUUGACUGGGAGGAUAUAAGACUGGCAUAGUCACAUUAAAUGGCACAAAAUAUCAUAGAAACAUAGAAUGUGAUGGCCGAUAAGAACCAUUCGGCCCAUCUAGUCUGCCCAAUUUUCUAAAUACUUUCAUUAGUCCCUGGCCUUAUCUUAUAGUUAGGAUAGCCUUAUGCCUAUCCCAUGCAUGCUUAAACCCCCUCAUUGUGUUAACCUCUACCACUUCAGUUGGAAGACUAUUCUAUGCAUCCACUACCCUCUCAGUAAAUUAAUACUUCCUGAUAUUAUUUUUAAACCUUUGCCCCUCUAAUUUAAGACUAUGUCCUCUUGUUGUGGUAGUUUAUCUUGUUUUAAAUAAAGUCUCCUCCUUUACUGUGUUGAUUCCCUUUAUGUAUUUAAAUGUUUCUAUCAUAUCCCCCCCUGUCUCGUCUUUCCUCCAAGCUACAUAUGUUAAGAUCCUUUAACCUUUCCUUGUAAGUUUUAUCCCGCAAUCCAUGUACCUGUUUAGUAGCCCUUCUCUGAACUUUCUCCAAAAUAUCAAGAUCCUUCUGGAGAUAUGGUCUCCAGUACUGCGUACAAUACUCCAAGUGAGGUCUCACCAGUGUCAUGUACAAUGGCAUGAGCACUUCCUUCUUUCUACUGCUAAUACUUCUCCCUAUACAACCAAGCAUUCUGCUAGCAUUUCCUGCUGCUCUAUUAUAUCUUUAAGUCAUCAGAAAUAAUCACCCCUAAAUCCCUUUCCUCAGAUGUUGAGGUUAGGACUCUAUCAAAUAUUCUGUACUCUGCCCUUGGGUUUUUACGUCCAAGAUGCAUUAUCUUGCACUUAUCCACAUUAAAUGUCUGUUGCCCCAACUCUGUCCAUUUUUCUAGUUUACCUAAAUCAUUUGCCAUUUGGCUUAUCCCUCCUGGAACAUCAACCCUGUUACAUAUCUUAGUAUCAUCAGCAAAAAGACAUACCUUACCAUCAAGACCUUCUGCAAUAUCACUAAUAAAAAUAUUAAAGAGAAUGGGUCCAAGUACAGAUCCCUGAGGUACCCCACUGGUGACAAGUCCAAGCUUCGAAUAUAUUCCAUUAACUACAACCCUCUGUUGCCUGUCACUCAGCCACUGCCUUACCCAUUCAACAAUAUUGGAAUCCAAACUUAAAGAUUGCAGUUUAUUGAUAAGCCUUCUAUGUGCAACAGUGUCAAAAGCCUUACUGAAAUCUAGGUAAGCAAUGUCUACUCAGUGGCUGAUCCAGAAGCUAAUCACGGGAGGGGAACUGGCAGAUCAUUUUAAGAAAUAAUCCAGGCACAAUAACCACUACAGCUCUCUGUAGUGGUUUUGGUGCCAGGAUUUGCUGUGAUGCCUACCCAGAGUAAGUAGUGAAACCGUUUAAAAACAAAAAACAAAAAACGUUUGGUAACUUACCCAGGGUCUGCUGGGAUAGGGGCUGUAGUGUGUGUGUGUGUGUGUGUGUGUGUGGGUCACAGUAUGUGUAUGGAGGGGUAGUGCGUGUGUGAGAGGGGUGCAGUGCAUGUAUGGGGUAGCAAUUUGUAUAUUGGGAGCAGUGUGUUUGUGUGUGAGUGGCGCUGUGUGUGUAUUGGGGGCUAUGUGUGUGUAAGGGGGGGCUGUGUGUGAAGGGGGACUGUAUAUUUGUGUGUAGGGGGAGACAUUGCUUUCUUUCCAGUCCCUGGCAGUCCUAGUGGGGGAGUGAACUGUAACCUGCAGCUCAGACUAGAGUUCACUCUUGCGAGAACGGAGCGUUGCCAUGGUAACCGCGGCAACGCUCCGUGCUCGCGAGAAGAGAACCCGGCAGAGCUGCAGGUAAGAGUUCCCUCGGGUUCUCUCUCCCCUGCCGGCCGCCCAGCAACAGCAGGGCUGGUGCUUGGAUAGCGCCAGCCCUGCAUGGGCUGGCAGUAGAGAGCCUCGGACUCACUAUUUUCUCGGGGGGUGGGGGCAAUGCCCCGUUGCCCCCCCCCCCACGGAUCCGCCAAUAUGUCUACUGCACCACCCUGAUCUAUUAUUUUAGUUACCCAAUAAAAAAAAUCAAUAAGAUUAGUUUGGCACUUAAAUUUUCCAGUUACAGAUAAACAUACCAUACUUCUCAUAAUAAAUAUACUGUUGGCCUCUAAGAUAGGUCUAGCUAGAUAUUGGAAAACACAAACUGUUCCAUAAUGGCCAGAGAUUAAAAUUCAAAUUAAGUUCCAGGCAGCCUAAGAGAAAUAUUUUUAUAAUAGAGAUGUAUCGAUUAAAGUAUUAUACGACAAGAUCUGGUCAAAAUGGUCUGUAAUAUAAAUCAAACUCGGAAUUUCCUUCCCUGUGAGAAUUAUACUAAGUAGAACUCUUAAAACUCCAGAGAUCUCCAAAACAUACCAGCAAUGGAGCAUGUACCCCGAGACAAUAAAAAAAAUAAGACGAUUGAUAGGAUUUAUUGAAUAUAUACUGGUUUUUUUUUUUGUUUUUUUUCUGUUUUUGCUUGGUUCUUUUUUUUUUUUUUUUUUUUUUUUUUUUUGACAAUCUCGUUUUUAUUGAAAGAUUUUAGUACAGUGGUUUGAACAUAUAAGAUAUGCAGAAAGGUUACAGAAAUGCAUACUAAACCAGGGUAAAGACAUCAGUGAAUCAUACAUUGUUCGCUUGGGUUUCGCUAAUUAUUCAGAGCCUACUUAAACCUGCUUAGUGUAUCGAACAAGAGACUACUACUGGUAGGUGGGAGGGUUAAUCUUUCUGCUGCGCCUUGCAUGCCUCGUAUAAGAAGGUCGUGUGUAAGUGUGCAUUGUGUUUCAAUGCAUUUAAGUUCUAGCCUUGUUGUAUAAAUUGGUGUCUACUCUGGCCCCAUGCCUCAACCUGUUAUACAUUCCCGUCUCCCCCUGACUCCGUAGCAUCCCCCAGACAGUGGCCCGUGAGAGGUGUUUGCUUUGUUCUUUUUAUUUCUUUUUAUCCUCUUCUUUUACUUUUUUAAAAAAAAAAGUAUUAUUUUCUAUCCCUUCCUCUCCUCCGACAUAGAAUGAUAAAUUAUACGAUAUAAGUACUAUUUUGUAAUGUCGUAAUUAACAUUUUUAACUAGUAUGAAGAGUUUAAGAGAAAGAAGGAAGGGAUAAGAAGGAUUUAUCUAUAUAUUUAAUUAUAUAACUAUGUUUAUCAAUGUAUCUGCACAUGUAUUUUAUCAUGAAGUUCAUACAAUUUGUACUUUUCUUCUUUUUUUUUUUUUUGUCUUUUAUCAUGUUUGUAAAAAAAAAAAAGUCAAUAAAGAGAAGAAAUAAAUAAAUAAUAUAAAUAUAUAUAUAUAUAUAUAUAUAUAUAUAUAUUUAGUUUGGCAUGAUCUCCCUGAAGUAAACCCAUGUUGUCUCUGAUCUUGAAAUCCAUGUGAUUUUUAGAUGUUCAACAAUCCUAUCCUUUAACAUGGUUUCCAUCACUUUCCCCACUACUGAAGUAAGGCUUACUGGACUAUAGUUGCCCGACUCCUCCCUACUACCUUUCUUAUGAUUGGGCACAACAUUCGCUAAUUUCCAAUCUUCUGGGACUACUCCUGUUAACAAUGAUUGGUUAAAUAAAUCUGUUAAUUAUUUUGCUAGUACACCACUAAGCUAUUUUAAUAGCUUUGGGUGUAUUCAUCAGGUACCAUUGACUUAUUUGUCUUUACUUUUGACAGUUGAAAUAGAACCUCUUCCUCUGUAAACUCACAUGUAACAAAUGGCUCAUCUGUCCUUUUUCCUAACUGAGGCCCCUUUUCCUUCAUUUUCAUCUGUAAAUACAGAACAAAAAUAUUCAUUGAGGCAGUCAGCUAGACCUUUAUCUUCUACAUACCUUCCUUCUUUUGUUUUUAAUCUAACUAAUCCAUGUUUUACUUUCCUUUUCUCAUUUAUGUAUCUGAAAAAUGUUUUAUCCCCCUUUUUUACUGACUGUGCUAUUUUCUCUUCUGUGUGUGAUUUGGAAGCUCUUAUAACUUGCUUAGCCUCUUUCUGCCUAAUCUUAUAGAUCAUCCUGUCUUCCUCACUCUGGUUUUUUUUAUAAUUACUAAAUGCUAACUUUUAGGUUUUUUUUGUUUUUUUUUACUAUUUGGCCAUAUCUGCUGCAUACCACAGUUGUUUCUUAAUUUUUUUGCUUUUACUGACCAGCCUAAUGCAAUUUUCUGUUGCCUUCAGCAGUGCAACUUUUAAAAAAUCCCAUUUCUCUUGGACUCCAUUUAAACUGUCUGUUUUUCAAAAGUCUAAAACUUUUUUGUUUUUGUGUGGUGUGACUCAGUCACUGUUCUUAUAUUAAACCACACUGACUGAUGAUCACUGGAUCCUAAACUUUCACCUACAGUAAUAUCUGAUACCAAAUCUCCAUUUGUUAACUCUAAAUCUAGUAUGGCCUCUUUACGAGUUGGCUACUCAAUGACUUGUUUUAUUUUUUUUGAAUAUUUAAUCUUUAUUUUAAAUUUUUUUUCUUUUAAAUCUCAUUAAAUACAUAUAUCAUACAAAUACAAAUAUACAUUUAUAAUACAAAAAAACAACACAGCAGCAAAAUAGGGGAGGGAGAAGAAAAAUACAUCAAAAAGACUUCCAUAGUAGAGUGGUAAUAUCAUUUAGAUAAGUCUCAUAAUUAUUUACAAUGUUCAUGGAAUUAUUCUACUACUAAUUGAGCGACAUUAUUUUAUACAUCAAUCAUCUCAAUACACUUUGACCAAACAGAAAUCUUAUUGCUUAAUCUUUGUUUACUUAGCAUCAGCUCCAUUCUAAUCUGAAACUCGAGUUGAAUUUUGACUUUCUUCCAGGGGACUUCUGAAUCCCUUUUCCACCAUCUCGCAAUUACUAUUUUAGCCGCUAAAAACAGAUGUAUAAGAAUUGCUUUUAAUUCAUAUGUCAUAUGAGGCCAAUUUAGAUGAAGUAGAACUACCUCUGGAGAGAUUAUCAACUCGAGUUUUAAAUUAUUAGAUAUAAAAUGCUGCAUUUUCAACCAGAGAUUUUUUAAUUUAUAGCAAUCCCACCAAAUAUGUCUAAAAUUGCCUCUAAUACUAUUGCAUCUCCAACAGAUAGGAUUUACUAGAGGAUAAAUUUUAUUCAAUUUAGCUGGUACUAAGUACCACCUAUUUAAAACUUUAAAGUGCGUUUCUAAUAAAUUUAAUGAAUGUAUAUUCUUCUUAACAUCCAUCAUUGAAGAACCCCAUUGAUUCAGAUUUAUAUCGAUAUUCAGGUCUUGUUUCCAAGCCUGUAUGGCAGUAGGAUUUGUAUCUUUAGCUAUUGAUUUAAUUAGUAUUAAAGCUUUGGAAAGUGGUUUAUUGACUUUUUUUGAUGUAAAUAAUAAAUCUAUCAAAUUGCUUAGAUUAGAUUUUGGUAUUAUAAGAUGUGUAUUAAUAUAGCUUUUAAGUCUUAGAAAAUUAAACACCUCUCUAGGAGGGAGAUUAUGUGUCUCUGUUAUUUGAGCAAAGGUUUUAAUUGAUCCUUCUGUCAAUAAUUGGUCCAAAGUCGUUAUCCCUACUUUUUUCCAAUUAUUUAAGUUUAAAUCUUCCACUUGUUUUUCUACAAUGUCUAACUCUAAAUAACUUGGAACUUUUUUUUCUAUAUUCAUUACUUUUUUAAUUUUUAACCAAUUUUCCAAUAAUUGAGUUAGAAUAAUACUGGCAUACUCUUUUUUUCUUUGACAUUUUAUUUAUAUUCCAAAUUAAACAAUCUAAGCUAGAAACUUCUCCUGCCUUCAAUUCCAUUUUAUACCAUCCCUCAUCUUUAUUUUCUUUCAUUUGCAUUCUAUAAACAUGUAGAAUAAUAGCUGCUUUAAAAUUAUUCAUUAUGAGUGGAUAAUCAAGUCCACCUUUAUAUAUUUUCUGCACUAAUAUUGACUGUUUCAAUCUUGGCUUUUUGCCUUUCCAGAUGUAUUGAGUAAAACAUCUUUGUAUUAAUUGAAGCCAAUGGAUUGGAAUAUGGAGAGGUAACAUUUGAAACCUAUAAUUCCACUUUGGUAUAACGUAUGAAUUGAUAACAUUUAUUCGCCCCCAAAAAGUAAUCUCUAGGUUUCUACGAUCUUUUAACCAUUUAUUGAGAUCUAAUAAUAAUGUUAGGAAAUUUACUUCCAUGAUCUUAUUUGUCUCUCUGGUUAUUUUGAUUCCUAAGUAAUCCAUACUUUCUUAUUUCAAUUUCAUAUUUGUUUUUAAUCUCUUGUUGUAUCUUUUUAUUUAGGUUAACAUCUAAUAUCAAAGAUUUAUUUGUAUUUAACUUAUAAUUUGAUAUAAGGCUGUAUCGCUCUAUUUCUUGCAUUAUGCGUUCUAAAGAAUUUUUAGGGUUUGUAAGAGUAAUUAAAAUGUCAUCAGCAUAUAAGAUAAUUUUUUGGUCCUCAUCCAUUAUUUUAUAACCAUGGAUCUCUUUAUUAUUCCUAAUAUUCUCAGCCAAUGGCUCGAUAGUCAGCAAGUAGAGCAAUGGUGAAAGGGGACAACCCUGUCGGGUACCAUUUCUAAGUUGGAACCAUGGGGCGACAAUAUUAGGUCCAAUAGUUCGUGCAACAGGAUUUACGUAUAGUGCCAUUAUAGCUUUCUUAAUCCAACCUUCCAAUCCAUAAUGUUGUAAAACGGCUUCUAAAUAUUUCCAGCUGACUCUGUCGAAUGCUUUUUCAGCAUCAAUCGACAGAGUCAGAACUGGAACAUCAUAUCUAUUUGCGUCAUCCAAGAUAUUAAUAAUUUUCCUUAUACUUGUAUAGGAGUUUCUACCUGGAACAUAUCCUAUUUGAUCUUUGUGGAUGAUUAGUGGAAGAAGUUUUUUUUUAUUCUGGCAGCCAAAACCGAAGCGUAUAGCUUAGUGUCAACAUCUAUUAAAGAUAUCGGACGAUAGUUUUUGAUAUCAGUGGGGUUUUUAUCGUUUUUUAGGAUAGGCAAGAUAUUAGCUUUAAGCAUCUCUGCUGGUAAAAAUCCUCUGUUUGCCGCUAUGUUGAAAGCAGAGGUCAAAUGUGGGCAUAUUGAAUCUUUAAAUGUUUUAUAAAAUAGGUUGCUAAACCCAUCCGGGCCUGGUGUUUUAGAUCUUUCUAAAUCAUUUAUUGCUUUCAUAGUCUCCUCCAUAGUUAUAGGUUUAUUUAAGAAAUCAUUUUCAAUAGAAGUUAAUUGAGGCUUCUUUAUAUUAUUUAAAUAGUUUUUAAUAUCCUCAUCUGUGUUAAUCUGAGGAAUAUUAUAUAGAUUGGCAUAAUAUUCAUUAAAACACUUUCCAAUCUCUCUAGGGGUUAGUGCUAUUUUUCCAUUCUAUAUUAUUUUGUCUACCUUAUUUUGUCCUUUUUGUUUUCUAAGUUUUUGGGAUAGCAUCUUUUCAGCUCGAUUGCCUUUGGAGUAAUAUUUAAGUUUUAAUCUAUCCAUAUUUUUAGCUAUCAUAUCCAUUAAUUUUUGCUUUAUUUUUUCUUUAAGUUCUAAUAUUUUUUCAUAAAUUUCAGGAGAUGGAGAUUGUUUGUUGAUAUGAGUCAAAUCUCUUAAUUCUGUGUGUAAAAAUGCCAAAGUAUUAUUUUUGUCAAGUUGGCUUUGUAACUUGAUAAUAUGACCUCUUAUAACGGCCUUAAAGGCACACCACAAAAUAGAUGAAUCAAUAUUUUCUGAGAUAUUUUCUUUAAAAUAAUUUUUUAUAUUAUCUCUUAUGAGUUUUUUUUUUUAAUUCACAACAAAGCAAAUUAUCUCUUAACCGCCAAGUAUAGGCUUCUCUUUUAAAUGUACUAAAAAUCAUUUCACAAAAAACUCCAUUGUGGUCUGUCCAAACUAUCUCGUCAAUCUUAGUUUUUUUGGUCAUAUCAAUAAUACUUGGGUUGACCCAAAUCAUGUCCAAUCUUGAAUAGGAAAAAUGCACUUUAGAAAAAUGCGUAUAGUCUCUCUCAUUGGGAUUAAAAAUUCUCCAAAUAUCGAAUAAAUUAUAUUCAUCUUUAAUUUUUUUUAAGGCUUUUGCUUGUUUUAUAACCAUCUGAUUUAAAGUAUUUCCUUUCAUUAAUUUUUUAUCUAUCUGAGGGUCUAGUACAGCAUUAAAAUCCCCUGCCAAUAUUAACUUUCCCACUUUAACUUCAUCUACUUUUUCCAAAAUUGUUUUUAAGUAAGCAACUGGUAAAUGAUUAGGAAGAUAUAUAUUACAUAAUGUAAAAAGUACAGAGUCAAUUUUGCAUAUUAUUAUUAUUAAAUACCUGCCUUUAGUAUCUUGUAUUUGAUGGAUUACUUCAACUUUAAUCUUUUCUCCAAAUACCACAGCUACUCCACAUUUUUUUUUUUCCUUAUUGGAAGCUUGAAUUAUAAGUGGAAAUCUUUUACCCCCCCAAUUUUGUUUAUCCACUUGUCUCCAGUGAGUUUCUUGUAAGAAUAUUAAAUUCAAUUGUUUUUCACUGAGGUAUUUAUACAAUAGAUUUCUUUUCGCUAUAGUAUUCAAUCCCUGAACAUUAAGUGCAAACAUUUUUAUCAUUUUAUCUUCAAAAACCUCCCUGCAUCUCUUUCCACUCGAUAACCGUUACCCUUCCCUAUUGCUGCAUAAACAUAUCUGCACAAACACACAAAACAAAAUAUUAAAAUCAUAGGAGGAAAUCCUCCUUUUUUAUCACAAAGACUGUAAAUUUUCAUAUAGAAAUUCAGUCUUUACUGUGUCUUUAAAUUAGACACUAAGUGGGCGUAUCCAGAAAGAGGUAGUAAUAUUUACAAGUUUGCAAUCCCUCUCCAAGAGGGAGAGAAAAAAAAAUAAAAAAAUUUCUUCCAUUAUUUUAUACUUAGCUUCAUUGCUCUGUGAUUCUUUACUUUAAAUAAAUCUAUUUCUGUUUAACUUACUAAUACCUGUGAAUAAUUUUCUUUUAACCACCUCGUUAAGUACAAAUCUAAUUAAUACUUAGACAUGUUUACUUUUAAGUCCUUAUGUUCCACAUGCUUACAUGCAUAUACCUAAUUAUUUAAUACCCUUAAAGUGAGAACAGUCACUGACUUGUUUUAGAGACAAUCCCAGUAGGGAGUUUGUAAUUUGUCCUAAUGUGUUUUACACCCCACCUCCUAUAGAAUGUAAGCUCCAUUGAGCAGGGUCCACUUCAACCUAUUGUUCCCGUACGUUUAUUUGUAAUUGUCCUAUUUAUAGUUAAAUCCCCCUCUCAUAAUAUUGUAAAGCGCUACGGAAUCUGUUGGCGCUAUAUAAAUGGCAAUAAUAAUAUGUGUGCUCCUGGCACAAGCAGCUAUUUUGGUUUUCCAAUUUACAUCAGGAAGAAUAAAGUCACCCAAUGAGUAUAACUUCCCCCUUCAUGGUCAUUUUAGCCAUUUCCUCAACUAGUAGAUUAUCUAACUCUUCUUAUAGGCAUGGUGGGAAAUAUGAAAUAUGGACUAUGGGACUAUUAGGUAAAAUGACCAAACCUAGAAGACCUACAAAGGUAUCGUCUCUGCCCUUCCCCUGCCCCCCCCUUGUCUCGGCACUCCUUACAGCACUCAAUAAAGCUUUUUUUAUUUACACAGGGGAUUCUAUUUUCUUCUUUAUACGCAAAGGUCCUUGCAUGUUGUAUCAUUGUAACAGCCCUUAUAUUAAAGGGAUACAAUAGACACCAAAACAACUUUAGCUUGAUUAAGCAGUUAUGGUAUAUACAGAUAUAAUCAAAAUGAUUCACCCCUCUUUGAAAAUCAGGUUUAUUGUCAAGAUUCACAGACUUUCAGUUGGUUUGCAAUAAACAAAUCAAACAAAAGCAAUUGAAAUAGCUCAACACCACGAAUGCUUCAAUUGGUUUCCCCAAAUUCAACUGAAAAUGAAACUUAUGACUUCUUCAGUCUUAAAAUUAUCCGACCCCUUCAUGGAAAGCAUCUUUUUAGUACUUAGCAGAGCACCCUUUUGCUGUCAUGACCUGCUGAAAAUGACCUGCUGUCAUGACCAGCCUUCUUCAAAUCCCACCUGUCAGGGAUCCGCGGGCGGCUAGGAGGGGAGGCUGCACGCCGCUUGCAGCACUCACCCUCACUCCAUUGCUGCCCGCGGUCUCCCCUCUGCUUACCUCUCGGCGAGCGGCGUCUCCUCUCUGCCGCUCGCCACCCGCGUCCUCCACGCCCCCCAGCGGCAGCAUGUAUAACGCUGGGAGGUCAAUGAAUUAUGUAAACGCCGGGGUCACGUGAGUGACCCGGCGUUAAAGAAACAGUACCACAAUCACAGUGGGGGGUAUAGAUAUCCCCCACGUGUGAUUGUUAAUUCUGAUUGGAAGUUAUCCAAUCAGAAUUAAACCUAGGGUAUUUAUACUUACCUUUCCUGUCCCUCAGUGCCCUGUUGUGGUCUGAUACCUGUAGCGUAGUGUUCUCAUCUUGCUCUCUGGUUACCGAUUAUUUGGCUCGUUAUUCCGAUUAUUCUGUCUUCUCCACUCUUUUGACCUCGGCUUGUUUCUCAUUCUCCUGUUUUCUGGCUCCCUUUACCUGGCUUGUCUCCUGACUAUUCUUAGCGUGCUUAGCCCGGCCACUCUAAGGUCCGGUACGGCACCUUUUCUGUGUGUGUGUGUGCCAGCGUGUUAGGUUCCACGAAUCGUGACAUCACCAGAGAUUUUCUAUGGGGUUCAAGUCAGGUGACUGUGAUGGCCAUUGUGGAAUUUUCCAGGACUUAUUUUGCAACCAUUCCUUGGUGGAAUUUGAGGUAUGCUUUGGACCAUUUUCUUGUUGGAAUGUCCAAUGAGGAAGCAUCAGCUUCCUCACAGGCUGUGGGGAUAUUUAUGGGGUGAUAAAUAUUAAAAUAAUAUUUUUCAUAAAAAUUAUUUUAAUUUUUAUUAUAUCAAAAUUGAAAUAAUGGCACUGUCCCCGAAUUUAAAAAUAUAAUAAAGCUGAUAAUUUCCCACUAUUUAAUUCUCUUAGAUCCUAGAAGCCGAUGAUCAGAGGAUUUUAUUCCACACCGUGAAUCACAAUUCUUUAUAAAAAUAUAAUUUAUUGUGACAAUAAUAAUAAAAUAUGUAACAUGCGUGAUAAUAAUCAGUGAAUAUUUAGGUAUAACAUAGGUAUACAAAGUAUGGCAAUGGUUUGAACACAAUAUAGCAGCUACAGCACCAACUGUCGUAACAAAAUUUAUGAUAGGUAAACAAUCUCACAGACCCAGAAAGCUCACAGCACAGCGAGAAGCCAUAAAAACUUUGGCUGACAGUUAGAGCACACUGAUUAACUCUUCCAAUGCUGGUUGCAAUCCUCCUAGUCAAUAUAUAUCCUAUUAUGUUGCAAUAUUCAAUAUAAAACAAUGUUCAUACCAGAUCAUUAACCAUUCCUGGAACCAUGCAAUGAGAAUAAUCUGCCAGAUUUUACAUUAGCCGAAUUUUAAUUUCCUUACAUAAGAUUCUCUAUCUUAUUUCAGAGCAAAUCAAUACACCUGGAUAAAAACAGCGGUAUGCUAAUCUGUUGAUAAAUAUUACAGUUAAUAUAUUGUUGUUCCACCUGCAGAAUGGAAUUUUUAUAACCAUAUAUUCUUUAGUUAACUAAAAUUUCUAAUUAUGAAAUCUGGCCGAUUUUAUCCAGGCAUAUAUUCCUGCUAUGUAAAAUUUCAAUUAAUUUAAAUUAAUUAAAUAAAACCAGCAUAAUUACCAGUUAUGUUGUAGAUGUUCUUAUCAGAUGAGCAGAUAGUCCCAGGAAAUAGUUUCUUAAGUUUUUUUUUAAGAGAGUUUGAAUGUGUUCAAAGAGUAUAAGUCCUUGAAUGUCAGAUUUGAGUGUCAAUCCCAGAGUGUCUCCUCAAUGUGUGUCCUGAAUGUGAGUGUCCCUCUCUUCCCUUUUGUUCUUACUUUUUAAAGGGCCAAACUCUCAGUACGUCAUUAGUUGAUCGGACGACUAGGAAGCAGUAGGUGUGUCUACCUUAUCUAGUAUUAUCUAGUUUUUGGUCAGUAGAUGGCGCCAUUACAUCACCAAAAUUUCUUGUCCAGGAAAGCGUUAACUUCAUUUGAUGAUGAUUUCGACGUCAUUCCUUUAUCUAUUUUAUGACUGCAUAACUCAAAUUUGCUGUCAAUGUCAAAGGUUCACACCAGACAAAGCAUCGGUAAUUCCUAUCGUAUUUCUAAAAUUGACACCUCCUAACCUGAAUUUCACCCCAUUUCUUACAAUGGGACCUUGUAAGAUUUAGAAAGUAAAUUAAUUACUUGGUGUUAUCUGUUAUUGGUGUCUGGCUUUCUGUUAUUCUUGUGUGAAGCUGUGUGUAAGAUUAAUCUAUUUCAUUAACAUUAAGAAGAGUAUCCAUCCCCCUUCUCUGUUAGAUUCAUUGCCUUGUUUACAUUACACACUCCUUAGCUCAGGCUUGAAUGGCUGGAGUUACAGAAAGCAAGAAAUUAUGUGUCUUUCUUAGCCUGAAGAUACCAAAAUGGAGUCAGCUUUGUUUUAAGUGUGACUGUCAGUAGACACUUUUAAUUUCUAUUUUAGCACAAAAUGUCUGCCGAUAUAAAUAUACUGACAAGACGGAAUGUUUUUUUCUCCUAGGAUUGCCUGGUACUUCAAUGAGUCAUUCUAGCCUUCCACACGCUGCCGGUUUCCAGUGCCAGUGGAUGCAAAGCCACCAACAUGCUUAACUGUAGGCAGUGUUCUUUUCAACAUAUGCUUCAUUCUUCUUCCCUCAGACAUACCACUGAUCCAUUGGCCCAAAAAGUUCCAGUUUUGUUUUAUUGCUCCACAGAACAGAAUCCACAAACUUCUGUGAAUUUUUUAUGAUUUUGAGCAUAUUAGAUCCGACUUUUCGUGUGAUUUUUGGAUUAGUAGUGAUGUACGUCUUGGAAUUCUGGCAUGGAAAUCUUCUGCAUUUAGUAUGCGCCUUACUAUGCUCACUAAAACCUCAGUUCCUGUUACCACCAAGUCUUGCUGCAGGUCUUUUGCAGUCACUUGAGGGUUUUUUACAACCUGCCUUCUCAGAAAUCUGGUUGCAGCCAUUGAUAGCUUCCUUACUUUGAACUUGCAAAGUAUGCUUCCAACGGUGUCUCUAGGAACAUGCAGUGCCUUCGACUAUAUUUUUGUAUCCUGUUCCUUGUUUGUGAAGGGAGAUGAUCUAUUCUCUUAAGUUUGUGGACCACUAUUUUGCCAUAUUUCUAACAUGCAGUCAAAUGUGUCACUCAAUAAACCCCUAGCCAGUUCAGGUAUUUCAAGUGUUCCAACUCAAGCACACCUGGUGCAACUAAUGAAUCCCUUGAUUAGUUGCAUCAGGUGUGCUUGAGACAAUACCUGUUUUGCAUAUUUUUAGUGUUUUGGGGGAUUCUAUUCAGGUGGUUGAAUAAUUUUGAGACUGGAGAAGUCAUAAGUUGCAUUUUCAGUUGAAUUUGAAGAAACAACUUGAAACUAUUUCAAUUGCUUUUGUUUGAUUUGUUCACUGCAAACAGCUGAAAGUCUGUACAUGUUCACAAAAAACCUGAUUUUCAAUGAGGGUUAAAUCAUUUUGAUUACAACUUUUUAUCAUGCCUCCGAAGUAUCACUGCUCAAUUCUGACAUUUAUGAAUUAAAUCACUUUGUUUAUAUAGCCCUAGUCACACCUUCCUGCAUGAGACUAACAGCCUUCCUAAACACUUCCUGUAAAGAGUCAUCUAAUGUUUACACUUCCUUUAUAGCACAUUCUGUAUAAUUUUGAAUGUAUUAUCCCCUGCUCUGUUAAUUGCUUGCUAGAUAAUCACAGGAGACUCUUGUGUGUGUGAUUUAAAGUUCAAUUUACAGAGGAGGAGAUGAAAAAAUAUCUAAAGUAAGUUAACAUUUUAUUGAAAAUUAAACCUUAUUUUCAUGCAGGCUGUGUCAGUCACAGCCAGGGGAGGUGUGGCUAGGACUACAUAUACAGAAACAAUAUUGAUUUAACUCCUAAAUGGCAGAUAAUUGCUCAGUGAGGCUACAGGAGCAUGAUCUAUACACCAAAACUGCUUCAUUGACUAAGAGCUUCUGUGUUCCCUCUAGUGUGAGCUGUCCCCACAGUUAUCUCCAGACAGCAGUCAGUCUGUCUAACUAUUUGGAUCAGAUGCAGCAUGAUGUGCACGGUUUAUAGGAAGAACGCUGACCUUCACUCAUUGACAAUAGGGUGAAGAGAGGGGAAUAAAAAAACUUCAAUAUUUUAUAAGUAUGUCUUUCUCCUUCUUUUAACAGACCAUAAAGAAAGAAUCAUUAAGAAAAAAUGAGAAAGGAACACAUGGAGUCAGCCAUAAAGGUAACGAAAUGUAUCAAUAACACUAAGUAAAUCUAGUGUGUGCACAUCCCAUGCAAAAUAGCCAUUUAUAUCACAAGGAAUACAUCAGUAACAAUCUGUGCAAAAUAGCCAUUUAUAUCACAAGGAAUACAUCAGUAACAAUCCGUGCAAAAUAACCAUUUAUCACAAGCAAUGUAUCAGUAACAAUCUGUGCAAAAUAGCCAUUUAUAUCACAAGUAAUACAUCAGUAACAAUCCGUGCAAAAUAGCCACUUAUAUCACAAUCGAUGUAUCAAUAACAAUCCCAUUCAAAAUAGCCAUUUAUAUCACAAGCAAUGUAUCAGUAACAAUCCGUGCAAAAUAGCCAUUUAUAUCACAAGGAAUGUAACUGAGAAGAGGAGCAGAGUAUCUUAUUCACACAAAUGAUCACCUAAACACAAUAAUUGCAGUGUGAGUACACAUUGCUGGGAGUUUCAUUGUAGAGGAAUUGAUUAUACACUAAUAUGUGCCAAGAAUGGUAAAAUAAUGGCCAAUUAGAAAGAACUUGUGUAUAAUGUACAUUCUGACAGCAAAUUAAAGGGAAAGAUCAGAGCGGUUUAUGAUAAAUGCUGAAAUGUUAUCAUCCUGCAUCAGUUAAUGCUUAUUUAGUUUGUUUCACUGGUUAUGCUGGAGAAAGUCCCAUUGGUAGAGAGCCUACAUUCUCCAGCAAAACCUCUGGAUCAAAAUAUCUGGAACUUUCUAUUUAUAGGUCCGUAAAUCUGUCUGUCUGUCUAUCUAUCUAUCCCUCUGUCUGUCUGUCUGUCUGUCACUCUGUCUGUCUAUCGCUAACUAUAUAGUGUGUGUUGUGUGUAGUGUGAGGCAGUUAAAUUAAUACAUGACUGUACGUGUAACUUGUUGCAAAUUGUCAACAAUUCUCACUCAGCGGACAUACACUAAGUGUAUCAACCCUCCCCAGCUAACUAAACUCAUUCUAAACAUACUAAAAUAAUAAUACAACUUAUACAUGCAUUAUUCCUCCAAUUCUGCGAAGGUUCUUAAUUAUUUUAAUAAUUAGUAAAGCUUCAGAGCCUUUUAACCUCACUCUAGGUAACAAUGCCCUUACAAGGGUGAUCUGCCCGUCACAUUCUACAGUUGGAUCACUUGCAAUCAGUGGGAGAUCUUCUGACGAAGCUAUUGUGAGAUGUGAAAUUUGUAGCAGUGAUGGCAUCAAGAAAAUCUAGUAGCCAACUUUAAAAUGGUGGAAAAGGGGGAGUCACAGAAAUGUUGGGAUAUAUUUUGCAAUGUGUCACUUUCAUUUCUGCUCAAGUUUCACUGCAGUAUGUUAUAUUCCUUAAUUACCAGACGAGCCAGGUACCAGCCAUUACAGAGGUUUUGUGAUAUAAGGGGGCUGACUAGAAGGCAGAUAAAAUGGCCGCAUACAUAAAGCACUUUCAGAUCAGUAAAUCACAAAAAAAAAUCCUUUACCUGACAAGAAAUGUACGUGUAUAUUUGAACUGUAUAAGAUUACCAUUUGCUUAAAAGCACAAAAUGCAAUUAAUUCCCUCAUGAUAUAUUCCCUUUAAGUUGUGAAAUGUGGAGUCAUAAAUCAUUUUGGCGAUGACUCCUUGAGUGAGCAUAUUUGGAAGAGGAAAUCUUCUGAGUUUAAUAUUAUUCAUGUGACAGUUAAAACCCAUGUAGGUUUGAGUAGUGAUGACAUCUGACCUGUUUUGUGAAAAUACUAAAUAUUCACAGAUGGUGUAAAUGGACAAAAUAGGGAUACAGCUGAAUGACUAAAAAACAUAAGAAUACAUAGUACAUAGUGAAGUAAUAUAUAGAGAAUAAUAAUAAUAAAAAAAAUUUUUUUAUACUUCACUGGCAUACUCCCACUUCUUUGAAGACAGAGCAACCUAUUCGUGGAGGGUGAAUAAGGCGCAUUAUCCAUCACUUAAAGGCGCAUUAUCCAUCACUAUUUUGUGAGUGCAAUCAUUGAAGUUUAUAUUUUAUCACUGUGACGGUACUUCACUAUGUACUAUGUAUUCUUAUGUUUUUUAGUCAUUCAGCUGUAUCCCUAUUUUGUCCAUUUACAUAUCUGCAUUUGAGGUUCGUUUGGGGGAAACCUCUUGGGAAGCUGCAUUCAUCUCAUACCAAGUUAAGUACUCGUGUAUAUUCCUACCACUGUGUUGGUUAGGUGCAUUUGUAUUUCUUGUGUUUGUAUUUUUUUCUUUUUCUUUCAACAUUCACAGAUGGUGUCUGUUUCGUGAAACUUAUAAAGUAGCCAAUGAGUCUUAACCUAUCCUAAACAAUGCACAGAGAAAGCAUUUCACUUGGUAUUCCUCAAAGAUAGAUGUCUUCAUGCUGUCUAGUUGCGGUGGAAUCUGUAUUUGAUGGGGUGCAAUAACUGAGAUUUGUAGCCACAGCAGGUGGUCUUCCAGAGGUGGCCUAGUCAUUCUGUUAACACAUAAUUAACAAUGUGUAAUUUGGAGAAUGGGACAGGAUUUAAUUGCAAUCAUCGAUGCUUUGACCGGGAUUCAAGAUCCCGGACCAUCUGUAUAGGACGUGGUGGAAAUCUUGAGAUACCUGCUACCUAGCUAGAGAGUUUCAUUGUUACAUGAAACAUAGUGUUAGCACAGGUACCGUUGGAAAACUUUUUUGUUCUAUGCCUCUGGCUGUUGAUCCCGGCUGAUAUGUGUUUAGAAUCAUAGAUGUCAACAAAUAAGAUAUAUAAUUGUUCUCUGGUUCUGUGGUUAAAUAGUUACGGAUAAAUCAAAAGAAAAAAACAAACUAAAGCUUUAAAAAAAAAAAAUGGAAUAAAAAAACCCUCAGCACUUAACCUUCAAAAAUAGAACAUCACAUUACUUCUGCAAAGAUAGUGUGUAAACGCCAAUACAUUGUGUAUAUAUCCUAAUAUAAUGUGACAUACCUAAAGUGUUACCGUCUGGGGACUUUGCAUAAUUUGCAAAGAGCCCUCGACGGUGACAUUGCCUCUGGGAGCCGGGGGAGGGGAAAGCAAAGAUGAGUUCUAUAUACCUGAACUUGUCCCUUGUGGGCGCUGCAAGCAUGAGAGUACAGCAUUAAGGUCUUUGGAUAGGUAAAAGCAAUUCCCUGAUGGCUAGGGGUACUUUCACUCCAAGACGGCAAUAGCUCCGUCCAGUGUCUAGAAGUGUCAGACAGAGGAAAUAUACAGAGACAGAGUAUAAAGAAUAUAAAUUCCAACAUAGACAAUAUGAGUAUUAUACAAAGACUCUAUCUUUAUAAAAUACUCAUUUUCUGGGGGGUAGGGAAGAAGGGGAAGGUAGGGGUUACAGUGCCGCUUUAAAAUAGUUUCUAAGUUUAGCCUGUCAAUAAAUUAUAUUAAAAAAAAUAUAUAAAAAAUACAAAUAUAAACAGCAUCGAUAUUCUGGAUUAUAUAAGUAGACAUGCUUAGCAGGCUUUAGAAUACAUUGGAAAUCCUUAAAAAAUGUGGAAAGAUAUAGGAUCAAUCAUUGAAAUAUUGCCAGAAAACGGCAAGUCUGGAUCGGAUUCUAAAUCUGAAAUAAUGUUAUAACCCAUCAUGUAAAUGGCAUAAAUCAAUAUAAUGAGUGCACCAUUAGGAACAGCAGAUAUAAAUAUGUCAGCUACGCUGAGAUAGGUCAAUUUCUGACAUUUUCCAGAUACUUUUUAAAAACACUGCACUAUUUACCAGCACAUCUCCGUGUCUGAACUAUUGGUUAAUCUAGAUACCUAGCAUGUAACUGACUUAACCCCUUAAGGACACAUGACAUGCGUGACAUGUCAUGAUUCCGUUUUAUUCCAGAAGUUUGGUCCUUAAGGGGUUAAACGGUUACUCCAACUCUUUCUGUAAAACAUUUUUCUUUGUUUAGUUUUCUAUUGUGCACGAUAAAAUGGGAUCCCCAGUCCCCUUUAAAACGUACCUGUAAUCCAGCGCCGAGCGAGGAUCUUCUACGCCCUGUCCCAAUGACAUGUCGCAUCUUUGGCCCUUUUAAAUGCUUCUCAUAGAAAAGCAUUUGAUUGGACUGUUUGACUGGCUCAAUGCACAUGCACCCUCUCUGAGCCGGUAAGGGGAGGGGGUGAGGUUGGACAGAGGAAGGGACGGUAGGGGAGACGUAGGGAGCGAAAGAGGGAGGUUAAAAAAAAAAACUGUUAAGGGUAUAGGCAAGCGGGAUUUCAAUUAAAGCAGAAGGAGGGGACAUACACACUUCCCCUUGCAGGCAGUGCAUGCAUGGGAGCUACAUAGGAGGGGACAUACACACUUCCCCUUGCAGGCAGUGCAUGCAUGGGAGCUACAUAGUACACCCAUUGGCAGAAAGCAGUGCAAAUAUCUGUGUGUACAGUAAUUCAGGAAGAAGUGGUCAUGGUGGUUGGAUUAACCCUUUAAUGGAGGAUGCUGAGGCAUGGCGCUGAGAAUAUUGCAAGUCAUUUUAAAAUCAUCGAAGUGAUUAUUGGGGCACUACCCAUGGUGCACUGAUUAUUGGGGUACUACACGUGGUGCACUGAUUAUUGGGGCACUAUCCAUGGUGCACUGAUUAUUGGGGUACAAUCCAUGGUGCACUGAUUAUUGGGGUACUAUUCAUGGUGCACUUAUUAUUGGGGCACUACCCAUGGUGCACUGAUUAUUGGGGCACUACCCAUGGUGCACAGAUAUUGGGGUACUACCCAUGGUGCACUGAUUAUUGGGGUACUAUUCAUGGUGCACUGAUUAUUGGGGCACUACCCAUGGUGCACUUAUUAUUGGGGCACUAGUCAAGAAGUCACUCUUAACAGGUUAACAGGUAUCCAUGCCUUUCCCCUAUAACUUAACCUAAAAAUGAUCUUGAAAAUUAUUUUUAGAGCAUUGCUCCAUGAAGUUAUCACUGGCAGGUUCCCACUGUACUCUUAGGACUCCUCUUCCUUCCAGUCAGGCUGCUCCCUCCAUUUUGAUGGCACUAAGAGAAUGAGUUCUGCCAGUAUAGUAGAUGAGUCUGGCCUCUAUUUUCUUCGUAGCACCCAGGAAAGCUUUAAAGGGACACUUGGCAAUUAUUUUUCUUUCAACCAGCAAGCAAACCUGUUUAAAUAGAUAUAUAGUAAAAAAGGGGGCGGGUGCGGGCGGCCAUGCCGACAGGCGACAGGCUCCAGGUCACUGGAGCUCCUGCGGAAUCAAGCUAAUUUUGGGGAAAAUACCCACCUUAUGCUGCAUGAGAGCUCUGGAGGUUCGGGGAACGGAGUCCUGGAUAGUCCCGGUGUAGCUGGAGCACCUGUUACCGGGUGACUCUAGGUCCUGGAGAGACAUUUUGGGGCUUGAGACCAGAGGCCUACCCAGGAGGAGAGCGGGGCGGACGGCCGCUGCCUCGCAUUCCAAUCUGGCUACUAUGAUAUGGCUGGCGUCCUCCCAGUCUCGUUCACCCCCCCUCUGGGGUUAUCCUGGCCCCCACCAGGCAUGAUGUCAUCAACACACAACUACAGGGUGACUAAACGCUGAAGGUAAAUGGCUCCCACAAUGCCUCCUUUAAAUGGCCGACGGCAGCUUAACAACUCCACCGGCCUAAACAUGGAGAACCCCCUAUGGCGCAUGGAAGCAGACUGCUCCGCCACAAUACGCCUAACCAGCGCUCCCUAUCACCGGGACCAGUGACCAACCAGGGGGGUACACCCAGAGAAGGCAUACCCAAGCAUCGACCCUAAUAUAACGCAGCCCGCACCUGAACACAGCGGCUUAAGUGGCACCGCGUUAACAAUCACCCACCAGACGACUGGGAGACCCGGCAAUCUGCAACCACGGUGCCCUCUGGCAAGACUUUGGGACUCAGAGGACCUUCUUAUAGGGACUAUCCCCAACCAUGGGAACAAACUGCCUUUAACAUCUCCUAUGCAACCAGAGCCGGAGGCAACCCCAACAUCCCACGAUGACUGGCACCUAAGGCACACACCACGGAACCUUCCGACAGCCUCAAAAGCGGUUACUGCGGCUGCAUUCUAUAAUUAAACAUACUGCAAUGUCAUUCAUGUUAUAAUCACCAUUAUAAGAAAUGCCAGUUAGUUUUUUAUGCCUAAUGCUGACGAUGACAUAGUCUGCCCUGCUUUGCCUGGUGGUAUAUUACUUUACUUUUACACUUCAUUUAGUUAAGCUUAUUACUUUAUUAUUUUCUAAUAUGUCAGUAAGUCAAUCUGUAUUUAAGCCUGUACUUAUAACCUUACCUGACACACAAGACUAAAGCUCAUAAAAGCGUAACUUAGCAUACAAACUACAACUUUUAAAAAUGUGCCGAUAUGUCUGUCACUAACGUACAAACGCUGUGUUUACAUCUCCUAACUCCGCCAUUGUGGCAUAGUCAAACGUUCUGUAAAUCUCAAGCAACGCUCACCCACUGUUUAUAUUUUCUCUUACAAAACUAAAAAUGUGCUGUAUACACAUAUACCACGUUAUGUUUCAACUGUUUGUUACAUUACUGCUUGUGACUGCUAUUGUGGCUGAACAAGCCUAUUGUUAUACCAUGCACAUCAAAAAUAAAUAAUAAAAAAAAAAAAUAGCAAAAAAAAGCUUUGGAAAGUAUGUAAUAAUUGUUUACAAAUUUGGUCAGAUUGCAUUGUUGGGCACGUCUCUCAUCUUGGACAGCUUCUUCCCCCUCCCCCAUUGCCCACCCAUCUCAGUUUCAGACCAGUCCACUAAUGACAUAAACAGGGCAUCAUUGCGCAGCAGCAGGAGAGAGAAACCCAAAGACAGAGCCUACUCUGCCGAUCACACUGACCAGGUUCCCUCUUUGUCCCCCUGUCAGGAUGUUGCAAGGUAAAGAGAUCUUCUAACUGUACGUGUGUUAAUCUGUCAGGCAUGCCCAAUUCACUUCCACAAUAUUCCUAGGCAUAAGACACUGGUGAAGGUGUCCCGCCGCAAUGGGUAUGAAAAGCAUAAAAUAGGAAGCAUGUAAAUAUGAAGAAAUCAAAAAUCAUAUUUAAAGGGACACUAUAGUCACCAGAACAACUACAGCUUAAUGUAUUUGUUCUGGUGUGUAUAGUAUGUCCCUGCAGACAUUUUACUCUAAGCACUGCAAUUUCAGAGAAAAGGCAGUGUUUACGUUACUGUCUAGUAAUACCUCUUGUGGCAGUCACUCACAUGGCCACUCUAGGCGCUUCCUGGGUCAGUGCUGCGCAAUGUGCAGCACUGAUGUUCAGCAUCUCCACAAUGUGCAUGGAGACACUGAACACUCCCCAAAAAGAUGCAUUAGUUCAAUGCAACUCUAUGAGGAGAUGCUAACUGGCGCAGAGUGGCGUUUUGCAGUUCAUGCACAAUAGCCUCCCAAUUCUUUCCUCUGGGAAAGCAUUGAAUUGGCUAAGCAUCCAUUUUGAUUAUCUCAGCCAAGGAGACUGAUCUAGGUGGAGCCAGCUGUGGCAGACCUGCGCGGCGCUGAAGUAAAGGUAAGUUUAUUUGUAUUCCAGUCACCAUAGUGUUCCUUUAAUGUACCUGCUUUUUUCAGCCUUUUGUGAGGGUACUGUCUCAUUCUCAGCUAAAGCUUUUGAAUAGGUCAGUUGUCUAAAAGUGUCACAUGUCCCUUUACAGAAUAUUCAGUGAUCCUAUAUUGAUCUGGGCAACAAACUGAGGUAAUACCAGGUCACGGUGCCCUACAUUUUUUCUCUUGCAGUUCUUGUCAUUUAGUGAUAAACCUAGCAUGCAUUGAUGCCCAACUGACACCCCUUUUCCAGGAAGGAACUCCUGUUAUUGGCACCAGCAAUGCCCUCCCACCCGGAGCUCCUGUGGGAGUUCAAACCAUUAAUGCCUGGUGUUUGUUCUAGUUAAUAAUAAUUUUGUUUUAAUUGUAAUGUGCUAGAAAAGGAGUUGCCGAUCAGUAAAGGUGUAUUCUGGAAUAUAUUAUAAGCAUGAGGCUGGCUGUAUGUGAGAAAACGUAUCUCAUGAACAGCUGAAACGUUACUCUAGCAUUGAUUUUCUUAGAGAAGCGACACAUGUAGCAAUAGGAUCACAGCACAGCACUGAGGGAAAACUAAGCCCAGUUAUUUACUAUUGUUUAUAGUCCUGGAACAAUGGCGAAUUACUGUAAGUAGCUCACCCAGGGCCAAAUUAAGAGCCCAUUAGGCCUGGUGCUCACUAUUAUGAUGGAACUAAUUACAGAAUCUUCUUGACAGAAAACAAACCUGUAAGUACGUAUCGAGUGUCCUGUAUCUGGUGGAGGUGAUGCUGCAGGAAUCUCAGAGUGCAGCUAUGAGAAAACACAUUCCCUCUGCUAAUCGCUCGCUUUCAUCUCUCAGCCUAAUUCAUUUCCCCCAAUUCUGGCGCCCUGUGAAGCUGGAUGUCUGUGGGUGGGGUAAACGGAGGUGGGCUAGUUACAUAGUUAUAUAGCUGAAAAGAGACUUGCGUCCAUCAAGUUCAGCCUUCCUCACAUUUGUUUUUUGCUGUUGAUACAAAAGAAGGCAAAAAAAAAACAGUUUGGAGCACAAUUUUGCAACAAGCUAGGAAAAAAAAUCCUUCUUGACCCCAGAAUGGCAGUCAGAUUUAUCCUUGGAUCAAGCAGUUAUUAUCCUACAUUGAAAGAUUAUAUCCUUGAAUAUUCUGUUUUUGCAAGUAUGCAUCUAGUAGCCGUUUGAACAUCUGUAUGGACUCUGAUAAAACCACUUUUUCAGGCAGAGAAUUCCACAUCCUGAUUGUUCUUACAGUAAAAAAACCACAAUAGGAGCAGACAUACCCAGAAAGGAUGCCGGUCAGCAUGAAGAAUUGGAAGGGAAGCCUAGCAUGAAUGCAUGACCGGAUGCCUGCCAAUCACACAGGCUGGCCGACUAAGCAGACAGCUCAGAUCUGUCUAAUGAUGCGCUCUCUAAGUUUUCUGGGGAAAGUUCCCUAAUGGCCCCUAGCACUCACUUGUCUCCUUUCCUUCUUACUAGCAGACAGAAGCUCCUGUUAUACCGUCUGGGACAGAGGAAAGGUGUAUGUAGUGAGUGUAGAAGAAAGGGAACACGCCACAGUGUUCGAGAGACUGAAGCAGCAAGAGCAACUAAUUUCAUUGUCAGCCAGUCCACACCAGUUUUGUUCCGGCCACAUCCCUCUUAGGUUUCCAUACUUAAUUUCCCCUGCACAAAGUAAGAGCAUGAGGAGUGUAGUAAAAAUUUUCUUUACAUAUAUAUUAUUUUAGCUCAAUGUGUCUAUUCCAUAGGCCUGGAGCUUCAGCUCCAUUCGCAUCUAUGUUAAUCUCGUUCUACAUUUAUUUAAUCAGUGGAUAAUGUGGUAAGACAAAAUUCCUGGUUGACAAUGGCUUUAGGCCCUAAUUUAUUUAUCCUAAAACACAUUAUUGUGGGCGUGAUGAGAAUGAGAAUAAAAUGUUUCGUAAUGAUAAAGGGAUUUCUUUUUUGGCUACUAAUUCAAAAACGUGUUAAAACAGGAACAGCCAAAAGGGAAACGCGCUUGUAUAUACUAGUUAGUACGACAAUAAUUUAGGUUUAUAUUUAGGUUCACAUCAUUACAUUUUGGAACUGAUGGCUUAAAAGCUUCCUGGCAUCUUAAAGUCUCCUUAAACCAGGGUUUUUUAUACCUUAGGACAUGUCCCCAUGGUAAUUUUGUGGGUACCUAAUGUUCAAAACAGGCACAUCCUAUUGAUCUAGGACCCAGGCAACUGCCUAAAAUAAACUGGUUACAGCAGUUAUUGCCUUCUCCAGAGAAAUGGAAUCGCUGCAAAGAGAGGGUCGUCAAGCUACUGUUAUGUAAAGUAUUUGGGUCCCUGCCUAAAAAAGAAACCAUGAUUUAAACUAGACUCAGAGAUUUGUUUCGGUCCGAACUGCAAUUUUUCCAAAUUGGGGCGAUUGGAGCUAGAUUGAUAAAGGGGAAACAAAAAAGUGGAGAAUAAAAAAAAAAAAAUCUCCUUUCACAUACAGUAUUUAUAUAUUAUGUAUUUACUAGAAAAUAUUUUACUAUUGAUUUUUUCUUACUGCUAACCCCGUUUUCUCUUUAUAGGUUAAAUAUUCUCUCUUGAUCUGUGAACCGAAUGGCAGGGAAAUGCUCCUAUCAGUAUAUAUUGUAUAUAUUUUGCAAUCCACUGGCCCAUUUCUGUGCCCUUAUGGUUUGUCUGAUUCGGUUCUUGAAUAAUCUUUUUGGUACUGAUUUUGGGUAAAAUUAUGGCAUCACGAAAAAAAAUUCUGUUUUUGGGGAAAAAUAGAUCAGCCAAGUCGAAUUUUCUCUAAUUUAAACUAACGAGUAAACAAGUUUGAUUGUAGAAUACACUGUAUCCCUUGAUUGUCAGGAACGGUGAACUAAUGUGGAACUUUGGACGGUUUGUGCAUUAUCUAGGUCACAAGACACCUGAAGGUAUAGUUUUAGUGGUAAAUUGUGUUCGCUGAAUAGUGUUUUUGUUGUAUGUGAAACAGGUGUCAGGAGCCCUGAGUCAAUACUGCAAUAGUUAUCGGGUCUGCAUGAGGAUACAGUUCAGACAUCGCUGAUAAGGCAUGCCAUAUAUUGCUUGAUAUGGACAUAUUACCUUAUUUAAAUAUACCAUAAAAAGUAAAUAGAGGGGACUGUAAAAUGUAACUUCUAUCAUCCCGAUAUGGGACAACAGCUCUUUUGUAAAAAAUAUGUUGUCCCAAACUGGAAUUUAAUGAACACCGUGAUUGCAUAUCAGGCUCCCCUGAUCUUUCUGGUCUCUCACAAAAAAAGUGAGUAUUUAAUAUAUUAUAAACAAUGGAGAGGAUGGUGAUACAAACAGGAUCUGUCCAUUUAAAUCGUAGCUAACAUGCUAUUUAACAUUCUUAUAGAGUGUCAAAAAAUACAAACAAUUUAAAUAGAAUAAUAUUUUAUGUAAGAGAGGUCUGUAAGGUGUUUCAGAGUGGGGGCGGCCAUCUUUGAAUUGUUUUACAAUUUUCGAAACCUUCAGUAACAGUUACAGAAAAAAAUACAAUUACAGUUCCAGACAGAGAUCAUUUCAUGUCAGCAGUCAAUCAGCUCCAAGCUCCCACUUUAUACUGAACAGUGAACACCAACAGGUACUAUGAAUGUUUAUGGUGCUCUGUGCAUUAACCCCUUAGGGACACAUGAUGGAAAUAUUCCGUCAUGAUUCCCUUUUAUUUCUUAAGUUGUGUCCUUAAGGGGUUAAUAUAAAUACAAAGGUUGGUUAGCAAAGAAAAAAAUAAACAACAAACAGUAAAACACAGUAAUUUAAUGUUAUCAGUAUGAAGUACAGACAGUUUGUAAACUCAUUUUAUGCAAUGGCCAAGUCUAUUUCAGUUGCUGUGGCAUGACCGGAGGAAAGCGAGUUUGGUUUUUUAUUUUUGAAACUUUAUGCUUUUCUUAAUAUGUAUUUUUAUUUUUCUAUUUGUAUAUCAAGAUUUUUCCUUUUUUUUUUUUUUUUUUUAAGAGGCAGACCAUGUAUUAUUAAUAUCAUUUUAAUAAUGGGUACCAUCAAUCUAAUAUAGUUACGGUACAAAUCGUUUUCAGAUCCCAUAUGUAGCUGUGAGUGAUGGUGUACCAUGUAUUAAAAACCAUGAUAUAGGGUGGACUGUGGCCAUGUGACUAAUACUGCAGACUGCAUUCCCCCAACCCCAUUAAUUCAGCUAUAUCCCCGUAGUAAUAUUUACCAAGAGAGGGGCUGGGGAGAAAGAGACACAGAGACUCUACAGGUGUCUUUUUUUCAUAGGUCCUCUACUGGCCUAUCACAUAUUAAACAAACUCUCUAGCAACAUAAAGCCCUUCAGCUUGCUGGAGUCUGUCAUAGUUGUGACAGCUAAUAAAAGUGCUGACUUCUGUAGUAUUCACCCAAGACGCCUCACCCGCCUGUCUGAUUGAGCUCCAUGGAGCUAAAGGUAGAGGCAGGUCCGCAGCUCAUUGAGAAGCAUGGGACCGCUAUGAUCAUGUGCGCCCAAGCGGCUCCAGCACAGAUCUUAUCAAUUCUCUAAUUAGAAUAUUCUCCAACAGAGACUCAAAGCCUUUGUCAUGGAAAGAGGCGAGAGCUUGCAAAGGCUGCAGACAGCAGAUCUGCGUUUUUUGCAGACUGUUUUUUUCCCUCUAUAGCCAUAAAGAAAACAUGCAUAAAAAAUAUAUGCAUCUUAUCUUUGGGGGUAUAUCAGGAAAAUAGUUUUUAAAGAAAUUAUUUUCAAUGGAAUGAUCCUUUAGCGGUGACAGCUACGAAGAGACAGUCCUGACGGUGAUGCAUAGAUGUAUAUCUCUAUUUCUAUUUUCGCCCUUUUGAUUAACCAUAGAACUAAACUUAGCAGUAUACACGUAAAUACACAAAUACUAAGGUUUUUUCAUUUUAUUAUUAGUAUCAAAUUUAGUGAAUUUAAAAAUCAAGGCAAAUAUGUUUAUAUGUUAAAAGUUAACAAAUUCAGUUUUCAGUUGACUGCAGGUCUGUGUUUAUUGAAAAAAACCCUGGCUCUUUAAUGUGAGAGGGUAAAUGUAUAAAUAGUAAGAGGAAAUAGAGAAAAAGAAGGAAUCUGGCCUAGGUACACCUGUCCUGAAACCUGGGGGGAUAAAGAUUAAAGUAGGAUGGUUAUCUGGCAAGAAAUGCCAAGUAAGGCAGAUUAGGAGGGGACGCAAGCAAAAUAUUCACACCAAUGACAGAGCACCCAAGGGCUGCAAAAUCUAGACUUCUCAAAUAUACCCUCUAAGAAUUUGUACAUAUGAGCAAUAAUAAGUGCAUGCUUACCAUACCAUAUCAAAAUUCUGGAGAGAGGUCUUUCCUUCGUACCAACUCCAAUUUUUGACACCUGUUUCUACACAAACUUGCCCUACACAAAUACCAUUUAAUUAAUAAAGAAAAGAGAGCAAAAUCCCUAGGCCUCUCAAAUAAAGAUUUAGAACUUGUCAACACUUUGGUGUCUCUCCUAGAAGAGAGUGAUGAGCAAAUACUGCCCCACUAUACCAACUUGAAACCAAAAGGUCGUUUCACCCCAAUUUCUCCACCUUUAGGAAUCUAGAUCUGUUCCUUGAGGCAGUGAAGAGUGAGAGCGAAGGCAUAGAGACUAAUGAUUUGACUGCUUUCCCAACGAUAAUCUCUCUAAAAAGGAACAAAUAGCCCUCAAAUCUCUGAAAGAGAAUGAUCAGCUGGUUAUCAAACCAGCUGAUAAAGGGGAGAAUAUAGUGGUCAUGAACAUAUUAGACUAUGAAGCUAUGGUACAAAAAGUUUUGGGGAAUAACGAUACCUAUAGGAUUAUGAAGUCAGAUCCAACUGUCUUUUUGACAAAACCUAAAGAGAUCCUGGUUGAGGGCUGCAGUGGAGGGUUGCUGUCCAAUGACAAAUAUGAAUUUUAUUCUUAACCGUCUUCCAAGGAUAGCAACCUUCUACUGCCUGCCAAAAAUCCACAAGGACCCACUAAAUCCUCCUGGCCAUCCUAUUGUAUCGGGGAUUGAGAGUGUAACUCAAAACAGUAGUCUUUAUAUUGAUAAAAUUUUAAGACCCUUCAUUGAGAAACUACCCUCUUACAUCAGAGAUACUAAACAAGCCCUAUUACUCCUCUCAAAUCUUCAAAUACCACCGACUGGAGGCCCUAUACUCCUCUAUCCCCCAUGAACGAGGUAUUGAACACACAAAAUAUUUUUUGGACCAAAGAGGACCUGAUCAUUCUCCCCAUACGACGUUUGUACUGAAACUGUUGCAUUUUGUUUUAUCCCACAAUUAUUUCCUUUUUCACAAUAGGUUCUACCACCAGGUGAGGGGGACGGCCAUGGGAACGGCAUGUGCACCCUCCUAUGCCAACCUCCACCUUGGUUGGUGAUGAAAUCCAGCUCUCUCUAGGUCUAUACACCGAUGAUACUGUCAUGGCAUCGUUAUAUAUAGACGAUAUCGUCAUUGUAUGGUUGGGGAAUAAGGAAGAAUUUACCAAGUUUGUCUGUCUGCUGAAUACUAACGAAGAGAAUCUUAGAUUUACAGCUGAAUUUGGAGGUCAGUCUCUGAAUUUUUUGGAUAUAACCAUCUCCAUCAGUGAGACCGGGUCUAUAAAAACAACUCUCUUCAAGAAGCCCACUGCCUCGAAUGCACUUUUAAAAUGGGACAGUUUCCACCCCAAGCCUUUAAAGCAAGGGAUACCUGUUGGGCAGUAUUUGAGGGUACGUAGGAACUGUACGGAUCUAACAGAAUUUAAAACUAAAGCCAAUCUGUUGAGACAACAGGUCUGAGAAAAGGGGUACCCGAACAAGUGCCUGAAAAAAGCAUAUAAAAGGGCCCUGGAGAUUAACAGGAAGGAUUUGAUCUUGGAGCAUCCAAGACAAGAUCCGCUUACCAACCAAAUCAUUCGGAUGGUUGGUACGUUUGACACAGGGUAGAAUUCUGUCAAGAGGUCAAUUGAGAAAUCCUGGCCGAUUCUUUUAAAAGAUGCCCACUUGAAAGAUGUCCUGACCCCUUGAGCAACUAUAACAGCACGGAGAGGGAAAAACCUCCACGAUAUGCUGGUCCCGAGUCAUUUUUCAUCUAAGGGUAACACGGGGACUACCUGGUUAGGAUGUAACAUCCCUCGGGGAUCAUAUGGAUGCGGCAGAUGUGUCGCUUGUAAAUAUAUUCUACGGGACUCUAAGUGGGUAAUGGAUAGUAAUGGAGAACAAAAGUAUGAGAUCACACAUUUCUUUAAUUGCAAUACUGCAAGACUUGUAUACCUCCUCACCUGCAGUUGCAGUCUAAUGUAUGUGGGGAAGACCUUUAGACCGUUCAAAGAACGGAUCAAGGAACAUGUGAGAUCUCCAAAGAACCGGCUGGAAGCUAUAAUUUCCAGACAUUUAAAAGAACAACAUGAAGUUAUAUCUAAGGAGAUCAGGUUCUGCGGCUUAGAAUUGAUCAAACGGGGCCAAAGACGGGGGGAUUUUGAUAAAAUAUUACGCCAAAAAGAAUGCAGGUGGAUAUAUAAACUUAAAACCCUUAACCCUAGGGGGCUUAAUGAGGGAUUUAUGUUCUCUCCAUUCAUCUAAAUUUCUAUGUAGGAGGAAGUGGGUUGUUUUUUUUUUUGUGUAUACUCUUUGUAUAUUUAAACUGAACUUAACUUUGAACUCUAAUCUGCCUGUUCGGGUUUCUUUAUAAACCUUUUGUAUAUAGUUUUUGACUAUUUUAUUUUGUUUAUAUGGUAUAUGCAACCGUAACCUGGUAUAAGUGAGGACAUAAAUUUAGGCAUAUCCUGAAGAGAUGUGAAUUGAGCACACUUAGAGGACAGGCAUGACAUAAUUCAUAGAAUACACCCAUUUAAAUAUGGUAAUAGUUGGUCAGCUAUGGGUCUGAAAUAGAUCCAUUAGGUGCACCUUGAUGAUACAUCUGGGUUGUGAUACUAUUAUGGCCACUAUAGAAUCCAAGGGAUAUAUAUAAGACUCAGGAUGUGAGUCCUAUAUAUACAGCAUGCAGAAUCUAAUCCUUCACAUGAACACGGAGUAUGUGAAUAAUACUUAUACUCUAGAUCUGCUAAAUUUCCAUUUAUGCAAACUAUAUGUGCUAUAUAUAAAAGGUACCACCCCCAGUGUAGAGAUAUAUAUAUAUUUACCAUAUUUUAACAUCUGCAAUAUUAUAGUAUGCUACCCUAAGAGUAAUAUUGAUAUCUGAUGACAAGCAGGGAAGUACUUAACUCCCGCUCUUAUAUGACUGAAGUUUUAGCCGGUAAUGAAAACCCCUGGAUCCUGUGAUUUAGGUUCUAUGGGACACUGGAUGACAAAUACGGGGCAAGUAUCGAGCAAUCAUAGCGCCCCACGCCCCCUGUGAAGUGAGACAUCGGGGUGAAGGGGGCAGUACAAAUCCACAAUUAUUCAAAGCCCCGCCCCAGUAUGCCAUGAUGGUCUCUGAUAGGCCAGGCGAAACUGGAGGCGGGGUUAUAUGUCGCUUAUAUCCGGUCCUAUCUUCCUAUGCCGGGAGCUCUCGAUAAAGGCGUGAUAGCACGCCGAAACGCGCGUCGAGCGUUUCUCGUGCCAAUUUGUUUUUUAAUGUUGGGGGACUCAUGGCUGAUUAUAUGAAGUGCUUUAUGGAGACUGGGGGGCUCUGGAGAAGCUAGUUUGAUAGACAGGCUGCCUUGAAGCAGCAGUGGGAGUUUAGACGGCUGUGAAUAUUCUGAGUUAAUAGGAGGUUUUUAGUUUAGGUGUAGCAGCACGGUCUCUUGAUUUGACAGAUGGGCGAUUUUUUUAUUUUUAAAUUUUUUUCUUUUUUUUUUAAUUGUAGGUGAUAUAAAUUUGAAGAUUCACCUCUUUUACUUUUUCUUUCUAUGACCACACAGUCCAGUGUCUCUAAUCUACCCUGAUAACCCUCCACUCAAAUACACAGGUUGCGUCUUCUCUUGUUCAUUUUGUCUAAUCCAUGAUAUUAAGACUCCCACUACAUUACCCUCUCUCCGGUGCACUCUGAGAUAAACAGGAGGUGUGCACAUGUGGAACUUGCAACAUUACUAACUUAAAUGUAGCAGAUUCACAAGUAAUCUAUUUUGUUAUCUUGUAACCUUAUACAGUAUCAAAUCUAGAAAAUUUUCUGUCUGAGAUAAAUACAUAACCUGCCCAGAGGCUAUGCCCUGGAUAGGAAUAGCAUCAUAUAGUGUGGUGGGGUUAUAUAGAUUUGAAACUCUAAGCCUCUUAUCCUGUAAAUAGAGUGAUCUCCAUUUAUAGCUUUGUUACUUAACAUUUUUUUUUUUUUUUUGCCACAUAAUAUGUUUGCCAAGUUUUGAAGUAUUACUAAGUAUUUGGAAACUGUGUAUUCCACAUAACUAUACUUCAGGCAUCCCUGUGGCCUUUCAUAACUUGGCCUACCCAACUUUUAAAGGUAUAUUACCACUUGUUUUUCACUAUAUAAUUUUCUCACAUUUAGAAGUUGUCACUUAUAGUUAGUUUGUGUGUGUGUGUGUGUGUGUGUGUAUAUAUGUAUAUAUGUGUAUGUGUGUGUAUGUAUAUGUGUGUGUGUGUAUAUAUAUAUAUAUAUAUAUAUAUAUAUAUAUAUAUAUAUAUAUAUAUAUAAAUAUGUGUGUGUUCUUGGCUUAAUAAAGGUUGUACCAUACAUAUGAAUUUAUACUUUUAAGAGAGAUCCCAUGGUGGAGUGGACAUCCACCCGCAUAUAACGGAGGGAGGAACCACCCCACUUUACCCUUAUUUCUUUUUCUGCAUGCUCCGUAAUAUCACUAUUGUAAGAAGCAGAGGAAUAUGGUUUUGGAAGAUCAGGGAUUGUGUGCGGAAUUUGGAAUGUUUUUUAUCAAUUUAAUUCAUGACACAAGUAGAAGGAGCAGGGAAAUGCAAGGACUCGAUUUAUAGAUUUGACGAAACUCUUGUUGAUGUGAGUUCGGCUCCGUGUUGAGUCUGGGAGGAGUAAGCUAAACAGUUGCACACAAACAGGACAGAAUUUGGCAAAACAAGUCAGAAUGGCAUAUAGCGUGUCUCGGCCUGAUCUGGGAGAUUUGCACAUUUUACCUCCUGGAAGCAGAUUUUGGCACUUGAGAAAACACCUCUAGUGCGUUACGCCAUUCCCUCCGUGACUGAAGAGGAGAAUACUCUGCAACGAGAGAUGUUAAAUGAUACAUAUCUGAGCGUGUGAUGCCUUUAAAGGGGUAGUGUCACCUCUCUGGAAAUUAAACCAUUAAAUAAAACUGUGAAUAUCAGCUAUAACCUGGGAAUGAACCUUUUCUAUUUUCUCUUAAAUUCAUAUGAAAGAUUUAGCAACCGAUAUCACAAUCUAGUUUAAUUUGCGUCCCCCGUGCUGAGCCUGGUCACACACUGCAUAUCAGAUGAAGAAUCAGGGACAAGGGACAGAGAAAUACAAUCACAUCUAAAACUUCCAUGACAUUCAGCUAUUAUACUUCUCUUUAUAGGUAAAGGAGGAGUCCUGAAAGUUCUCAAAAUUUAACCACCCAAAUGUUAAUUUGUUUAAAUUAUGUUUUAUACUUAAUAUGACUGUUAUUUUUCAUGACCAGCAAUGUGGAUUUAGGUCAUAGAUAGGUUUUACUUACCUGAAGAUAACCCUCGUGGCCACUGCCAUGUCCAUCCGGUGGGCUUUGUACAACUCAAGGUGCUUUAUCUGCCAGGAGCCUAUGUCAGUACUAUACUCUUGCGCAUGUGCAAAAUUACAAGUUUUUUCAAGUGGGAGAAAAAAAAGCAUGAUUUUAGUGAAAUUCCAACAGAUUUACAGAAUUCAUGGCUAAUUUGCAAAGUUACUUAGUGUGAAAAAAUAUCCUGUAUUUUCAGUCCGUCUGACCUGCGUGCUAUUUAUGAUGCUGAUAUGCUCAGCUCACUAUUUAGCAAAUAAAUCCUUUUGUAUGUAUAUGUUUUGUUCAAAGUAAGAAACUAUGAAAUCACAGCUCCAUCUGUCUAAGUUAAUAUUACCAUGUAUAAUCUGAACAGAGCUCUGUACAUCUGAAGAAAUUCAAUUAUCCACUUAAUAAGCGGGUUUUUUCUGCCAUGUGGCAGCUGGAAAUAAAAUACUCUUGAUGGUUUACUGAAUUCUGAACCAACGUGAAACCGUAGAACUGUAUUAAUGGAAAUACACAGAGAAAUUAUAAUUUAAUCAGCUGUAUUCAAUUCACAGGACGUGCUUGAGAUUUAACAAAAGGUAAUGCAUUCAUGUACGGUAAGAUAGCAUGAAAUAUUCACAGACCAAUUCUUCUAAAAGAACAAGAGUUUAAUUAACUUUAUAGUUUCUGUUGCCAUCAUUGAUGCAUGCACCGCUAGUUGUCCGACGCGUUUUGACAACUGGGAUUGAUUUUCUGAACUGGGGAUUGUAGAGAAUUAAAAAAACUGAUAAUUUUAGGCAAAAAUAUUAGAAUUGGAAAUAAUUCUCCUACUUAACUCUUUUCAAGCUCAGCUAGCUUUAUUUACAAUGUACAGUUCCUUUAUCUCUUCUUCAAAAAUACUAUUUUAGUGAAUAAGUCCUAGUAUGUAGCUUUACCUCGUCACAGCACUUACAGGUUAAUACUCUACUUUAUUACUUAUCAUACACUAAUACAAUCAGCCCCUCACCCACACAAUGAUGACUCAAUGUCUUUGAGCCUUCUCUCACAUCUGCCGGCCUUCAUUAUUCCUUAGUCCACCUUGUGUCUGUAUUUGCUGUAACAGCUCCUCACUUUCCUUUUCUCUCAAAUCCUGUCUAGUGUAUCUCAUAUCAAUAUCCACAAUAUGUCUCUAUAACCAAAUAUCAGAGGUGAUAUGACAACAUUGAACAAACAUAUUUGUGGCCGAUAAAAAACAUUAUCUGCAAAUCCGUUCAUAAACAGGACUUUACAUAGGACACAAGGUCCCACAUUUGGACUGGAGGAAAAUAUAUUUAGUCUAAGGAAAGGUUUCUUUUACAGUAAGAACACUAAGUAUGGGGAAUUCUCUGCCUGAAGAGGUGGCUUUAUCAGAGUCCAUACAGAUGUUUAAACAACAACUAGAUGAAUACUUGCAAAAACAUAAUAAUAAGGGAUAUCAUUUUGAAUUAAUGGCAUAAUAGAUUCUUGAUCCAAGAAAAGAUCUGACUGUCAUUCUAGGGUUGAGAAUGAGUUUUCUCUAGUUUUUAUGCAAAUUGGAAGUGCUUCAAUCUGGGAGAGGGAGGGGGUUGCCUUCUUUUGGAUCAACAGCAAAGACAAAUGUGAGACUGAACUUUACGGAUGUAUGUCUCUUUUCAGCUAUGUAACAAUGAAACUGAAGAUUUUCAUCUUUCUCCAUGUCCCUAAACCCUGUCUUUUGACGCUUAAAUUUUUAUUGUGUCGAUCAGCUCUUCUCCUGUAUAUUGGAGGCUGUACUACCACAGUGUCAUAUAUUCCUCCGGCUUUUCUCCUUACCCCUGCAGAUGAAUUCCUUCUAUUUCAGCACCUUUUAACCAAUAGCCAUAAUAUCUGCCACAUCAUCCAAGACUCACACAUCUGCUCGCUCACCUCCACAUUUUAGGUGGAUUCAUUCCCUUGGAAGGUAUUACCUUAUCCAAGCUGGAAGGGAAUGGUGGAAGAUACAGUCAAUUGUAUUUUGAGGGCACCUGAAACUAACAUGGAUUAUUGACUAGCCCUUUGUACCUUACCCCUCUCUCUAAUAACUACCUAAUCCUAACCUUGCUUACCCACCAUCCUACAUACUGCAAUUUUGGGGGAAAAUAGGAGGCACUUUACUCCACUUUAGAGAUAUAUAUAUAUAUAUAUAUAUAUAGUGGAAGCCCGUAAGAGAAAUCCAUCUCUUCCUGUAUGUCCAUCCAUUCAUCAAUCUGUCUGGCUUUAAUAUUGAAAUUAAUAUUGAGAUUAUCUUCUUUAAAUAAACGUUUAUGGAAUACUUUCAUACUAUAUCAUAGUCAUAUGUAAGCAAUAAAACUGAAAAGAAAUAAGAAACAUUCCUUAAUGCGUGAUGUAAGUAUUGGUAGAAGAACAGAGAUAGUUUUGUUUGAAUGUUUCCUAGAGCUUACAGGAUGCAGGAUAAAAUGUAAACGUCUUGUGAAGGGAGAGAAGUAAAUAAAAAUAAAGAAAGAGGAAGAAUUUAAGUUGUGAGAUAUCUGUUGCCAGGUAUUGUUACUGUCUAUGCAGACUAUAACUGAGGAAUAUUUGCAUAUCGAUCUUGAGUUCCAAAGUCUGACUAUGUCUUGUUUUAUCAGAUAAUUUCUGUUUCUGCUUCAAAAAAAUAGAAAUGUAUGCCAUAGGAGAGAGACUUUACAUUUUGAACUGUGCUGCUGCGUGAUACCUAGAAGUAAGGAGUGGGUGUUGUAAAAUGUGUUUCCAAGAUGCUCGCUUCCCUAAUAUUUGGUAAGCUGACUAAAGUGAGUAUAACCAGCCAAGAGACCCACUACAGCAGCAUACCUGCUUCAAAAAUAAUGCGACCUGUCUUCCUUGACCUAUCUAGAAUAUUUAUGGCGCAUGUCAUUUCAGCGUGAAGAAUGAUGUGAAACGCGCUAGCCAUACUUCAUUAUAUAGCCAAAAUGCCGCAAGUAUAGCACCAUUUUGUCGUGGCACAUAUAUGACAUUCUGGCGGCGUUGAGCCUAUAUAGAUUCAGGAAACCAGGAGAUCUGUUCCCAGUAGUGGUUUGUAGUAGACUGAGAGUGCAUUUUACAUAGUUCUCUCUAAUCCUAACCGUGACUUGAUGAUGAAUCUGCAUGUUAUAAUCUACAGGUUUGCAAAUAUUUACAUGGAGCAAAUAAGUGUGUUGUAUUUACUAUUUUAAUUUUUUUAUUUUGUAGUCUCGGAAAAAAAUCCAGGGAACAACACUCUGAAUGCUGUAUCCGCUCUAAAGGAAACCACUGCUUCAGACCAGAAUAAUGAUCCAAAUAAUCUACCGCAUGAUUUCAAAAGCAGGGCUCUUCCUCCUCCACCGAAACGUGACAUGCCCCUUGGUAGUGAACCAGCACAGGAGAUCCUUGAAGAUCCUUUGUAUGCUACAGUAACCCAGAGCCAACCAAAAGAGGUGGAAGUUAGCAGUCAAGUAGAACCAACAAAGGAAUCUCAGGAUAUAAUCGUUGGCAACAAAGGAGGGGAAACAACAAGGAAUGAAGAGAUCAAAGAUGUUAAAAUAGGAAGCCCAGACCCCCUUUAUUCUAAAGUUAACAGGAAGAAUAAACAGUCUGUAAAAAGACAGGAACAAAAGGAUCUAGAGAACAAUUUGGACAAGCCCAUCACAGAAGAGAUACCACAAGAAACAAUUAACACUAUGACAACCAAUAACCAAGAUGUUAAAGCAACCACGCAUAGCAGUCACAGUCCAACAGGUUUAGACAAGGUAUCAAUGAUGUACCAAAAGGCUAAAAAGAGAACUCCUAAUUUUUAUAAUAAUAAUAGUAUUACGUUAUCAUUGGCAUGUGAUCAACCACCACCACUUCCAGAGAAAAACUUUGAUUUAGAAGAAGCUGAACAACAGUAGCAAGAGGUAAUCACGGGUGCCUUGAUGAUAUUUUGAAAUAUUAAUAACAAAAAUGAUGAGGAAGCAGUUCAUUAGUUGGUCUCAGGCCCAUAUCUAGUUAGAGACAGAUAUAGGCACAGAAGGACCCUGCCAACAGGCACAUCGCUGAUGGGGGCUGCUCCUCUGCAUGUCCCCUUCCAAACUCCUUCCUGGUGUACACUGCUCCGCGACUCUAGAAUCACUGUAUUCAGUCUGAGGGAGCGGAUCUUUGUAUGGCCCCGCCCCCUCAGACUGAACACCGUGAUCUGUGCCUGGUCCCGCCCCCUCAGACUGAACACAGUGAUCUGUGUAUGACCCCGUCCCCUCAGACUGGAUACAGUGAUCUGUGCCUGACCCUGCCCCCUCAGACUGAACACAGUGAUCUGUGCCUGCCCCUGCCCCCUCAGACUGAACACAGUGAUCUGUGCCUGGCCCCGCCCCCUCAGACUGGAUACAGUGAUCUGUGUAUGAUCCCGCCCCCUCAGACUGAACACAGUGAUCUGUGCCUGGCCCCGCCCCCUCAGACUGGACACAGUGAUCUGUGCCUGGCCCCGCCCCCUCAGACUGGACACAGUGAUCUGUGUAUGAUCCCACCCCCUCAGACUGAACACAAUGAACUGUGCAUGGCCCCGCCCCCUCAGAAUGGACACAGUGAUCUGUGCAUGGCCACGCCCCCUCGGACUGAACACAGUGAUCUGUGUAUAACCCCGCCCCCUCAGACUGGACACAUUGAUCUGUGUAUGACCCCGCCCCCUCAGACUGAACACUGUGAUCUGUGUAUGACCCCGCCCCCUCAAACUGAACACAGUGAUCUGUGUAUAGCCCCACCCCCUCAGACUGAACACAGUGAUCUGCAGGAGGGAGAGGGCUGGCCAGGAGAAGGGAGAGGUCUUUGGCAGCUGGAACAACUCAGAAAUGACAGGAACACACACUAACACUGGUACUCACAUUGCUGGCCACACUGCGACACACACAUAUUGCUAUCCACACUGUCACACACAGACACACAGACACACACACACACAAACACACACAGACACACACACACACGCAGCCCUAAUGCCAUUUAAAUUAUUUUUCUGUUAUAAUUUUAGGGAAUUAAGGAGGGAGGUGCUGGGUGCUGGUGUGGCCACAUUGAGACUGCCGACAGACGGUACACAAAUGUAUGUGUGUCAGUUAGCCUGUCUGUGGUGAGCAUGUGUUUGUGUCAGUGAGCUUUUCAGUAGUGAGCUUCUGUGUGUAUAGCAAUGAUUAAAGGAUCACUAUAGGGUCAGGAACACAAACAUGUAUUCCUGACCCUAUAGUGUUAACACCACCAUCUGGCCCCCCUGGGCCCCUCAUGCCUCCAUAAAUAUAGUAAAAAUCUUACUGUAUUCAAGCCUGAAGCUGUAAAUCUGCAUGCUGUUAGACUCAGAAAAACAAGCAGUCUGCUGACAUGUGGUAGCCUGAUCCAAUCACAGUGCUUCCCCAUAGGAUUGGCUGAGACUGACAACGAGGCAGAUCAGAUGCAGAGCCAGCAUGAUUCAAACACUGCCCUGGCCAAUCAGCAUCUCCUCAUAGAGAUGAAUUGAAUCAAUUAAUCUCUAUGAGGAAAGUUCAGUGUCUGCAUGCAGAGAGAGGAGAUACUGAAUCACAGGAUGCUGUGCACAAUGCUGCCCUGUGCUCUGCUGACAGCAGAUCUGAGUGGGUGGAGGCAUAUUAUGCCUCCAUCAACUCCGAAGUCCCUCUGGUUCACUCUGAGUGACUGCAACUGGAGGCUUUCCUAGCUUUCAAUGUAAACACUGUAUUUUCUUAGAAAAUACAGUGUUUACAUGAGAGGCUGCAGGGAGCUAUAGUUCUCACUUGAACAACCUUAUUAAGCUGAAGUUGUUCAGGUGACUAUAGUGUCCCUUUAAGUCUGUAGUACGCUUGUUAGUGUCAGAAAGUGUGUCUGUACUAAGUCUGUCUGUGUGUGUGUGCUAGUAAGCUUGUCUGUGUGUCAGUAAUCUUGUGUGUCAUUGAGCUGAGUUGUGUGUAUCAGGGUCGGUGAGAUUGUCAGUGAGCUUUGUCAAUGAGAUUCUCUGUCUGUGAGCCUGUGCAUCAGUGAACUGGUGUGCUUGUGUCAGUAAGAUUGUCUGUGUAUAUGCUUACUGUAUAAUAUCAUCUGCACACUACGUGACACAAUGAAUUAUAGAGCUGGCAUAAAUUGUUUUCCCAGUCUGGUCCUACUCAUACUGCUGCACAUGCUGCUAUUAAUCAGCCAAAAUGUAAAGAACAAAAAUAAAUGAGGAGGAAGGGUAUGGCAUUACCCCAAGUUCAUAUAAAUUGAAUACUUAGUUUCUUAAUUAUGACAACUAUUUUGUCUUUCUGUUUCACUGAAGUAGACUGUCUGCCAUUAUGAUCAACCAUAAUGCAGUUUUCUUAUACUGAUAUAUUUAAACAAUGCAUCAAGAUACGAAUUGAACAAAUAAAUAGGAAAACUUAUAGGAUUUAUUUCAGUACAGAGCUGUCAUAAUUAAUUAGCUAAGCACUCAAUAUGCCCUUGAUUUAAUUUGUUUGGAUAAACUUUUCAAAGUAUGUAAUAUUUUGGAUAAACUUUGAAAUUAUUAUUUUUUUUUUUAAGAUUAAAAUAUUUUUUACAAAAAAUUAUUAAAUAUUCAAAUAUUAAAAAUAUAUCAUAUAUAUAUAUUAUCAAUUUAAAAAAAAUAUUUUAAACAUUUUAAACUAAUUUUAAAGGUUUAUACAAAAAUAUUGAAUCAUUUUAAAAGUGUAUCCAAAAAUAUUAGAUUAAGGCCUAUAUUCGGAAUAGUUAUAUUAUCUCAGCGGUGAUUCCAUUUCCUUCCGCCUCAUUUUCCUUUUUGAUUCAUGUUUGGACGAUUAUUAAUGACUUUGCGGAUUAUGUCUAGCAUUAUUUCAACAAGUUCGAAUCAACGCUACAUUCUGAUUGGAUGUUUGGUGUAUUUGCCCAGUUAAAUUUCAGCUAAUGUCCAAAUCACGGUCAGUGAACAAAACAAGGCAGAGAUGAAAAAAAAGAAAAUGGCAGCCCCCAUCUCCUUGAAAACAAACUUUACUCAAAGCAAUAAAAAUUAAAAUGGUCAGGUUCUAUAGCUUUAUAUAUAUCUUUCUUAUUGUCUCUGCUUGUGAAUUUUUAUAAGAACUGUUAUUAAGUUGCAACUUUUAACGUCCCUUUAACUAGCGGAAAGGGUCGGCAUCUCUAAAAUAACUUAUUCUAACGAGCAAUUUCUUUGAAAUUGUAAAUGCAAAUAGUGAACACGAAAAUGGAUUUGAUUAAAAUGAAAUUAGAAAAACAAGCUUUUAUUGUGCUUUGAAUAUGAAACUCAGUGGCUAUAUUAAUAAUAAUAAUGUGUAAGACAUUGAUCAAAGUUUACAUAAACGCAGAUUAAAAAUGUAUUUCUUUCUGUUAGCUAUUUUAAUGCAGUGAAGUGUGCAAUUUCACUAGGAUACGGAUUCUCGUUCCUAAAUUGUAUAUUCUUUCUGCAUCGCAGCAUUAACCCUGUUAGUUUAUUGACAACUCGCCAGUUCUGUGGCACAGAAUAUUUUAAGAGAUGUGCAGCCAAACAUUAGCCAGUCAAUCCAGGCGCUAAUAUGUGUUUGGCGCAAUAUGUAUGUUAUUUUGCAGUGAGUUACGCUGGCUGUUUAUUUUUUUUUUAUUUUGUUAGUCACAAAAAUAUUAACUGGUACUAGUUAGUUUUGCUCAGUAAGACCAUCCUUUCUGUCCCUUCCCCUGUAUCCUACAGUGUUUCCUGUUUUACUGCAAAACUAUUAAUAUGCGUAAAAAGGAUUCUGGGAGUUGCAGUUCAGACAAGACUGAAUUAAGAUUUUAGAUGCCUUUUUUUUAUAAAUAUGUAUAAAGACAUUUGCACACAUCAAUUUUUCCAGUGCUUUUUUAUGUAUUUACACAUAUUUUAAAGAAUAAAAAUAUGGCAAAAAUAAGUUCACUACCACUCCUUGUAUUAUCUCCAUUUACAGGUUCCUAGUCUCUGUACAAGGCCAUUGCUUACAUGAUUUCAACCCAUUCCUCAAUAUAUGCUGCCAGUCCCUUUAAUAACUUAUUUGUAUUUAUUAAGAAAUACAAGGUUGCAGUUGAAAAAUUAAAGUGGCAUUGUCACUCCCUUUUUGAAAAAUUAGCAUUUCAUAAAGAUCUUUAUGAAAUACAAAUUUUCACUGAAAUUCCAACCCAGUCAGGAGAUAUACAGAGACAGAGUAGGGACAGUCCCGCUUUAAUAGCUGUGGCACUGAGGGCCAGACAAGCACUAGAAGAGGGAGGUCCAUAGUGAUCAGGCCACAAAAAGUGUUUGACCAAGCCAUGAAUUAUAGGAGGAGGUAGCUCAUACAUACCCUGCAAAACUAGUUGUCUAACGGGGUCUAACAAAUGUGCCUGUAGGCAGCUGGGGCGCUGUGCUUGCUUUUUACAGCAGACAUCAGAAAAUUCCAUCUCCCACAAACCCUUGCUGUUGCCUUAAGUCCCUGCUUACAGGAAAGACUCCGUCAUACUAUAGAAAUUAUAUUGGUUCGUUCUGGUUUGGCGAGGGCUCAUUAAAAAUCCUGCGCAGCUUUCUAGCAAUCUUAGCAGCAUAUAAUAUGAUUAUAAUUGUUUUUUAUGUAAUCAAAGUGCACUGCAAAGCUUCAAUGAUAAAAUACAUGUAAUCCAGGUGAUGGAAAUAGCAGGCACAACAGGUUCAGUGAUGCAGGUCUGUGACCCAUUGAAUAAAAUAGAUGCAUUCAUAACCCGUCUUUAUCUGCUGUAGUCACUCAGCAGGUUAUUAGUUUAUUUAACUGGCUAAAUCUGACUGCUGACUGUGAGGUGUCUGCUGACUGUGGAGGAUAUAAUGCCAAGGAUAAAGCAAUCAAAUAUAUGUUCUGUGUUCCUCCAUCCUAGAAUGUAAGACUAAACAAAACUGCCUUCAACGUGAGCUUCUCACUCUGACAGCGCUAUGAACAGAUGUGUAAAAAAUGUACAAACCCAAAUAUUGAGCUAAGAGACUCAGUAGCGGGUGGAUAGUUCAUUUUAUUGACUUUAAUCCCUUAAGGACACAUUGCGGAAAUAUUCCGUCAUGAUUCCCUUUUAUUCCAGAAGUUUUGUCCUUAAGGGGUUAGAUCACUGAAGACGCUUUUAAAUCCAAAAUAAGUGUUACCUGCAUUAAUAUGCUCCUCUGUACAAAAAUGUAUUAAUUAUGAUAUCAGAUUUAACCCAUUUACCCUCUUACUUUCACUUUAUAAUAAAUCUCUAUGAAAUAUGUACACAUCAUUAGAUUAUUGCCUUGUGCUGUCAGAUUGACAGUAAGGAUACUGGUGGGGGGAGAGGUCUUGGUCUACGUGUUCUAUAACAGUCUCUUUGCAACGGUGACAUACAUCUCUCUGGAUCCAAAUUGUGCUCAGUCUAAAUUAUGAUGCUAUAGUCCAGCAACUUCUAACUUAAUCAAUGUCUGGCAAAUGAGAGUAGCUGAAAAAGAUCUGUGUAACUCGAGCUACAGAUGCCCGAACCCUUUACCAGAAAAAAUAUGAUGGGGGACUCUUAGUUAUAUUGCUAUCAAAGUAAUUUUCGGCAUUUAAAUUAUUUAUUGAGACACAUGACUUAACAAUAUGAUCUCUAUGCUUUCUGUUUUCUGCAGGACACAUAAGAAAAUUGACUUCAGUAGACCUCAUGUUCAACGCACGUUUUAUGGACAGAAUGGGCACCAUCCAGUGGGACUCUCCCGUGUUAGUCUUCCUGCCCAUCUAUUCAGUCCUUAUAACUACGUCAUCAGAAAAAGAACCCUCGUUGCAACUGGCCAGGUGUAUAAUAUCAUAUAAUAAUUCUCAAGGGGCUCUGCAGAGACCAUGAAAUACAUUUGUAUAUUUUGUAUUAUAUUCUUUGGAACUGAGAAGACUAUAAGUUCUGUAUAUAAAGUGUAAAUUAGACGGUUAUUGAAGUGAUUAAUCAAACAAAAAGCAAUAAUAUGCUUUCUCCCAAAUUCAUAAAUAAAUAGGUGAAAAUGUUACAUGUUUUUUUUUUUACUAAACAGCCCAGGGUAAAUAAAGUGAUAUAGACCCAGUAAAAUGUUCUUGUGGCCUGCGAGAGUGACCAAAUUCAAACGUAUUCUCAUUUCUUAGCUUGCAGUGGAAUGAGGGACAUGGGGCCUAAGGUUGACAGAUACCCUCAGGUCUCCAAAAAACGUACACAAUACUUUGCGAGUGGGAAAUAAGCAGUUUAAAAAGAUCAGAACCAUUUUCUUCUUCAAGAGAGCUUAAUGUGAAAUCUGGUGCCGAGAGUUGCCAUCUUAUUGAGCAAGGAUUUUUGAUUUCGAUCCAUAGAAGACAACACAUUAACAAUAGGACAAUCCAAGUGCCACCAAUCUAUUGCAGUCCCACUCCAAUGCAGCAUACCGCCAAGCAGAAGCUUAUUGUUGGAUAAAAUCCAAGACUGGUUUAUUGAAGCACACAAUGCAAUGUUUCGACUAACAAAAACCCGUUUGCAAACUAGAAACUUGCAAGUUGCACUUUAAUUCUGAUUUGGCUUACUGGGUUAUUUAUUCUUUCUCUCAGGUCCAACUGUUGUUCUUCUGUUCCAUACAUUAUGAUGUAAACAAUUAAAAACACUUACUACAAAAUAAAAAGUGCCACUACAUUUUGACCAACCAUGGUCCCAGCCUAUCUUGAAUGCCGGUUAUGCUUGACUCGUUUCUAUUUUUUCACUUUGUUUAUUUCUACAAUAUUUAGUGAGGGUUAUAAUUUGGUCGUAAUAUAAUAUAUAGUAUAAUGAUCAGAUCAUAAGUGUGUGUGCGCACAUGUACCCUCUUGCCAAACACAUUUUAGAUAACCCCUUACACACAGCAAACAAUAUUACAAAGUUGUCUCCCUCCCACACACAUAUAUUAUAUGGUUCCAACAACACAUAGCUGGGUAGCAUUUGUGAGCCCGAGGUUCCCUGCAGGGUCUGCCCUUGUUGGGCUGGCUAAAAUGAUUGGCAGGCAGCCUGGCUUGCAUUCACACUAGUCAGACCUGCCUGUGGGGAGGCCGAACCGACCCCUUGUGGGCGGUGUCCGCAUCACUAUAACGUCACUGGCACCCCCUGCCACCGGCGUUCCGAUUCUUGGACUGCCUUCGUUGGGAGGUAUUUAUAUCUGUUUAACAAUGUAUAUAGAAUUGAAUUGUAUAUGUCUACUAUUAUAUGUGAAGAGAGGAGAGAAAUAUUUUAUGAAUAAUAAAUAUAAACAUUUUUAAAUAUGAAAUGUGUGGAGAAGGUUAUCUUUAACCACGCCUGAUCUGCAGCUUAUCAAACAUUAUUGUCC
This is a messenger RNA of Pelobates cultripes (western spadefoot toad), 93096 nucleotides long. NCBI's taxonomy places the organism in Eukaryota, Metazoa, Chordata, Amphibia, Anura, Pelobatidae. The record is from the annotation of a GenBank genome assembly.